ACAGGAGAGGUGGCGAAGUUUUGCAAGGGGAUAUUUACUCCAUAGGAGGGACUGAGGGAGAGUUGUGGAAAAGGAGCUCAAAGUGCUUUAUGCGACGACGGCUCGAAAGGCGACCUUCGGCCUCCCUCGGAAACCAAUUGCGCCGCCUCCUGUCGCGACAAGGAGCGUUUCAAAGUGUGGCAAUUCCAGAUUCAGACGAGGAUUAAUUGGUGCCUUUUCCUCUUCUGAGAAAAAGGCGACGCCUGCGUUUGACCUCGGCUGCUUUCGAGCUCUCUUCCUUCACUUCACAAAGAGAGAGAGAGGCGGGCGAGUUGGGGGGUCAAAUGGAGGUUAAAAUGGUCCUUGGGAUUGUGUGGAAAAGACUCGCUCCUCAUAUUAAUCUAAUCCCUCCAUUUCCCCCUUGCUGUUCUUGGUUAUGGGUGACGUGAAAGAAAGGCAAGGAUCGUGCGCGGGUUGGUUGUGUUACUGGCAGUGGGCAGGAGCGUGUGGAUUUGCCGCCCAGCUCCAACUUCCCACCGGUCUUCCGGCCACAGCUGAAAAGUUGCGCCUUUGCUUUCACCCGCCUCUGCCCCCCAAAGCACCCCCCAUUCUCAGCGGCACAAGCGACAGGCAUGGCGCGGAGAGGCGCUUCUGCGUGUUUGGCCUGAAAGCGCUGGCGAGCCGCACGGUGGUCGUGGCCCUUUAAGAAGCCCGGGGAGCGGGGCUGGAUCGGAGAGCGCCAUAACCACACCGCCUGCGCCUGAGUGGGAUAGGCUGCUUUGGCAGGGAUGGGCUGGGAGGAGCCCUCCUGCAUCUGCAAACUCUGGCCAGGGAAAGAGCGAAGGGGGUAGAGCUGGGGGGGGGGGAGGAGGAAGAGGAAGCAGAAGCAAGAAAGGGGAAAGGGGGGGGGGACACAGGCAGGCGCCGAGGGUGCUGUGGGGCUCAGGCUCGCCUAUCCCUUAGCAGCGCAAUCUCUGCAACCGCUGCGUUUAAAAGUUUAUGCGCUUUGGGUCCAGGAGCGUUGGCUGCGCCGACCCUCCCGGAGGAGGGGUUUCUUUCGUCUUAUCUUCCCCUCUACCCGUCUCCGAGAUUUACACUCCUUCCCUCCCCCCUCCCGCUUUAUUUUGUUACUUGCUUCUGGGGUUCGUGUUGCAGAGGACCAGCGCUAUGCCCCGGAAGAGUAUCUUGGAGGUGAAGGUGCUGGACGUGCAGAAGCGGCGAAUUCCCAACAAACACUAUGUGAGUGAGCGUGGCAUGUGUGUUGGUGUGUAAGUGUAACCCGCGGUCGGGUGGGGAGAAUUGCUGAGAGCGCCUUGAAAUCCUCCAGCCCACUGUUUCUCAAACUUGGGUCCCCAGAUGUUGUGGGACUGCAGCCGUUCAUUUUCCUCACAUGCUGGGGCAGAUCUGCUGCCCUUGAUACAGCUGCUUUGCUGGGAUUUCGCACGGGCAUCUUCCCCCUUCGUGUGUUUUUUUUUUGGGGGGGGGGGCGUUGGCUGCAGCUCCCUAGCUAGCAGAGAGGCGAUGGGGUCGCCUCCCCGCAGCCGCUUCUGUGCGGUCUCUUCCAUUCCCUCCUGGAUCCACUGUGAGUGCAUGUUGUAGCUGGAAUGGUCUGUCUGUGCACACACUGCAACUUCCUAGCAAGCCAGGCAGGAAGUUCUUGCCGCCUGGCUCUUUCUUUUCUUUCACCAGCGUUGACAUUACAAAGGCAGGAUUGUGCAUGUUGACCAGCCCGUCACUUUAAAUCUCUGGCCAGUGCUCUGGACGGGUCCCAUCGUGGGAUGGGCAAGCAUAAGUCUCCCUUGGCGUUUGCUUUUAAUGGUUUGCUUGGAAAGUUAAACUGCUGGAGGGGAUCUGGAGAGCAGCUGCUCUCCUGGCAGAGAAAUCUACAUGGGUUUCUUCUUUCUCAGAAAGGAAAGUAGUGGCUUUCCUGCCAGAUUUGUGUUCAGCAGCCUAGAAGUGCAUCUGUAGGGUGUGUGAGAAGUUUGCUCAGAUUUCGAUAUACCCAGGCAAGAAGACCUCUGGUACUCCCUGCUUUUGUGCCCGCUAUGCUUUACAGGCAUUGUAAGGCUGUGGGAACCUGGCUGCAAUGUGUCAGAACUGUCAGAUUCUGUUUGGAGUGUGUAUCCGUUGGGGCUGGUGACUGGCAGGUUGGGUGCUGCAGCUUGUCAUUUCCCCUAAACUGGGGUAUGCCUGCUGAAUAGCAAACACCUCCCCUUCUUGCAGGGUCUGUUCUCCCACUUUUAAUAUCCUGCCUGUUCUGUGCUGAAUCCUUAACACAAAUAUUUCGUGCAUUAUAGAUUGCGAGGGAACACAGUCUCUACCCAAAGAGUUGACUGGCAACUCUGUUAAAGAAUCUAUGGCAAUGUUUAAUUCAUUCACAACACACACACACACACACACACACACACACACAUGCACACACACACACACACACACACACACACACGGAGCUGGAGGGGUGAGACUGUGCAAAUAGAGACAGCAGAGAUGGAAGGUUGUGCUUCACAUAUGGGAACCUGAUUGUUUCUGAGAAUAAUGAAAAAAGGAGUUAAGUUAGGAGGCAGCCAGGAGGAUGCAGAGGAGAACAAGGAGUGAAUGGUAGCAUAGGAUGAAACAUGAGUAGAAAAUGCAGGUCUUUUAAUUCCAUAUUGGUGCAGCAAUCUUUCACUAUACCUACCCCUAAUGGUAUAAUGAUCCCUCCCCUGCCCUUUUGAGAUAAAAAAACUAUGAUACUGUGAUAGUUUUCAUAUAUUUAUACUGUUCUCAGCAACAAUUGUCACUUUGCUUUAGAAUGUCAUAACAAUCUGACCUUUUAUUUUAUUGCAUUUAUAUCCCACUUUUCUCCAAAGGAGCUUAAGGUGGUAUACAGGGUUCCCCAUUUUUAUCACCACAAUGUAAUUGUGAGUUAGGCUAGGCAGAGAGAGAGAGAGAUGGACUUGGCAGAGACCACUCAAUAAGCUACUGAGAAAAAAUUUGAACCUGGUCUCUGAGCUCCAACUUUGUUCUCUUCAGAUGUUGUUUGACUCCCAACUCCCAUUAGUGCUAGCCAGCACAACCAGUAGUCAGGAGUGAUGGGGAUUUACAGUCCAAAAAACCUUUGGAGGGCACCAGGUUGGGGAGGGCUACUUUAACCACUGCACCACAGCUACAAUCUGCCAAAUUUUGAUAGUGGAGAAGGCAACACAGGGAAGCGGGUGGGGAGAGGAAGAUAAACAAAGGAAACAAGUAGUGGGGAUGAUCUACAGUACAAUCCUAUGCCAAUAAACUAUUGUGUCCAUUAGAGUUUACUCCUUGUUAAAUAUGUUUAGGAUUUCAGCCAAAAUGCAGUUGCAGACAUGUGCUUUAGAACUGGCUGUAGUUGGAGAUGAGAUUCUACUUACUUAAAAAUAUUGAUGAUGAUGAUUAUUAAUUAAUUAGAUUUAUAUACCACCCUUCCUCACAAGAUCUCAAGGCGGUUCACAGGUUAAAAAUACAAGGUAUAAACACCAGUUAAUAAUUAAAACAAAAACAAAAAAGCAAUACCCCCUUCCACAAACACAUUUAAAAGCCUCUUCUACUAGAUUGCUGCUGCUUUUUAUAACGCUUGCUUUUUAAAAUACCUUGCUUAUAGCAUGACAUUUCCUUGUGUAUCUUAUUAGACUGGGACAGAAUUACUGGUAGGUCUUGCUUUUACUCUUCACUAUGGAUAAUUUCUUUUGUUUCUUAAAAGUGAAUGCUGCCUUUGCACCAAAUGAUGCUAUAGUGCUGGCCACAUUCAUCCUUUGAAAUACAUUCCUGAGUUGACUGGAAUAGGUUUUUUUAAUCUUUGGAAGGAUCUGCCAGUGACUACAGAUAGAGAUGCUCUUAGCUGUGUUCUAGUUCUGUCUGGGACAUCAUAGUAUGGAGGAAAUGCAUAAUCAAAGGGGGGAAAGAUGGUAGGCUCUUAAACAUAAGAGAAAAAGUGAGUCAUUUGGGAAAAGACAAUCCUUUAAAUCAGAAGGAAAACCAAGAAGAAAUUGUUUCCUGUAAUGAAGGAUAGGCGAAGUGAAUCAGUUUGGUAUAGCUCUUCAGUUCAGAUAGACAUAAGAUUUGAUUAUCAUACCCCAGAGGUUUUCAACCUUUUUGAGUCCACGGCUCCCUUAACCAAUUGCAUUCUUUCUGUGGCACUCCUGUGGGGCUCAGGAGCCCAGUUAUGUCACGCCUUGCCUGCAGAGCUGGCAGCCUCUCACCCUUUUUUGAAGACCCUCCCUUGUGGAGUGUUCCCUCAGCCUCUUCUCUCCCUUUUCCUUGGGAGUCCUUGGGGCAGCCGUCCCUUGUCCAUGAGCUGACCCCCGCCCCAAAGAGAGGUGUUUCCCAGAGGCACCAUUCACCUAUGGAGCUUAUGGCCAGGGCUGCUGCAACAAACAGCUGUGCAAGCCUUUGGGAGGCAGAGACAAGAGAGGGCAUCAGAGCAGGGAGGGAAGGAAAGAGGGAUGGAGGCCAGUGUUGCCCACGGCACCCCUGACCAUCAUUCUAGGCACCCCAGGGUGCCACAGCACACUGGUUGAAAAACACUGUCAUACCCUAAUGACCUGUUGUUGUUUAAAUGAAGCAGUCCCGCUUUCUAGCUGACUGUAGGGUUGGGCAGUUGUUUGUAUCUUGGUGAAUUCAAAUGCCAUGGUUGCUACUGCAGAAAUCAGCUCUGUAAUUUGCACUCCCUCCUUCCUUUGAGUAGAUUAAUUCCUUGGUCUCCUUUCCCAGCUCUGAAAGUUUUGGAGGUGGAGGAGGAAAAGGGGCUUGUACCCAACCUCCCAGUAAGAUGCAGUGUGAGAUCAGGAACUUGUGUUGCAAUCCCCUAUGCAUGCUUACCUGAGAGUAAGCACCAGUGAGCACAAUGGGACUCCUGUGCGAAAAUGCACCGAAUUGUUCUUAAGGGUAAGGUCCUGACAACCAAUCUUUGCUUGACUACCAAGACCCAAACCAAAUUUGUGGGUCUCCACUGAGUGCAUUUGCAUACAUGUUACUGUGUGCAACCUGCACACUGGGAUUGUGUGUUAUGAAAAAUCAGCUUGCUCACAAACUGCCCUCUUGCAUCAGACCGAAAUAUCCAUCUAGUCAAGCAUUUGGUUUCCAUCUGCUCACCAGCUGCCUCAGCGUGGUUAAUUGUGAUUUUGGAUUUUAGAAGCAAAUAUUAAGAUGGGAAAUACACUUCAUGCUAGCCAAUGUGUGUUCUCAAACAGCACUUGCAAUGGGAAAAUUGGGGUGGGAAUAGGAAUUCUGCCCUGUAAAUUUCUUCCUCACUUUUUUUUAAUGAAAAAAGCUUAAUCAGUGUUGAUUCCAAUUGGGCAGCCCUGCGGGGGGGUGUACUAAAAGUGUGUGUGUGGGGGGAGAGAGAGAGAGAGAGAGAGAGAGAGAGAGAACCAUUUGCAGGGGAGAACUGAUGAACAGGGAAAGGGUUAAGCAUCCUUCUGUGCUGGUUCUCACCUGCAAAUACCUCCCCCCCCCCCCAUUAGUAUUACAAGGCAAAUAAGGAUGAUAAUGAUAUGGUGGCUCUAGAACCUAUAUUUAUUUUAUGUCCAAAGAUUUCUGCUGGCCAUAUAUAUCCAAUGAGUUCCUUCAGACAAGUUCAGCUCUUUGUCUGCAUACCUGGGACUGUUUGCACGGAGCAAGAAUAUGUUGUGUGAACUAGGCCUGAUGCUCAUUGUUAUUUACACAGAUCUUUUUUUUCUGUCUUGCCCUUCCUCCAGUUAUUUAUGAUGGAAAAAAUACUGACUUCUCCCUUUUGGAGUAGCAUGAAAAUGGUUGGUGAUGUCAUAAUUCCUCUUCAAAUUACAGUACUGCUCUAAGUGAAGGAUUAAAGGCUGCCUUCCCUCUUGGCAACUGUGAGCCUUCCUCUUCUUCCAGCAAUGGAAAAUAUCCACCACAAAUAUGUUUGCUCUCAUUUGAUUCCUUAGAUGAUUCUUUAACAGUUAAAAGUUUUUAGCCCUUGAAAAGAGAAUGAACUUAUGAUUCUGUAUUUCAGCUCUGACAACCUUUGCAGGAAUAUCUGUGUUGUGGUUGAUUUGAAAUUGGUUGCUGCUGACCUUUACACACCAAGACUAGACCUUUGUUCUUUACCUUGUACCUGAGCUAGGAGUCUUUCACCCUAUUUUUAAAUGUUCACAUAUGCUUUCCACUCGUCCCAGUGGAUGAAAAUAAAGGAUGAGAUUUCCUUUGGAAUCCAUAGUUUUUCAGCUUGCCAUGUAUUUCCAUCUUUUGAAGGGCAGGUGUGAAAAUAAAGGACAAUUUUAGGAGUCUUCUUUUGUCUCUGGAAUCCUAUGUUGUUUUGUUUCUGAAACUUUGAAACCUUCACACCCACACACAUUUAAAUUGAUGUGAUUAUACCAUCAACCUGCAGAUAGAAGACAUCUCCAAACAUAUUCUUAUCUAAGAGGCUUUGUCUGUGAAUUAAGAGGUCACCAGCAAUGAGAUCUUACUACUUUGGUACAUGCACUGUUUCUUCACUGGUGACAUUCCAGUGAUUCCAAAGCACAAGAACCCCACUCCAACAAUAGUUGUGGAAAAAUAAUUAGAAUUGUUCAGAGAAAGCUUGAAUGGGAAAGAUUCGCAAGGCCAUUCUCUCUCUCCCUCCGCCCCCAUUUCAUCAUGGACAGUUGUACAUGCAUACAUACAGUGACCACAUGAAGAAUGGUAAACCAGUUUGUACCCUUAGGCAGCCUGCAACCAUCUCUGUGCCCAGGUGCUAAAAAAAGUACAGUUGGGCAAUGUAGUUGCACUAAACUUUCGGCCAUGAAGCUCACUGUGUGGCCAUUGCCAGGCACACUGUUUCUCAGCCUAAACUACCACAAGUGGACAAAUGGUGUAAGCUGCUGCCUUCAGUUCGUUAGAGGAAUAAAUGCAUUUAUUCUGUUUCUGUUUCUGAAACCCUGUGAACUAGAUUAACGUUGAAGUGAAAGAGAACAGUGUUUGCCCUUGAAUCUGUACAUAAGAACAAGACAGAUUCCCAAAGACAGUUAAUUAUAUACACUCCAAACCUAUUUUUACACAAUAAGUGGAGAGGCUGAGUCAUCUUGCUGUUGGCUACCUACAAGGCUCUUUCUGUGAGGUUGGAGCCAACCGUAAAUAGGCCUGUUAGGCCUUCUCAACUACUUUGAGCACAGACCUGCCUUUCUCUUCCCUGAAGGCAGUUUCUUAGUAUUCAUGAGUUUGGAAAACUCCCUACUUUCAGAGUGUCAUAGUCUGACCUAGAAAUGACCUGUGCAUUCCCCACCCCUACCCCUAGACAGACAAACAGUUGCACUUAAUUCUAUGGAAAGUUCUAUUUUCAGCUGUGGGGCAGUAAUGGGGAGACUGGUUCUGAGAAAAGACUGAGGAAGAUGUGGCCUUGAGUAACAGUUGCUACUCAUUUAUUGAGUGCUCGGAAGAUCUGAUGUUUGAGGAUCUGCUUCUGUCCUCAUAUAUCUCUGUGGUGGCUGUAACAGAGUGCAGAGUUAAACUUGCAUAUAACUUUUGUUUCUUCCUCCUCCCCACAUCCCCUCAGCUUUGGAGAAACCUGCUUCAAAUGAACUUGUUGCAUCUAGUUAGUGGGGUUAUGAUAUCAAAUCUGUGUUUCAUAAUGAACUUAACCUUUUCUCUCAUCUCAUGGUUGAUGAAUGGGUCAACACCUGUUUGGGCAAUGGGUCAGCUUUGUGUUUAGGGAUCUGAACUUUUGCCUUGUGUUGCCGAACAGUCUGAAGACAGAUAUUGAUUGAGUCUGGGAGGAGUGUAAGUGUGGAGGAGGAGGAGGAGGAGGAAGGCAAAAGUGAACUAUUUAGUACAGGUGUGGGAAACCUUUGGUCCUCUAGAUGUUGCCGAAUGACAACUCUUAUAAUCCCUGGCCAUUGGCCAUGCUUGCCAGCGCUGAUGGCAGUUGUAGUUUAGAAACAUCUGGAGAGCCAAAUGUUCCCCACUCUUGAAUUAGUACCAUGGCUCCAACUGAUCUAGAUUAAUCCCUGGAUUUCUCAGUGGCAACCUCAAAAAGAGGACUGUUGUACUUGUUUGCAGUCUGCAUGCAACUGCUGAGACUUGAAGGGAAAGGCUGUGUGUUAAGAGUACAAGGCCUGUUAUCCUAUGUCUGUGCCCUUAAUCCUCUCAAACACAGUAAAUAAAGCACAAGACACUUUCUUCUUUACAAAAAUAUCAGUAAUCUGGUUCCUUUUCUAUAGGAACACUUACAUGGGGCCAGGGUUCAGGAAUACAAUUUAAAAAAGUAUAGAUACCACAACAUACUGCUCCACAACUUACAAGAUGGAGAUGCUAUUAUGGCUCUGAAUUUAGAGAUGAGCUAGGAGCCGGUGUGAAGUGACAUAUGUUGGUGUGGUUGGACUAGAAGAUUGGCAAUGCUAGACUUCCAGUGUUAUUGGGCAUUGUUAAGAACAUUUUUCUCUUCCACAGCUGACAAAGGGUUACAUCUUUUUGUAGCUGUUAACAGUUUUUCUUCUAAUAAUGCUAGCAAGUAGAUGAAUGCAUUGGAAAUAAGCUCUUGAUGGAUGUCUUAGUAAUGGAGUUUGCUAGUGAUGCCAGACCAGUAAUGAAUGAUGGAUGAGAAAAGUAAGUGAUUGAAAUCUUUAUUUUUAAAAUAUGAGGACAGAUAAAGCGCUCCUUUUGUAAGAUUAUGCAUGCGCUGCUCCAAGCUGCAGCUUUUUAGUUGGGGGCAGUGACUGGUCUAGCACAACAUUGCUGAUUCUAUUACAUUGAAAUACAUUGGUAUUUCCUGCAACGUACAACCAAACCACUGCACUAUAUGAAUUACAAGUGGCUGGACUUCUGUGUUAGCACUCAUCUGAAGGCAUAUUGGCUCAUGAACUGGUGCAUUUGCAGAAAUUGCUGAUAUGAUAUCCUCUUUUGUUUAGGUCGAUGACUGUAAGGUGAGUUGAAGAUACCCCCCCAAUAGGUGCUUUGUAAUGUCGACUUUGGGUGAUUUAGGCAGUUGUUCAGUGCUGAGCUGUGCCAGGCAUCGGAUUAUCAUUUGGUAGUAUAGGAAGGUAUGAGAUGUGGCCUGGUGCCUUAUCUAACAGUACUGGCAUUGUGUAAACUUACAUCUGGUCCUGAAACAUGCCACAAAGCUGCUACCAUGAAAAUUCUGAAAUGUGAGUACAGAUGGAGCAUUACUCUUCUGGCUUCCCUAUCUCUAAAUAGGCAGAAAAUGUGGAGGGGUUGUCUUCCAAAUGAAACAUGGGAUCCCUGAUCCACUAUUUCCAUGGCUUGCCCUGCAUUUAUCCCCAAGUCACUGAUAAAGUCAAAUUUUAUUUUCUAAACCCACUUGUGCACACUUAAAAUGUACUUGUUUUGCAGGAUGUGGUUGCCAAUAAACUGAAAGUAUUUGAAGAAGAAAACAAUACCCCCUCAAUGUAAACUUUGGUUAGACUCUAGUCCUGUUGGACUCCUGUGGUGUGUCUUCCUCUUACCGCCUGGUUUGUCUCAAGACCACCGGCUCUGUUCUUGCUAAAAGGUUCUGGCACUUGGUUCCCCUGUUGAUAAUGCUAAGUGAUGCCACAUCUGAUGAACUUGGUAAAUUCCCCCUGACUUCUGGUGUAAGUUCAUAUUGAAAGAAUCAUGUGGCUUCAAGAGUGGAGAUGGGGGUUGUGACUCGCUGGGUUUUAUUUCUCCCUAUUCAGUUGCUUUGAGGGUUUUUUCCCCCUCUCUCUGACAGCUCUGUUACAGUUGGACAGAUACCAUUUGCAUUUCUCUAGCAGCUUGUCACUCUUGGCAGUUUUCCUUUUGGCUAUUUUUUUCCAGUCCCGUUUCCUUCAAUAUGUGGUUGCUACAGCUAGUGAAGGGACAUGGAAGAUUGGGAGGGAAUUGUAUUAUAUAGAUGAGAUCAUACAAGGAGGUAUCUGUGAGGAACAAUAUUCUUUUGAGCCAGGACAUCACCCAGAAAGAUAUUUUCCUUCUCCAUAUACAGCAAGGUUUUAAUUAGUCAGGGGUUAAGCUUGACGAUACAAAGACUUCUUAAAACCCAACUUGGUUAAAUGCCCAUCAUGUUUUAAAUGUUUGUAAUAUAACACACAGGCAUAUUUUAUAUAUAAAACCACAAAUUAAACACAUAAUUAGCAAGAGACGGCACCUCCUAUCUAUGUUGGAGAUCAAUCCUAGUAGUAUUUUAUGUUGUUGAAAGUGAUUCUCCCCCCCCCCCCCUUGAAAAUACAUGGAGAACGUACCACAUUUUAAUUUUCAUAUUAUUCACAUAAGGCACCAGUGUAAGAGCAGGGCCUCCAGGUGCCAGGCAGAUUCUCAUGGGAGCAGUUUCUGAGGUAAUGUGGUCCCAAGCCAUUUAGGGCACAGGUGGGUAGAGUUCAGAUUGGUAGGAUCUACUUUGCUUUUUACUAGGUUCAAGAGAUAAAGAAUGAUGAGCCCAGGACUUUCUUUUGAAGACUAGAACUUCCACGCACAAAAUCCAGCCCUGCUUAUUUCCUCCCCAAUUUUUUCAGCGACAUAAUUGGUGGUGGUGGUGGUAAAUUAUUUUGUUCUUAGCAUUGGUCAACAUUUGGGAGUCAGAAACAUUUGUCCAUAGUGUAUGAAAUAAAUUAUUAUUAAUUUCCAAUUCUUACUGAUAAGCAAGCCCUACAAAUUAGCCAGUUGAUUUUUCCUUCUACCUAGAAGUCAUAGCUGGUAUGGUGAUCUGAAGUUAGGACAUUGGGUUUUCAACAGGGGAGCCUUCCUUUAGAUGUAAGAAGAGCCCGGCUGGAUCAGACAAAGGCCUGUCUAGUUCAGCCUUCUAUUUACACAGUAACCAAUAAAAUGCUCAUGGGAAGCCCAUAAGCAAGACAUGAGUAUGGUGAAAUUUGUGGUGUGCAGUAUAUGUGUUCUUGUCAUGCAUUGGAUGCUGCUUUGAGCAGGUUGCUAGUUACCUCAUUCAGCUCCAGUGUCCCACUAUGCAUAUGAAAUUAUCAAAAUGGUGAGUGUGUGGGCCAAUCCACGAUUUCAGUGUGCAUGAGUCAUACUGAUCACGGAAUGAUUAGUUAAAAGGUUGCUGGGAAAGUUCCCCUUCUUUCUUAAUGUCUUCCUGGGAUGUGCAAAUCAGACACACAGUCCCCUUCUGCAGUAUGAUCAAGCAUGCAGAGGCUAUCUCUGGCUAAUAAAGUGUUCCAUUUCCUCUAGAGGACUCCCAAGAUGCACUUGGUUCACCAAAAGGGCUUGCCGCAAAGCAGCCAGCAUGACAUCAUUUAGGUCUUUGGCCCCCAGAAGUUCUGGCUCGCUAAGCAUUCUAUAGCAUUUCAGUAAUGGAUCACUUUUGGCAGCCUGCCUAGAGAGAGAGAGAGAGAGGGAGAGAGCCUUCUACUGAGGCUGGAAAAGCCUGUAUAUCUUUGUUGCUUUCCCUUCUUUAUGCUGCCUGUAUUUCAAGCCUAUUCUCAUGAGACUUUAAUCAGAUUUGUGGAAACUACUUACAGGGGACUGAUUUUAUUUAAAGCUCAGAGUAGUUAAACAAAACCUGGGAAAGUAAGAGAUUGCAAUACAAUACUGGAGGGUGGGGGAAAGAAAAGUGUGUGUGUGAGAGAGAAAUCCACAUCCAUCUUGCAAAAGCGAUAAUUUUGACUUCCUACUUGGGGUUUUCGAAAUGGUAUCUUUGCUAGGAUUGUAAAGGACUGGGGUGAAGCUGGACCAGAUCUUCAGGGGUGCUCUUUUCCUUCAAAUGGGAAUUGAUGCAUCCCUAGUCUCGUGUGUGUGUGUGUGUGUGUGUGUGUGUGUGUGUGUGUGUGUGGUGCACACUCAGACAUGAAAUUCAGCAAUAUACAGCAUGGAGCAUCUGGUACCUGUUGCUAAGGGGUGCUUUGUAUGUGAUUCUGGCCACUGAAGGCAAAGAAUGGAGAGCAGGAGAAGAAAAAGUUAUAGAGAGGGACUUGACUGCAACAUGACAAACGUUAAAUGUGUAGGUGCAACAGAGAAAGGAGUGGAGGAGAUGGGGGUAGCCUAGGAAAUAGAAUGGAUGCUCUCCAGAAACAGAAGGUUGUGUGUACAUUGGGGGGGGGGGGGAGAUGUUUCAGGGAUUUGUGGGCAAGGUAGCAAAAGUGGUUGAGCUGUUAUUGUAACUGAACUGGAAUACCAGCCAUAGAGAAGUAUGUAACCAAGUGCAGUUUAUAGGUCCCACUUCCAAGCAGAUGGUGGUCCUUCUGCACAUGGGAGUCACACCAGAAUUGUUAUUGCAGCUUCAGGGGGAGGAGAGCAAAAGGAAAGAAUGAAAUAAGCUGCAGGCUCCCAGUAGAGGUUCCAUUUCUGUGACCUUGUCUGUGGUGGGAGUGACCUGCAUAGGUAAGCUCAACCAGUAACAAAAGCUUUGAGAUGGAAUAAAGUUAACAUUUAAUAUGUAUUUUCACAAAAUAUACAGAGAAGCUUUAUCAGAGAGAAACAUGUUGGUAUAUGCUUCUGUUGGUCAGAAUGCUGGUUAAUAGUCCAGGAAGAACUGUUGAUGUUUCUUUGUUGCCAUGGAGGCUAAUAAUUAGGAGAUGGCUUCCUGAUCAUCAGGAACUUCCUUGCGACCAUCAGGGCUUGGAGAGGGUGAUUUCUUGUUAACUGAAGGGAGUGGAUGACAGCUGUGUGUGUUUGGAGAGGAGGAGAAGCUGCUGUUUUUGGUUUGGAAGAGGUGGAGAGAGGAAAGUUUCUGGCAAGAGCUAGCAGAAAGUGGGGAUAGCCUUGAGGAUGGGCUGUCCAUGUUUCUCUUUAGACCAGGGCUGGGGAACCUGUGGCCCUAAAGAUUAGACUACAGUUCAAAUCAGUCCUAGCCAACAUGGCCAAUGAUUAGGGCUUAUGGGAGUUUUAGUGCAACAGCAUCUGGAGGGUUUGAGGCUGCCCAUUACUGUCUUAUGAAUCUGUAUUGCUGAGGCCCUUGCUUACUCUCAACUUAUAUUCUGCUUCUCUAUAUAAAAUAAGGUGCCUUUUAUAGUGUUUGUUUUAAGGUGCUCUCAUGCCUGGGAAACCAAGCCUUGUGGCACUGGAACUUUUUAUUUCUCAGGGAUGUGAAUUCAUGGUACUGUGGGGAAAACUUUGUUGCCCCAGGUCAGUCCACCCCUAAAUAGCUAGCAAGGCUGGGUAAAGUGGUUUCAGAUUCUUAGACACAACAAAUAUUGGAUGCAACAUGCUCUUUUUCCCAAGAGGUGAGCAAACAGAGGAAAGCAGUGACAGCAGCAGAACCCCAGGAGGAGAUAUGGCUGUUGUUUGGCAUGGCCAACAGCCAAGACUAACAGCCUGCGAUCUCUAAAUAUUUACCAGUUUUCCCAGGGCAGUAAAUUUUGCAAGUGGGUGGGAAAUUAGCUAACUCUGAAGAACAUUCACAGGGAGCAUAUUCCUGAUGCUUUUAAUCCCUGUCCGCUCUGUGCCACCAUUGCACUCCGGCCUUUGGGAUUGUAGUGUUGGUGAUAAAUUUACUUAAGUCUGUGUGCAGGGACUGGAAGCCAAAUUUAGAUGAUAAUGAAGCGAGGCUUGCUCUUGUCCCUUUCCAAGACUCGAAUUUGUGGCUACAGACAAUGUGUAUGAAGGAUAUCAAACUGCUAGUCAUAGAUAUUGAUGAAAGCAGCUACUUAGAAAUGGGAAUGAUUAAGCGGUAUAGAAAUGUGUUAAACAGGCAAACAAACAGUUGUGAAACAACGUCAGAUACAUUAAUUUUGCCCGCGUGAGGGUUCUUCAUUGUGGGGCUUCAUUUAUCUUGAGCAUCCAUUAGGAAGAUCAAGCCAAGAUGUUUCCCAGCAGCACAACCCUGAAGGUUCCAGGGCAGCGUGGAUGAAGCCUAUAGCAGUGAUUGUACAGUACUCCCUGCAGUUGCUGUUGAGCACCAAUUUUUUAAAAACUCAGUCCACGGUGAAGCCAGGAAGUGUUCCCCUAGCUGUUACAGAUGUUAUCACAUAGCUGGCUCUUAUUUGUUCUAUUGCAUCAUCAUACAGCCAAACUGGAAGCCCUGUUCACACAAUUGUGCACCAACUGUGCUUUGACUGUAAAGUGGGGCUGUGCCUUUUAGCUCUGUCCCUGGGAGCACAUCUGUUUUCCUGGAACAAAAUUGCAUUGUGUGCGGUUGCCUGGAAAGAAACAAGAAACCUGCAAGGUUCUGCUUGCUUUUAGAGGGGCUCCAUGCAGCUGGCACACCUGCACAGCUGGGUGGCCUGAUUGUGCAGAGCAGCUUCAUGUGUGGAGCAGCUCAUGCAUUGAGUUUUCACUUACAGACUAUUGUAGACAAUGCACGGUUGUUUUAGGUAGCAGGGUUAAAAGUGUGGUCCUGGUCCUCAGUUAAAACACAGCAGCUCUACAUGUGAGGAAUGUGUGAAUGACAGUUAAUGCUUUCUGACCUCACUUGGGCUUCUCGUGGGUCAAUUUUGAAAAUCAAAGCUAUGGGGAUUACAGAUAAAUCUUUAAAAAGGGCAAGAAAGGUGAGUAAAAAGGACUUUCAUUAAAGCGGCCCCUUUCAAUACAAAAAAGGUUUGCAUAUAAAUGAUGCAAAGAAACCACCCCCAGCUACUGCCCUUUCUGAAUAGCUGCCCAGACAAUGAUCAUCUUCUAAGGAUUAAUUAAAGUAUCUCUUUAAUGGACUAUGGAAGCAUCUUAACAGCGUUUUGAUGUGAUCCAAGUUCCCUAAAGUGUCUUUCUUCUUCCCCACAGGUAUACAUUAUUAAAGUCACCUGGUCCAAUGGCGCCACUGAAGCAAUUUACCGACGGUACAGCAAGUUCUUUGACCUGCAGGUAAGAUUAUUGCUGUGUUUUUGCCAUAUUCUGGGGUUCCUGUUCUGGAGGGCUAUAACCUAUUAUCUGACCUACGUUUGGGAUGGCGCAGAGUAUUUUGGUCAGGUGAAAGUUUUACACUUUUACAUGACAGCUGCCCUGAAUGGAUUAUGAAGUCCUGUGGCUGGUUCGUCUCCUAUGGUUUUGCAUGCUUAUUGGAAGUGCCAGCAUUAAUGUUGAUCCAUGUCGCACCUUUCCUUCUUUCUGAGAACCACCCUCUUGGUUCCAGACAUGCUGGGGCAGGAUAGUAUCAUAGAAUUGUAGAGUUGUAGGAGACCCCAGGGGUCAUCAAGUCCAACCCCCUGCAAUUCAGGAAUCUCAGUUAAAGCAUCCAUGAUGGCUAUCCAACCUCUGCUGAAGAACCUCCAAGGAAGGAGAGUCUACAACCUCCCGAGUACAGAAGAGGGUGAGCUUUGGGGGUUUGGGGGCGUGUUCCCAAAUGCAAGGAGGCUGCCAGAUAACUAAAGUUAAGAUCUUCCUCUUCAAAAAUGCUUUUUAAAGACAUGUUUUGAUGUUUACUGCAGAUAUUGGACUUCAAAGUUUUACUGGAACCGGGUUAUGUUUUAUUGCUCCUGUUUCCUUUUUGUGUGUUUGAGUUUUAUUUUUGACUGCUGCCUUCAUUGGAGGUUUUACUUGGUAUUAUGGAUUGAUUUUAAUGUUGCCAGCUGCUUUGAAAGUCAGUUUGGCCAAAAAGGAGAUUAGACGUGUAGGAAAUAAAUGAGAGAAGCAGCAGCAAAGAAGCUACUUCACAACUUUGCCAGAGUUGCUUUGGGUCUUCCAUGCUCAGCAUGUGAAUGUGGCCUUUAAAACUGCAACUGCUUUGUUGUGGAGGAGAACUUGCUUUCUCUGAAGCUUCAUAUAAACCCUAAGUUAAGCCCAAGUGCUUCUCGACUUGAGUUACAUGGGUUGGGCAUAAGAUUCACGUGCAAGGUCACAACUGAUGCAUUUUGGCCUGCUCUUAAGGAAGCCUGGAUGUAGUCUGGAUUCCCUCAGUCUUUCCUUCAUGCAUUCCAUGGGCCUUCUGUGUCCAGUGGAGUCACUUGUGUCUAACAGUUAAGACAGGGAUGGAGCUGUGUUUGAUAAACAAGGAAGGUGGCUAGUAGACUUUGCCCCACUUGCCAUGCAAGUAACACAAACCAUUUGCUGUGAAGGUGUGGUGGAUCUGUACAGUUGGGCAAAGGCUCACUUGUUUAUUUUAUCAGGAUUUAUCUUAUUUUAAUCCCUUGCCUGUUAGAUUUUGACCUGAAAAUUUGCCCCAUUUGUCUUCAAGCUCCGGUUUAAAUCUCAUUUCUAAAAGUUGCAAGAUGUCCAUGUCUUCAUAAUGUAUAUGUGAAUUUUGCACAUUUGUCUUUUUCCUACAUGUCUUAAAGUAGCUUUCAGUAAAAAGGGGGGGGGGGGGGAGCCAGUUGUUUGGAAAGUGUUAGUUUUCAUACCCACUACUGCUUCAGAUGUUGCUUUGCUUCCUUGAAUGGUUGUAGAAUGAGGAAUUAAUUUUUUCCAAAAUUGUGUUGAAUUGGUGAUGCUUUAUUUCUGGUGCUUCAGAGUUUGGAUAUUAGCUUAAUAGUGUCUAAAUGUCUAGCAUGCUGAAUUAGGGUGUUUGUUGCUACCAAAUGUUUCAGGCCAUAGUCUGAUGUGGUUACUUGGAACAUGCAGAGUGCGUGUUUGGGGCCAUCUUUUUAAGUGACAUUUCAUUUAGCUCCUGCUCAUUGUGAAUGGAAUCCGUUUCUGGUAAACUGGUGGUCACAAAGUUUUUGUGAGUCUGGUGGGUUUAGUAUCCAGGGGUUAGGAUUCCUAUUUUGAUACAAGCCCCUUCAUUCAGCUCCUUUCUCCAGUUUCUCCGUGAACAAUGACCCUAAUGAAUUAUUUUGCCAGUAAUGCACACCAUGGAAUGUAGAAAGAGAAUUAAUUCAUUGCACAGCAUUGUUGGCAGCAUAAUGCAUUGCAGGUUUCUGGAAAGAGAAUACAUUAUAUUACAGAGUUUUCUUGUUUUUCUGCAGCACAAAUGUGAUACCCAGUUCCAAUUUUAAUGCAUAACUUUCUCUCUCUCUCCUACUUUUGCCCACUGGUUCUGUUAUUAUCAUAUGUAGUAAGUUAAUUUUCGAGGAGGGUGGUUCGGGUGCUGCUAAAGGUAGACAAAACCACAAUGGAGGGUAGGGCUGGCCGAUAUCAUCAUUGCGGUAUAUCACCAGCAAAACAUCGCGGUCUGGCGAUAUACCACAAUGUUGAAAAACCAAGCUGCAUUGGCCUCAGCCUGCGAGGCACCAGGUGAAAUUGCCGCAGGUCUCACUGCGGGAGCUGAGGCGGUUUCACCCCAGUGCCUAGCAGGCUGGGACAACACAGCUUGUUUGUACGGCUCAGCUGGGGCAUGGGAGGGCUCCUGAGCCUUAGGUGAGCCAUUCCUGGUGUUUCCCCCUGCUUGCGUGGGAGCCAGUGCCAGGCUGGAGGAUCCUUUAACUGCUCAGCUGAGGGGAAUGGCAACUGCACAUUCCUCAGCUGAGCAGUUUAAAGAUGCAGAGGGAGAAACAAGCUGUAUUGGCGCCUCGCCGAUGCAGCUUUUUUGUCUCUCUGCGCAGUAUGAGGGCAGAGUGGGAUGGCAGCUUCACUUAGCGAUAGAUAUAUCACUGGUGAAACCGCCACCGCUCCUGAGUCGCUCUGCUAGUAACGCUUGCUGGGGGAAGUCACUAGCAGAGGGACUCAGGAGCUGUGGUGGUUUCAUCAGUGAUAUACCUCUGAGUGAAGCCAACAUCGCGGUCUGCUCCUCAUACUUGUCCUGGGCGAUCUAUUGAUAAAUCGCCUAGGCCUCAUGGAAGGUCUGAUUUGAUCUGAAAGUUGGUGGCAAAAGCCAUACAGAAUAUUCCUAUCUAGUUCUGGACAUAAGAUGAAGAGUGUAUUUUCCAAAGGGAGAUGAGCCAAGGGCACUAGCUGUGCUUUAUGAGCCAGAACACAAACUCUGCUGCAUAGACAAGAGGAAAAUCCCAAGUGAGCACCUGUUAAAAUUGCUUCCAUAGCCUCAUGAUCUGAAUCUGGGCAUUAUAGCAAGUCGCAAACCUAAGGACUAGUUUAUUGAUCAAGUGCCUUGCAACACCUUUUUUUUUCACCUGGAGUCUGCAAAGGUAGUUCACAAAAUUGAUGAAAUACAACUGUUCAGAGGGUAAAAAUCUAUUGGAUGACUCAAGAUCCUUUGAGACUGGGUGGAGGAGAGAAGGUGUACUUGCGAGAUCUCAGCUUGGGAAGGUUCUUCAUCAGCCAUUUAUUUUUGUUUACCUAUAUAAUAGAACAGAUAAGUGCUGCAAUUGUUAUCUGUGGUUUCUUCAUUAUGUUUGCUGUACUGUAAUAUGAAUGGACCACCAGCAAUUACAUCACAGAGAGCACUUUCAGAUCACUUAAACACAAUUAAGUUUCGAAGGACUUGACUCAUAGGCAUUAGAGAGGCUAGUGUGUUAGACUAGGCGUCAGGAGACCAUGUUCAAAUCCUCAAUUAUCAUAUUACAGGUAGGUAGCUAUGUUGGUCUGCCGUAGUCGAAACAAAAUAAAAAAAAUUCUUCCAGUAGCGCCUUAGAGACUAACUUUGUUAUUGGUGUGAGCUUUCGUGUAUAUGCACACUUCUUCAGAUACACUGAAACAGAAGUCACCAGACCCUUAUAUAUAUUGAGAGGGUGGGGAGGGGUAUUACUUAGAAGGGUGGUGGGAAUGGGUGAUUGGCUGAUAAGGUGUGGUAAACCUGUUGAUGACUGUUAACGACUGCAAUUGGUCUUACAGGAAAAAGCAAGGGGUGAGAUGGCUAAAAAUAGCUUUAUCAUGUAUAAUGAGAUAAGAAUCCAAUGACCAGGUCUUUCCAUGGUUUUAAGGUUGGUAAUAAGUUGCAAUUCAGCAACUUCCCUUUCCAGUCUAUUUCUGAAAUUCUUUUGUAAAAAGACAGCUACUUUGAGAUCUUGUAUAGAAUGUCCUGGGAGAGUGAAGUGUGGUGUAGUGGUUAAGAGCGGUAGACUCGUAAUCUGGUGAACCGGGUUCGCGUCUCCGCUCCUCCACAUGCAGCUGCUGGGUGACCUUGGGCCAGUCACACUUCUCUGAAGUCUCUCAGCCCCACUCACCUCACAGAGUGUAUGUUGUGGGGGAGGAAGGGAAAGGAGAAUGUUAGCCGCUUUGAGACUCCUUCGGGUAGUGAUAAAGCGGGAUAUCAAAUCCAAACUCCUCCUUCUCCUCCUCUUCUUCUUCUUCUGGUUUCUCUGUCUUGUGAUUCCUGAUGUCAGUUACCAUGCUGACUGAGUGACUUUGAUCUAGUCACUAUCUCUCAGCCUAACUUACCUCACAUGGUUGUUCUUGUUGAAACAAAAUGGGGUGGGGCAGUGAAUGCUGCUUUGCAGUCACUGAAGACUUGAUAAGUAGCUGAGAUUGUAAUCAGUGGCCUGAAUGGAACAAACUUGCUGAAUUGUACUCCAAUUCCAAUGGAAAUCAAAAUCAUUUUUUUAUGAUACUUGUACUUUCAUGAAUCCUGUUUGCUCUGUAUUUGCUCUUUUGGUUUCUGGCCUCUUUCUCCUUUUCAUACCCCCCCCCCCCCAAUUUCAUACUGCCUUAUACUAGUGAGCCAUAAUUUCUUGUUUUAGAAAAAAACAUCUGGAUCAACGUGUUGUAAAUCCUGGACUUGCUAUUCUCUCCUAGGUUGCUUCAGAUGGAGGAAUGGUUCUCAUAGAACAGACCUUUUUCCUAUUAGCUCAUGUUGUGCUGUGCCAGGCGAUACGAUGUACGUGUCACCACCCUGGAAGCAAAGUGCUUUUGCCAUCAAAAUGGGGUUGGGCAUUCAGUGUGCCAAAGUUAUUUUGGCCACUGAUCCAUUUGGCAGAUAUGGUGGAAACUUUAUACAUGGCAUGAGAAUAAAUUGUAAUGUGCACCAAGAGGCUGCCUCCCAUUAUGCUGCAGGUUUCCUUUGGUCAUUCACUGCUUUGUUGUGAGUGGGGUUUUUAUUUUAAUUUUUUUGAAAAAGGAAAACCGUCAUGGAUGUAGGUCUAGAGUAUAAAAUUUAAUUUAAUUCCAUCUUCUUCACCUGCUACUAAAAAUUGGUUAGAGAGCUCAGUUGCCCCCCAUUUAGAGCUGCCAGCUGUACGUCCUGUCUACCAUAACUGCUGCUAAAUUUGGGAGUGCAGGUGGGGAACAUUGAUCUGAUUCAUAGUGGCUUUUCUUUUCCUUACUUGUAUGAAUUAGGGUGGUAGGAUUGUUUCGUACUCUUACCUCCUUGUCCACACCUUGAGUUACAUCCUGACAAGUAAUCCAUAUUUCAUGUGAGACUGUAUAGACAUGCCCUAACAGCUUAAUGUUACCGUAUUUUUUGCUCUAUAAGACUCACUUUUUCCCUCCUAAAAAGUAAGGGGGAAAGUGUGUGCGUCUUAUGGAGCGAAUGCAGGCUGCGCAGCUAUCCCAGAAGCCAGAACAGCAGGAGGGAUUGCUGCUUUCACUGCACAGCGAUCCCUCUUGCUGUUCUGGCUUCUGAGAUUCAGAAUAUUUUUUUUCUUGUUUUCCUCCUCCAAAAACUAGGUGCGUCUUGUGGUCCGGUGCGUCUUAUAGAGCGAAAAAUACGGUACUUGUAUAAUAUUCACUACAGCCAUUGCUGUUGGUAUACCACCUGAAAUAACUAGAGGAAGGCCCCAUAAUUGAUCCUUCUCUCUUUGACUGUAGGCGUGCGUCCCUUCCAGUGACCAUAGUAUUGACACUGGGGUGGGAUGCAGUGAGAUGUCUCUCCCUAUCCUUAUCUCUCUUACUUCCCACUGCACUAUUCGGUAUAAACUCCCAUUUGACUCUGGUUGGGAGAUGCUCUCAAGUCUGCCUUCACCUUUUGGGAAGGUUUAUGAGCACAACUCACCUUUUUCUCAUCUGUUUAUACUGCCCCUCAGUUUAAAUGCCAGGGAUGAUUUCCAGCAGUGUUAGCCUGCUUGUGGAAUAGAUUUACCCCACAUUGCCCCCUUUUUAUCCUCCCACCUGCCCCCACAGUGCCCUCACAUACCAAAAACCUGCUCUGGAGAGUUGGGUGAACCCUCCAGAGCAGAUGUGGGGGUCAAAACACUAAGCUUACCUCCCAACACAGCAGCAGUGGGACUAGGGGAGCAGUAAAACAGCCACGAAUGUCUUUCUGGGAACCAGCAUUCUUGCUUGUUUAUGGUAACCAUAGUUUGGCUAUGAGGCCCCUGUGACCUCAUUGUUUUCAGCAUAUAAACAAAAUAAUAUAGCACACACACACCCCAUGACAAAACAAUAAAAAACCUUUCACACUGGAUCUCUUGUAGACUUGACACUUGCUAUUCUAGCCUAAGAGUUUACUGUCAUCAUUUUGAUACAGUAGCUCAAAUGCUUGAUAGUCUGCAAUACUAAUUAUUUAAGUCAUUACAAAAAAAUCCCUUUGCAGCAGGGAUACUAUCUUGUGGUACUGGUAGCGGUACCUGUGCCUCAUUUAUAAAUGCUGUUUUGUUACUUAUUUAUUCAGAUUUUAAGAGGAUGCAUAAGGCUUAAAGGCAGUAGUGAAGUAGAUGAACCCCAAUAUUAGUAAUUUACUUCCCAGUAUGGUAGCAGUGCAAGUUCUAUAAAGCAAGUAAUCUUCUAAAUAAGAAAUCUUAAAGGGGCAGGGGGUAUAGUCAUAAAUAUGCUUAUUCCAGUCACUUUGGAGCUGCAGUAUCUUAGAAAUCUUUCCCCUGAAUUCUCCCGAAUACAUAAUAAUGAUGUAUUACACUCUAGUUGAAAGCUGGCUCCUUGGUCUUGAUCCAUUAAUAGCUUUCCUGCAUUGGCAGCUAGCAGAGAGCUCAUUCUACCAAAUGCUCUGGUGCCAAAGUAGCCCAGCCAGGUUUGGAAUUGGCUUAAACAGACAGACACACUAACUAUCUGCUGCUUGUAUAUACUGCUGUGAAUGGUAUCCCAUCUGAUUCUUACUAUUGGAAAUUUACUUGAGAAAUACCUCCAUAAAAAAACUGUGCCAGGCUUGCUAAAGCAGCACUAAGCAAUUUGCACAUAAGAGAAACACAUCAAAAGUACAUAGCUUUGGGGAACUUCUUUUUAAAUCCAAGAUCAUAACAGCUCAAUUACUACUACUCAAUUUACUACUACCUAAACUGAAGAUUUAAAAGAAGCAGAGAUCCAGCUUUCAACACAUUACUGGGCAUGGAUUGUCUGUGUUUGCGUAAAAUGUGUGGUGGGCAGUGCUUUUUCCCCACACAGUACUGGCACCUCUUUGUUGUUGUUGUUAAAGUAAAUGCCACACAUCUGUAACAAUUUCAUGGUGAGCACCGGCAACUAUUUUCCCAGAAAAAAAGCACUGGUGGUGGACAUGAUGGUAUGUGCGGGGGGAGGGGGAUAUAGAGUUAUCGCCAACCAAGUCUUAUUCAGAGUAGGCCCACUGAAUGUCUACAACCCAUAGCCUUAGUCACUGGUACCCUUUUUGCAUUCAUAACAACAUAAGCUUCAAAACCUUUUACAUGUGAAAGCAGGUUCCUGUUCAGAAAACGGGAACACGUUGUUGUAUAAUUGCACCAGCAUUUGUAGGGCAAGCUUUUGGAAGAGGGAGAGCAGUUCAGUGGGCAUGGGUGUGUAUUAUUUGUGCAAAAGACAGCUGAACCCUAGGGGUGCCCAAACCAUUUGGAGAGGUAGGCUCAAAAUGAACAUGUUUAUUGCCUUGGUUGGAGAUAAAUCAGCAGCAAAACACUUAGCAUGCAGGCAGGACUCCAGAGCCCUAACAUCUGCAGCAGCAUCUUCCAAAUGCUUGUGUGGACUGCCUGUUUGGACAAACCCACACAAAAACAAGUCUCUGCAUCUUUUUAAUGCUAACAUGUCAGGGAGAAGUCUAGGUUAGGAGGUUCCUCGUUCCUUGUUUUUGUAUGUAGAUUUUUUUUAUUUUAUUUUUAUGUGGACAGAAGUCAAAAAGUGCAAUUUCCAAGUGCCAGGAAGCCCGUAUUCGUGAAAAUUCUGAAUAUGUAGUUUUGGUUCCCAAUUGUCCUUUAAAAGAAGAUGCACCAUAAUGUCUCUCUCUGUGUGUGACUUCCUUGACGAAGUAGUCUUUUGUGUACAUAUCCAAGAGAAGGCGGUGUCUGUCUGUUUGUUUGUUUCCCAAUUCUGAGAGUGAUGCGGUGGAAGCUCACCAUCACCUAAGGUGGGUGUGCACUGGAAAAAAUACUUAUUUUGAAACAUGUGCUGUGAACCUGAAGAUAGGGCAACUUUUUUAAAAAUAGGCUUUUGGCUUUCAAGAGUGAGAUAGUAUUUCCUUUCCUCCUUCACUCUCUGUGGGUGUGAUGUAUGAUAUAUUUGCAUAUAGAAGCCCUUCAGAUCUACACUGCUACAGUAAAAUUUAAUUGUCCCUCCCUGGUUCUAAGUUGAAGAAGCCUGAAGUGUGAGCUAACGUUCUAAAACCCCACAGCCACUUAAUUAAAAGCUACAGCAAAGAAGUCCAGCUAGUCUACUGCUAGUGGAGUCUGGCAGCAAAAACCUGUCUCAUGUUCUAUAGUUGCUGUGUCAGACCAUGGUAAGAGACACCAAUAUCACAUCAUCCCUUACCUACUAGAGGUCCAUUAACCAUGGGCAGGGAUUGGCUGGGUCUGGAGGUGUAGCUUGGUUUAUUUGACUUAAUUUCCAAAGAGUCUGUCUCUCUUCUCACCACAGUCUGGUUCAAAAACUGUGGCUGAACCAUAUGCUGUUAUGCUACAAUUUGUGCUUGAGGGCGGCUACCUGGUUGUAUUCUAAAUGCCACUUGCAAAAGGGACUAUGGUUUUAAAAAUAAAUCUGAGAUUCUUUGCUGACUUUAUUGACUAAUCAGAUCAAUUAUCCUUCUCAAAAACUAAGCAGAGUAAACAAAACAGGCUAGAGGUACUGAAACAAAAACAAAAUGCAAGGAAGAGAAACUACUUAUCAAACAUAACAGAGCACAUAAACAAAACAGUAUACACAACCGAAACUACUUUUUGUUAUAUGUAACUUUGCAUUCUUAAGCAAAUAUUUUCAUAAUAAUGUGUCAAAGAAGAAAAUGGUCAAUAACCUUAAACACAAAUUACAGAAAUAGCAAUGGCAAGCUAAAAAGUUUUGCUUACGUUUUUAAAAGGUGCCACGUUAUGCACACCCUUUUUCAAAAUGUAGCACCAGCCAUGUUUAUUGUUUUGUUUGAUAUAAUGGUCUUUUAUAUUUGUCAAUUUUGUUCAGUUCCAAAACACAGUGAGUUACAUUAAACAUUAACAUUACUGGGAAUUACGGUAGUUUCUUCUUCUUUUCAUGCCUUAUCUUUAUCAGCUGUCAAAUGAAAAGUUUGAUUUGGUUUUGGCCCUGUGCACAUGUGUGAAUUGUGACCUGUUGAAACAAGUUCUAUUCUACAGCACCUAUUUUAGUAGCAAGCUCAAUUCUUUUGUGUGCACAGGGAUGGAAGGACAAUAGAAGUAGCUGCUGCAUUUCAUUUUCUUAGCUCACCUGUUCUGUGAGAGUAAAUAGCACAGAGAUACUUAUUACAGUUGUUUCAAGGGAAUAAUAAUAAUAAUAAUAAUAAUUUAUUAUUUGUACCCCGCCCAUCUGGCUGGGUUUCCCCAGCCACUUUGGGCGGCUUCCACAAAGACCAAAAAUAAACUAAGAUCUCACAUUAAAAACUUCCCCGAACAGGGCUGCCUUCAGAUGUCUUCUGAAUGUCAGGUAGUUGUUUAUCUCUUUGACAUCUGAUGGGAGGGCGUUCCACAGGGCAGGCGCCACUACCGAGAAGGGCCUCUGCCUGGUUCCCUGUAGCUUUGCUUCUCGCAAUGAGGGAGCUGCUAGAAGGCCCUCGGUGCUGGACCUCAGCGUCCGGGCAGAACAAUGGGGGUAGAGACGCUCCUUCAGGUAUACUGGGCCAAGGCCGUUUAGGGCUUUAAAGGUCAACACCAACACUUUGAAUUGUGCUUGGAAACGUACUGGGAGCCAAUGUAGGUCUUUCAAGACCGGUGUUAUGUGGUCUCGGCAGCUGCCCCCAGUCACCAGUCUAGCUGCCGCAUUCUGGAUUAGUUGUAGUUUCUGGGUCACCUUCAAAGGUAGCAAUAAAAAACUUUUUUAAUGAUCUCAGUGGGUAUAUUAAGCAUGGGAACCUUGGAAGGAAGUGAUCAUGUCCUCCUUGGUUUAAUGAUUCAGAGGCAAGGGAAAUCUGAGUGUAGUUGGACAUGUACUCUGGACUUUAAGAAGGCUGAUUUCAAAAAGCUUACGGAGGUGCUGGGUGAGAUCACAUGGUCAGAAAUAUUCAAAGAGAAGGGAAUUCAAGGUAGAUGGGAGUUUUUUUAAGGUGACAUAUUGAAGGCAAAAUGCAGACUAUUCCAACAAGAAAGAAUAUGGGAGGACUCUAAAGAAUCAGUGUGGCUUCAUAAAAAAAACCCUCUCUUUUUUGGAGGUUUUUAAGCAGAGGUUGGAUGGCCAUUUGUCAUGUACGAUCUAGUUGAGAUUACUACAUUGCAGGGUGUUGGACUAGAUGACCCUCAGUGUCCCUUCCAACUCUACAAUUCUAUGAUUCAGUCUAAAUAAAAGGAGUAUAAAUAUCUCUCUUUAGCUUCCAUGAUAUGUCUGAUGACUGGAUCUAUAUGGAGUGAAAAAUGUGAAGCUUUCAGGGAAAUUAUUAAUUGCCUCAUGCACUCUGCAUUGCUCAUUUUUUGCUGAUCCUAGCAACCCAUUUAUUCUGUGCACUGAUGCCAGAAUUGAAGUUUUGUGUGGUGUGUCAUGUGGGUACAGCGCUGUGCCAAGAACUUGAAAGAAGGAAAAAGACACACAGCUUUUGUUAGCCAAGGACUUACUGUUAGUGAAAUCCGUUCUACCAUACCCAAACGGGAAUCUUUAACCAAUUAAUGGGCCUUUUUUUGUAAAAGUUUAAAGUUGUCUGUUUGGUGCACCUAAGGGAAUUACUCUGAAUGCGUGAAGAUCACUAGAAAUGUGUGACCUGUGCACAGUGGAAGAUAAUACUAUUAUAUUUACACAAAUAUUACAAAAUAUUUGAGAUGAGCAAUAUUCUCCCUGUAUUUUUUCUUAGCAUGGCGGACCAUUGGAGGUGUAAAAUCAAACUAAGGCUUCCCUGUGAAGGGGUGUGUUUGUGCACAUGCAUGCAUGUGUACACUCUGAUGUUUGCACGUGAAAAGAACCUGUGGCUGACUGAAUGCUAGGGCAACAAAACAAAGCUCCUGUCUUUUCUCUGUGAAGUGUGAGUAGCUACUAUGGCCUGAGAGCCAGGGGAUGUUGUGAGACCUUACACAGAAAGGUGGUUUUGUUCUGAAUACAGUUCUUUUACAAAGUGGAUAAUCUAAAAGAAAUAGACUGUAACAGAGAUUACCUUUUGCUAACAAGCUCCUAUAAUGUUGUAGAUUGAUCUCCACUAAGCUCAUGAAGGGGAUGCAGAGGGGAAACCUCUCUCUCUCUCUCUCUCUCUCUCACACACACACACACACACACACACACACACACACACACACACUCACUCUCUCUGUGUCCUGUGGCAGAACAGAAAACCUGAAAUUGUACUUCAAGUUUGAUGUGAUGAACAAACAAACAAACACACACACAUGCAAAAUCUACCACACUAAUGAUAACUUAUGUUGGAAAUGUAAAGAGAAAGAAGGCACUUUUUUUCAUAUGUGGUAGACGUGUCCCAAGGUUGAAGACUUCUGGGAAAAGAUUUAUAAUGAAUUAAGAAAAAUGUUGAAAAAUGCAUUUAUUAAUAAACCAGAAGCCUUUCUACUUGGAAUAACAGGACCAAAAUUGCUCAAGAAGGAUGUUAGACUGUUUUUGUAUGCCACUACAGCAGCAAGACUUUUAUUAGCCAAAAAAUGGAAAUUGCAAGAAAUACUGACAAUAGAAGAACGGCAGAUGAAGAUGAUGGACUUUUCGGAGCUGGCUGACCUGACUGGAAGAAUUCGCGACCAGAAAGAGGAGGAAACACAAGAAGACUGGAAGAAAUUUAAAAAAUAUUUAGUGAGAUACUGUAAUAUAAGAUAAUUAGGAAAUCCCUAGAUGUAACAGAUUAGCCUAAUCUCUGACAAUUGGCAUUGCUAGCCGGGGAGGAUGGGAGUUGGAAGUCAAACAUCUGAAGACCAGAGGUCCUCCAUCCCUGCUGUAAUUGAGCCUCUAAGAAUCAGUGUAAUAAUUAGAAAAUGAGGAAGGAAUGGUAAUUUGACAGAGGUGGGGUGGUGAGACAAUAAAAAAUUGGUUCACUCGUGCAUGUUUUAUCACUUUGAGGACUGCAAUGAGAACUUUGCUCAUUCACGGACACAUCACAGAUCAAAUACCACAGUAGUCACACAGUGUUUUAUAUUGCGGUCUGUUUACAAAUUCAGCUGUGAGUCAUAUGUUAUUGAACAAUCACAUACUAACAUGCACGUGUGAAACGGCCCCCCCAAAAUUUAUUGGCAGGAACUAGUGUUGAGGAAUAAACUUCCAGGAUAAAAGCAGUCUAUAUGCCUAAGAAGUUGACUAGUUCUGGAAAUCUCAUUUGUUUGGGUUCUGCUCAACUGAACAGGGACACAGUUGAAGAAGUGCAGAAUUUUCUAGUUUAGGUAUUUGUGACUAUAGGGCUCAGCCUUGUGAGAAAAGGUUCAUUGAUUAUAGUAGGAUUGUGGAAAGGAAGCAUGUGAGACUGGAAGACUAUUUAUCUUCUUUGUUUCAUUGUCAUUCUGUCACAAAAUUUUUCUUCCAGAGAGAGUAAUUUACCCAUGGUAGUCUGCUGUGAUUAAUUAUGCAGGGCAUAUUGAUUAUUUUUCCUGUGUAUGAUGUUUUAAAUGCCUGGUAACUGCCCCGUUUUGUGUUUGCAUUUGUUACCCAUUCUGUAGACUUCAACUCACAUGCUCAUUUGCAGCUGGAAGGUGUUCCAGACACUGCAUGUUGAUUAGAAGAGCUUUACUUUUUGCAGGUAUAGAAGGGGACAUGUUGUACACAGCUGAAAUCAGAUCUCUGUAUCAGGGGUCGGCAACCUAAGGCCCAUGGGCCACAAGCGGCUCACGGGGGUCGUUUAACCGGCCCACGAGCCACCCUGGAACCAAGCCGCUCACUCGGCAAGUCCCCGCGCACUGCACUAAACCGGCACAGCAUGGCGCGGGGACUCACUUCCACGGCGCCGGAAAUCGCAUCUGUGCAGACGCUGGAAAUCGUGUCUGCGCAAAUGUAGAAAUCGUGGGCGCACGGGCUCCGGCCCACGGAGGGAUCUCUGCUGGAGUGAAGCAGCCCAGGCGAGGUAAACCUUGCCAACCCCUGCUCUAUAUCCAGAGCCAGUGUGGUGUAGUGGUUAAGAGCGGUAGAUUUGUAAUCUGGUGAACCGGGUUCGCAUCUCCGCUCCUCCACAUGCAGCUGCUGGGUGAGCUUGGGCUAGUCACACUUCUCUGAAGUCUCUCAGCCCCACUCACCUCACAGAGUGUUUGUUGUGGGGGAGGAAGGGAAAGGAAAAUGUUAGCCGCUUUGAGACUCCUUUGGGUAGUGAUAAAGCGGGAUAUCAAAUCCAAACUCCUUCUUCUUCUUCUUCUUCUUCUUCUUCUUCUUCUUCUUCUUCUUCUUCUUCUUAGCAGUGACCUGUCCUCGUGGAUCUUGUUUGUCCACUAGUCCUCACACUUGUUUUAAUUGAAAUUCAUGUUUCUUUCUGGAGAAAAAAUUGUAACAACUUGAGAUACUGGGACAAAGCAACAAACAUAUAUUUACAUACACAUUCCUUUUGGUUUAACAUGUUGUUUUAAGGGCUUUCCAUGUUCACUCAGGUGGUCUGUGGCACGUCUGUAAAAAUAGGAUCCACCUUGGGUCUGCUUUCAUGUCCUAUUUGUGGGCUUUCCAGAGGCAUCUGGCUGGUCACUGCUGGGCUUUGACCUGAUCCAGCAAGGCUCUUCUUACCUUGCUGGUCACUUCCAUGAUCGCUGCACCCGCAUAGGAAUUGUUCUAACCAUGUUAGAUAGCUUGACAAGAAGGAACUGCACAGAAGCGUUUUCUGGCGGUUUUAGCUGCUUUUCAUGAGCCUGCUCUUAGAGUUGGAUAACAUGAGUGAGUUAUGAACUGCAACAGGUAGAAUAGGAUGUGAGUACCAAGGGUUAUAAUUGGAGGUACAUGCCUUUUUAUUUCAUUUGCUUGGACCCUAACACAGUCCAUGUGCUCUCUCCCUGGGUUCAGGUGCUUUUUUUGUUCAGGAAGUAGAGUACUAUAUUGGGGUGGGUACCAAUUAGAAACAAGUAGCGUGUUAUUUUGUGUUUUCAGAUAUAAUUAUUACUUACGUUAAAUUGGUCCCCAGCUGUGUCUCUUAUUGUCCAGCUACAGGGAAAGGCAAAGCUCAUUAUCAGCUAUGUAAUGUUUGCCUAAAAGGUAUGGGAGCUUUCAUUUUGUUAUAAAGAAUGGUUAUUGCCAUUUUUUUGUUGGCCCAUCCAUGUUUUGAGUUGCAAAAAAAUGGCUGCAAUGAUUCUUUGUGUGCAUCUGGCAGUUUGGGUCCCCACUGAGAAAUAACAUGAGGUAUUCCUGCCUUCUUACAAGACUUCAGUCUGCUAAUAAUGGCAUCCUGGCUCAGUUGAACUGUUCCUAAUAUCCUUUUGUGGCAAGUCUGGGAUACUUCUGGCAAUUGCCGUCUGUACAAUGCUGUUCUUUUAUCUCUGGCUUUUAUAUACUGUACUGGUGUAUAGUUGAAGGAGUCAGACAUUUUUGAUGAUUCUGCUAAAGAAAUUGUCUUUAAAAAAACCAUGUCUGUCUCCUCUCCAGUUCCAUAAAACAGAAGCUAACUGCAUGUCUGCUCUUGGCUAUAAAGAAAAAAGUCUCAAUUUGCUGAGGGGGAUGGUGAGAGAGGCAUGUCUAACUUUUUUCCUGUUUCAGCUUUAGCCUUUCAGGUAUGAAGCUAGUACUUAACAGGGCUACAGAAUUUCCUCUUGCUGUUUACAUCUCAGUUGAUGUGACAAAGCCACUCAUUUAAAAAUUGAUAAAAUUUAAAUUAUACUUAUAAGCCAACGUUUGCUAUUGUUGAUAAAUAAAUGACAAUUAAUAUUCUAAAACUUCUAAAAGUUUUAGUAACUUUUUCCUUUUAUGUUACAGAUUUGUACACCACUUAAUUGUAAUUCUAAGUGGUGAAAACUAUAUACAGGGGGCUGUGACCAAUGAAGUCACUGCAUUAGCACAAGGAAUUCCAUCAGCUCAAUGGGACUUCCUCUUCUUAUGACCCCCCCAUCUAAUAUGGAGGGUUGGGGAGCCCCCAGAAUAAAUUUGGGACGGUGCAGGGAGAAGAUGCCCCAUUGUACAGGCAGGAGUCCUUGCACUAGCAAGACAACUUAAUUGGAUACAAUCCUAUAUUCUAGAAAUUAUUUACUAUACAUUAUGUCUGAAAAAUACAGGGGUCAGCAAACUUUUUUGGCAGGGGGCCAGUCCACUGUCCCUCCGACCUUGUGGGGGGCCGGAUUAUGUUUUGCCCCACAAUUAACCCAGAGAUGCAUUUUAAAUAAAAGCAUGCAUUCUACUCAUGUAAAAACACCAGGCAGGCCCCACAAAUAACCCAGAAAUGCAUUUUAAAUAAAAGGACACAUUCUACUCAGGUAAAAACACGCUGAUUCCUGGACCAUAUGCGGGCCGGAUUGAGAAGGCGAUUGGGCCGGAUCCAGCCCCUGGGCUUUAGUUUGCCUACCCUUGGUUUAUAAUCUGUCUGCCCAACUGAACUCUGGGGGACUUACUUGUAGGUAGAUGUUUGUAGGAUUACAUCCUGAAUCUUCUCUUUCCUCUUUUCCCCAGUUAGCUUAACUGGGGAGUUUAUUUUACUAAUGUAGUAUAAAAAAACUGCUUAAACCCCCAAGGCAGCUUCAUUAAUAGUCAUGAAUUCUCUUCAUGGUAGGGGUAGGAGUAGGUGAGACGCGUUAACAGUCUACUCUCCACCCCCCUGAAAACAAGCCCUUUCUUUAUUCUUUUUGCACGUUCAUAGUUGGCAAAGGGAACAGCUUCCUACUCAUCCCACCACCCUUUUUCUUUAAACCAGCAAGGCUUCCCAAGCCAGUGACUUAAGCAUUCCUGGGAGUAGUGCCUGUGGUCUACUUUAUGCAGUCCCCCUCCUGACAUUCUCAUUCUCAGCCCAGGUAACAAAGGCAGGGAAUAGUAAGAGCCAGGGGAGAGAGGGGUCCAUAGCAGUCUGCAGAAGGAUCAUAAGCCCAUUCAGAGCACAAAGCAACUAUAAACUGGGUUUCAAAUGAAUUCCCAAGAACCUGUUAGAAUAGUAAAGAUGACAGAAAGCGGAACUGUUUUUCUCAGCACACUAGAGGUUUCAUUCAUUAGGAUGAAACUCUCUUCCAGCUUAUUUUCUUCCAUUUCUGUUAGAACUUUGUAGCAUGGGUUUACAGUAUAAAUUUUAUAUACAUAUACUUUCAAACUAGUUUCCUGAGACGGCUAGAGACUGCAAUGGUGGCUGCUCCUUCACUGUGCCACCAGACAGGCUUCAUUGUCUUUGCAUGGUUUCAACUAGUAGCAUGGUUGGGGAACUUGCAGAAAACCAGACUUGCCUUUUGUUCCGAUUCAGUGCUAAAGAGCGGAUUUUUGCAGGGAAAGUGCCAGGGCAGAAAGAAAGUAAGUAAGAAAAAGUGCUUGGACACUGUGCUUUAAAGCACAGACCUGUGCCUAAAAAGCUCAGGGCAAAGUUGUAGAUGAGCUCCAACUUCUUGCUGUUGGUGAAUCCAUGGCAGGCAUGACAAGGGGAGCAACAGCAAGCAGUGCCAAAAGACGAAAGGCCUUUUUUGAGCAGGAGAGUGCUGAAGAGGAGACAUUGCAAGGCCGUUUGCUUUCUGCACUUUGGAAUAGGCAGCCUCACCCGAGCCGUACCACAUCUCCUCAUCCACCCCCACUGUGGACUGUAACAGCUUCAGGCUGAUUUACUUCUCUUUUCAUUAGAUUUAAUUGGGUGGGUGUCAGAGCUGAGGUCAGUGCAGUAUAGUAGUUGAAGUUGGCUUUAAUGUGUUGCCAGUGCAUUUCUGGGGGCAGCCUUUAUGCUAUUUGUUUUUUGCUGUUUCCAGCUGCAGUCUUUGUACAUUUUUCUUAUGCUUAAGCUAGUUAGAACAGUUUAUAGCUAUAUGUAUAAGGUUUCCAGUGACUUCAUAGGAAAUUCCUUACAGUGUUCAUGCUGUUGCCAUCCUGUAUAGCUUCUAUUUUUGACUUGCUUUACCUACUGUUCAUCGAUGUAUGAGAUGCUCCGUGUUCUCCUAUAGGCUCCUACCACUAUAGUCAUUAACAGUGCAAUCCUAUGCAUAUUUACUUAAAUGUAAGUCCUACUGGUUAAGUAGUGCUUACUCCCAGGUAAGUACAUAGGGUUUUCAAUUGCCUUUUAGGUGGCGGAAGCAGUUAGCCAUAUCCUUGUGCAUGGCUUUAACAAUCCUUUUUAUGUGUAUUGUUUAUGUAUAAAAAUGAACCUGGGGAGAAAAAAACCUACAUUUUAUUUGAACUAGUGAAUUGAUUUUCUAUUCUUUGAGACUCCAGCUAGCAUUUGAUUUCUGGUUCUGUUUUUGUUUUUUUAAUGACUCCCCCCCCCCCCCCGAAGCAGUUUUGGAAAAUUCUGAGUACUUUUUGCUACAGUGAAUGAAUAAAUGAAUGAAUGUAUAUAGACAAAUACAUAGAAUAUAACAGACGUGUAAUUUCAAAAACAUGGAGCAUGUAGUUGGUUGGAAAAUUGUCCGUCCAGUGUAUUCUUAUGCAUUUCCUCUAUGUUGCAUUUUAGAUCUACAAAGGCUUUCCUAUAUUGUCGUACCUUGAAAGUCAAACAGAAUCUGUUCUGGAAGUCCAUUCUACUUCCAAAGCAUUCAACUUUCAAAGUGCGGCUUCUGAUUGGCUGCAGGAAGCUCCUGCAGCCAAUCAGAAGCCACGGAAGCCCCGUCGGACAUUCGGCUUCCAAAAGAACAUUCGAAAACUGGAACACUCAUUUCCCUUUUGCCUUUCCCUUUUGUAUACUGUGAAAAGUAGUGAAAGUAGUAGCCUAGUGAAAGAACUGUUGGGGACAACACUUGCCUCCAGAAAUAAAUUGGACUUUUGCAAAAGGAAAGUGAUGAGGCAGUGCACAGAACAGUGUGGGCUAGCAGUUGCUUGAUUCAAUGUCAAAUAACCUUCCUGCAAGCAAAUAGGAAUAAAAGUUCAAUAAACAGGUUUGCAUGUGACCAGCAUCUAUAAAGCAGGAACAGGGAACACUUUGCCCUGCAGCUGAUGUUGAUCUCUAACUCCUAUCAUUCCUUCUUUGAGGGAUCUAAGCAACAAAUUUUGGAAAAGGUUGAAGAGAACCUGCUUGCAUCCCACACUCAUACUUAACACCACAUUUCCGCUUUCUUAUUCUCUGAAAGGUAUAGAUUGUUGUACAAAGGGUUUCCUGUCAUUUUACUGCUACUUACAAAGCCUGACCACACACCCUUUCAAAUGGUGUUCACUCUGAUUUAUGACUCUGGCACAUUCCCUGUUGCGUUAUGACCAGUGGGUGGGACUUCCUUUUAUCUUUGAACUUGGUUCCACAGUUGCACUUGGUCUGCUGAAGGAACAACUGUAAAUUUCUAAAGCUGUAUAAUGCUGGCUCUAAGCUUUCUUUGUCCUAAAGUUUUGAUAGAAGAGGAACAUUGAAAAUAGGUUUUCAUAAAAUUCAGUCUCAUCCCAGCACACCCUUCCUCAGUGCUUAUCGCAACUUGUUGCUAACUGACACCUGAAGCCCUAGUUUUAAAACUAUUUCUUCAAUUUCCUACGUCCACACAUGCUCUCAGUGCUCAAACUCAGGCAAAUUUUGCCAUGUUGAAUGCACAAUCAGGGAGCAAAGUGUUGCAAAACCUUGGGAGUGGUCGUUGCCAACUAAAGAGUUGCCACUUUGAUAGCAAGUACAUCACCUUACACCUUAUGGUAUCAUCAUAACAAGCUUGUGGGCUUUUAUUUAGUGAAUAAUUGUGCAUUAAGUAAUCCAAGGACAUAAGAAUAACCGGCAGAGGACUUUAAAAGGUCCCUGACCAACCCCCACCCUGCUAUUUGAAGAAUGAGUGAGCAAGUGAGUAAAUCAGACAGACCACAUGGAGUCAACUCUGCCUGCGUCCCGGCAGUGGGCUGCCACAUCACACAGGACCGGGUAGGUGGGUGGGGGUGGGGAGAGCAGCAUUCUUCCCAUUCAGCAGUUUAAAACAUAAGCUUGUGGCUGAAGAAAAGCUAAUAAUCCACUCCAAGCAAAACAGUAUCUCAGCUGUCUAUAGCCGCCACAGGUGUUUUGUGUUAUAAAGGAACAAGGCUGGAUGUCUGGAGGUUUCCAGGCUUUUGGUCACAGAUUGUUUGGUUGUCCUUGAUGACACAGCCUUGCAGCUCUGAAACUGGAAUGGAGGAUUUGAAAUUAUGUUAAGGGAAAAGAAACAACUAAAUGAACGGCUGGCAAGAGCGGAUUUUGCUUUUCCCUUGGUUACUAGGUCAGAUGUUAGUAGACUAGAAAUUGGAAAACGCCUCUUGAGUCAAAAUUAUUUCUUAGCUUCUUGUGGAAAUGUAGGGACAUUUUGUUUUGCUGCAAAGGGAUUGAAAUGUUCUCCAGUUUUUAAGAUCCCUGAUCUUAUUCUUCAGCAUAUAUGAACCUGGGUUGUCUUAUCACUAUGUUUUUAUGCCUGUUGCUUGUUGUUAACGGUUACCUGUUUCAUGUGAUGGACAUGUGGUCAUGGUCUACAUAGGCAAAGAGUCAGUGCAACCCAUCACCAAGUAUGAGAUUGUUUCUGCAUUGGAAUUCCUGAGUGCUGAUGAAUCAAAAUGGCCAAAGUCCAUUCCUCAGCCUGUUCCCUUGUAAGGACCAAAUGCAGCUGCCAGGACCACCAAUUUAGAAAGCCAGCUCCAUGCUGCUACAUGUUGAUGGUCUGUCAUUCACAGCAGCCAAUGUCUGUUAUCCGUCUUCUGUUGCAAGGAACACAGUUCAGAAAGAAGGAAAAUUGUCAUAUAUGGUGAAAAGCUUGGUGGUGGUGAUGUAAUCAUGAACUUCCCGUCCCAAAAUCAUUGUCGCCCCUUCAGUUCAAGAGAUAUGUUAAUGUCUCUCCUUUCUGCCCUACGCAAAGGAUCAGUGUGGUGAUGAGUGAUAGUUCAUCACUUACCCAGUGUCUGCUGUAAAUGUUAACGGCCUUCCCAUACAGGAAGUGUGUUAGUCAUUUACAUCCUUUCUCCAUAAAAUGGCCCAGCACAAUUUUAAUGUGAGCAGAUGAUAAUGUUGCAUAAUCCUUUAAUUCUACAGCAAAAUUGAGCAACAGGGGCUUGCUACAAGCACCAAAACCCGUGCAGUAACUACAGCUAGCAGGGAGAGUAUAUUGUCUUUAGAAAAUGGCAUGUUUAAUGUUUAGGUGGUGGCUUAUUUAAUCAGAAAAGCAAGCAAACAAAUACUUUGCAUGUCUGUUUCAAAUAUAUUCCUGUGGAGAAUGCACUUGAGCCCUUCCACUUUUGUUAUGCUAUCUGUGUCUUUGUUUGGAGCCCUGCGGUGUCUUCUACAUAAAACUGAAUGUCUCAUUCAGCAUUUCAUGCAUGCUGUUUUGCAGUGCUUCAGAAUAAUCCAGGCAUGGCCAGUGUAACCUGUUGGAUGCAUCAGUUUACAUGGCACGUUGCACUGCCAUCUUGAGGGCAGGAGGAAAAGCAUACUAAAAAUAAGUAUGGAUUCUGUUUUUUUGGACAUUUGCCCUCAAGAUGGCAGCUGUAAUUUAAGGCUAUGAGAUGCUGGCUUAUUCCCUGCAUGUUCCUUCUGAAGCACCAGAUGGGCUUUACACUUUGCUGCUGCCCCUGGAUCACGGAGGACGAAUGAGUGAGAGAAUCUGGCUCAUUUUCUGAGAUGCUGUUGGACAGCUGGCUUUUGACUAGUAAAGGUAAACCCCUGACCAUUAGGUCCAGUUGCAGACGACUCUGGGGUUGCGGCACUCAUCUCGCUCUAUAGGCCGAGGGAGCCAGCGUUUGUCCACAGACAGCUUCUGGGUCAUGUGGCCAGCAUGACAAAGCUGCUUCUAGCGAACCAGAGCAGCGCACGGAAACGCCGUUUACCUUCCCUCCGGAGUGGUACCUAUUUAUCUACUUGCACUUGAUGUGCUUUCGAACUGCUAGGUGGGCAGGAGCUGGGACCGAACAACGGGAGCUCACCCCGGCACAGGGAACCGCUGACCUUCUGAUCGGCAAGCACUAGGCUUUUGACUAGCAUGGUAGUUUAAAACAGGGAAAGCUUCUCCCUCUGCUGGAAACCCAACUUCAGUCUUCUUGAUUCAUCCCGAGGCAACUUUAAUGAGAACGGGGCUGAAGGGGCAGAGGCAGAAGGAGCUGACCUGCCUGGGUUGUUUACCAAGUGUAAAAAGUUGGAAAAGAGGGUUUCUUUGUUUAGGAAGGGGAAGCAGAGGAAUACUGGAUGUAGGAAUGACUUUAAGGGGAAUUGAUUUGGUGGAAUUUGCUUUUAGUAAAGUGUGCAUACUGUUGUAACAGUGAAUGGGAGGGUCAGCAAAUAUUUAGAGUUGGGGUUCAUAUCCUUUCUCUGCUCUGUAUUAAUUGUACCCAUUGACAUUGCUUGUCUCCAUUCUGUUUGCAUCUCCAUUUCAUGCUUUCCAAUUGUUACACAUUUUUGUCUGGUUUGUUUUGAUCUGUGUUGGCCUGAUACCAUUGCCAAAAGGUAUCAAUUGUAGAAUUGUUGAAUGUGUUUACACCUUAGAUGAAGAUGUGGGUUUUUUGUUGUUGUUUUUUUGCAAGUAGGGGCUCUUCUCCCUGAUCUGGCAAGGGUGGACUUGUGGCACUGCCACUUUCUGAUGACAGCAGUUCCUUCAGUGUCCAGCCAGUGAUUCAUAUUUUAUCAUUGACAGAGGCAAGCAUCUGUUAAGUCACCAGUCUGGGUGAUUUCCAGGAAGGGAAUGAUAUUAAUGAGGUAAUCACUGCUUGCUUCAGUGUACUGUGGAUGAAAGAAAGCUACAGUUCUGCAAUGAAUUAAAGUUUUUGGAUUAACCAGUUGAAGGAUUUGUUUACCGCCCCAGCACUGGAGGAACGAAAGGAACUUGACCAGAUUUGUAUGAUAGUCCCAAACAACUUGAGCAAUGGCUCUUGUGCAAGGAUAGUAAAAAUGGUGCCUCCCCCCCAAGAUAUUGCUGGGCCACAACUGGAACAUCUCUGACCAUUGCCCAUAGUGGCUGGGACUGAUGGCCAUUGGAAUCCAGCUUCUUAGCUACCUGUGUGUUUUUUUAUCAUUUUAUUAUAAAUAUCAAUACAUUACAAAACAAUAUAUACUUAAUAUUACAUUACAUAUAUUACAUACAAAACAUACCUGUGUUCUACUGUUCACCAUAUUUUUGACGCACAUAUGUGAAUAUGCAUUGUAGACGAAGUGGUGCUAUGCUGAAAAUUGCAGGGACUUAAAGAACAAUGAUGAUGCACUUCUUGUGGACUCCCUGCCCUGGGAAAUUGACCUAGUAUCUUCCCUAAUGAGCUCUAGAAAGCAAGUAGUGAUCGUUGUUUCAUUGAUUUGGCUGAAAUUGGAAACUUUCUUAAUUUGAGGUGUGUCGCCCCCCCCAAUUCUUGCCUUUCAUGUGAUGCAUCAUGAUUUUAUUGAAGUUCUGUUGUCUGGAGGGCAGGGUCUGAGAUGUGAGGAGUCUUGCCUUGGUCAGAGUUCUUUGGAUGUGUCUGGCUGUCCCUCAAAGGUUCAAAGUGAACUCCUGACAAGCCGUAUUCUUAUUACGGUUGUUUAGUGUUCUGCUUCUACUCCUCUCAGAACAUGGUGUAUUGACUGUACUACAAGUUUGCUUGAUGAUUCACUGUGGUGCCAUCUCAUAACAGUUUGGAAAUAAACUUGCUUAAUAAUUGAAUCAGAUCACCAGUCCAUCUAGCUAAGUGUUGUCCACUGACACAGACGCUCCAGCAUUUCUGCCUCUCCCAGUCCUGCUAUGCAGAAAUACUGGGGGACUGAGCCUGGGACCUUUUGCACACAGAACAUGCGCUUUGCCAUUGAGCCAUGCCCACCCCCACCCCACCCUCAUGUUGAAAACUCCUGGGAUGUAUAACUCCUCUGAAAAGUUUUGAAGGAUUUGAUUCUAUUGACAUGAGCAUCAGAAGGUGCAGAUAAGAAUCUUGCAAAUUUGAAUUCAUCGUUGUGUGAGAUCAGGGGUUGAGAAUUUUUGCAUGGUCUUGGUGGCCAGCCAGAAAUGUGUUGUCUCCAGGACAUUCCCUCAACACAGUGGGUGGGGUCUCAAACCUUGUGUCAUACCCAUUAAACACUUGCCUCUUGAAGUCAAGAGACAAGCUGAAGCAUUGCUGAAACAGUCAGUAGUAGAGGCAUGCCCACCUUGCUGUGUCUCUGCCCCCUCUUGAGCAACCUGAACCCCACAGCUGCCACCUAGCAGGCAUGACAAAUAGUUAUCUGCCUUCUUUCUUCACCUUGGAGCUGCAGAAGACAGGUGAAAGUUUGUUUUGAUGCUCUUCUGGCACCCACCAAGUGCAGAGCUUAAACAAAUAACAGGCGUCUGGUCAUCUUUAAAGCAGAGGUAGGAGAACUAUCCCCCCCACUCUCUAGUGUUACUGUGAUGAGGAAGCCUUGGGCUAGUCUUACUCUCUAGAGGCCAGCUAACUAGUCAUUAUGGCUACUCAAGGGAGCAUGUUUGUUGAACCCUUUGUGAAAGAAAAGUAACCCACAUUACCAACAUCAUGGGGGAGCUUGUUAUCAACUCCAAAACUUUUCCAAAACAGCAACAUUAUUCUGCACUCUUGUGGAAUCUCCUCCCUCCCCAAUCUCAUGCUUGGCUUUCUUCUUUGGCUGUCAUUGUCAAAUAAUGAUAGUUAAUGUUAAAUUAUAUUGCUUGUACUUUCCCUCAUUUCUCUCUCUCACUCUCUCUCUCUUUUAAAAAAAUGUGGGAUUUUAUUUUAUUUUAUUGCAUUUGUUAGGUGUUCCUUUUGCUGUUCUUUUAAUUUUCUCUCUCCCCCUUUUUUUAAAGAUGCAAAUGUUGGACAAAUUCCCAAUGGAAGGAGGACAGAAGGACCCUAAGCAAAGAAUCAUACCCUUUCUGCCAGGUUUGUAAGGUGAACAAUACAGAUCUAUCCAUUGGGAUGUUGCCUCUUCUUUGCUGCCCCUUCUCCCCUUUGUAUAACAGGACACCUCAAGACACUAACAAUAUACUUCAAACAUAAACUUAUGUGUUCAGUACCCACAGUUGUUCAGGGAAGUUUAUAAUGGUUGGUGUUUUAUUGUGUUUUUAAUAUUUUGUUGGAAGCUGCCCAGAGUGGCUGGGGCAAUCCACUCAGAUGGGUGGAUGAGAUUGAUGAUGAUCAUUAUCACCACCAUAAUCAUCUUAAAGGAAUAGUGGCACACAUGUGGGCUUUUCUUUAAUACCUUGUUCUACUGCUUUUUGGAAUCUGAACACUACUGUGGUCUCUGAAAAUGCCUGGAGAAGUACGGAGGGGAGCCCUAGAGCCGACAUGCCAAAUGCUAUAGCCAAUUGCUGGCAAAGGAACUGAAGAUAUGUUAGAGUAGCUGAUUGCUGCAGUUUUAAAAUCUCCCGAGGUGUUUACUGUUGGGAGGAUAGCCUUUCCUUUUGGACCUCUCCUGCAAUUUAUUUGUUUCAUUUUGUGUGUAGGUUAUACGCAGUGGUUUUUGUAUCAUUAGGACUUUUUGCUGAGGAUUCAGAUAUUUUAUCAAUAUGUCACUUCUCUUGUGGAUCUGUUUCUUUCCCCUCAAUCCAAAUUGCAGUUUGCUGUUGCUUACCCCUCCUGCCCCUGCCAAUUUAGCCAACUGUUCUAAGUUCAGCCUGGAAUGUAAUUGUGAGUGUGUGAAGGACAUAUUUGCCUAGUGCCUGCUACUGGCUCAACUUUUGAGAGAUACACACUCCUCACGUCCAUACCAUUUUUAUUUUUAAAAACAGCAAUAGCUCCUCCUUGCUACUCCUUUAGCUAAAGGCUUCCCACUGUAUUUCAUUCAGUGGAAUCACUUUGACUAGCUUUUUAAAAUAUGUAUGCUGUGGGGGGGGGGGGGAGAAGUUCUGGCUUUUUCCCUUUGGAGAUUAACAGCUCUUUUAAAGAUCUGUAAGGCACAAGUGCUGCCCUGGAAAAGUCUUGUGUGAUACUGAUCAUUUGCAUCUUCUUCAGUCUUGUCUCUGGUGUGAUCUUGGGAUGAAACAACUUUGGUCAUACUGGUGGGUGACUUGAAUCAGGGAAUGGUAGAUGGGGAGAUAACCCUUGUUGGUUUUCCUGGAGUUUUCAGCAACUUUCAUUACCAUUAUAUCAUUUUGGUCCAUCUCUCUCGCUUGAGACUUGGAGACUCAGUGUUAUGGUGGCUUUGAUUCUUUCUUGAGGGACAAGUUCAGAAGGUGGUGUUGUGGGAUUUCCAUCUCAUGGCCUUUAGGAUGCUGCAGAGGUACCAUCUUAUCCCCCAUAUGCUUUUAACAUCUGUGUGUAACCACUAGAGUGUCACUCAAGGCUUGUACAUGGAUAGCAGGAGCAUAAAUCUGAAGCAGCUAGCACAUGAAUCACACAGCCAUGUGAUUUUAUCACACAGGAUAAAAAGUAAUCCCAAAGCCAGGCAUGGCUGCACCCAGUAGCAAAGCUGCCUCCUCAUUUUUUCCACUCUUGAAACAUGCAGAAGAAUAACACACUUUUUUUUUAACCCAGAAAAAGUGUACAUUUUAACAGGUUGGUGGAUGCUGUUCUGCAUCUGUCAUGCAAAAUGGAGCCUUCCCGUUAAUUCACAGAGGGAGUUGUGUGUGUCUUUAAGUGACUGCUGAUAAGCUCAGCGAAGGGAGGCUGUUUUGGUGUAAACCCCUCUUUGCUUCACAGCCUUUUUUCUGAUGCACAUCUUAAACCUAGUUCUCACGGAUAGUAAAAUAUUUUAAAUGUUGCAUGUUUCAUUGCUUUAAAUGUUGCACUGCUGAAAUUGUGAAGUUGCCUUGAAAUUAUGUAUUGGGAGCAUUAUAUAAAAAUAAAAUAAGCCUAUGGCUGGGCUGUACAACUUGAGACUACUACACCGAGGGGCUGAAAGGAUUCAUCCUAUAUAUGAAGCAAAUCUCUCUGUGCAUCAGAUGUUGGGAGAUGAUGGUUUUGGUCUGUGAAUCGCCCUGAGAGCUCCAGGUAUAGGGUGGUAUAUUAAUAAUAAUAAUAUUAAUAAUCCAGGCAGUCGGGCUGCAAUGCUGUUGGUUUGCAAAUGGCAUGCUAUUCUUUCCACCUGCUCAUCCCAAAGGAAGCUGUGGAAAUCCUGAACAGAUAUGUGUCUGAAGGCAGAAGCUAAAUUUGGGAGAAGUUCUGUGGGUUAGGAAGCAUGCUGUUCUGGAUGGAGGUAUGCAAUAAUUUAGACAGGGCUUCACACUCUUCAAAGUUAUUGACCCAGACCAUAUAUGAUAGUACAGGUGCUACUGGUGGCUAGCCUUUUGCUAGCAGGAGUUUUGCAUCUGGCCAACUAGAUCUUGGAAAAAGCAGAUCUUGCCUGAGUUGCACAGGCUUCAGUUAGCCAUACUAGACUGCUUCACACAGGGCUGUCUUCAAAGAUUAUUCAACAAAUUCAACUGAUGCAAUAUUAGUAACAAUAGUGGCCUGUUCAUUUCUGGACUUGGCUUAAAGCACUGACCUUUUGAAAUCCUAAAUGUUUGGCACAUUAAAUCAGUGCCAGAGGACUUGCUCUCAGGUUCAUUGUCAUGGUGAGGGUCUUCUGAGUAGUGACCCCACAUAUUUGGAGCUUUCCCCUGGAAAUGGUAUGCAUAGCUCCGGUUUUUUAAAUGGAUGUUUUAGUUCACAUGUUACUGAGAUGUUGCAUGCUGUGCUUUUAAAAUUGCUGUUCUGAGUUUGGCAUUGGAGUAUUCUUACUUAUGCGUUUAAAUUUCAUUAUGCUUACAGUCACUUUUGUAAGUUGCCUUUGGAAGACUCUGAAAAGCAGUGUAAAAAAUUCCUUAAAUACAUACAAAAGUUAGUUUUCUUCAUUCCCGGUUGUAGUUUCCUAACUCCUUUCUCACAAUUCCCAUAUCCUCCGAUUCCCCUUACCUGUCCUCUUCCUUGCUGAUACUGGAGAUGAUUUAGCAGAAGGUCAGCAAGGGAAAUUUUGCUACAUCUGGUGCUGAAAACACAGAAGCUUUUAAAGAUAUGGUCAGUGAGGGGUUUAGGUUUAGGAGAGAGCAAGUAAAUGGGAACCCCUAAAAUUGCUACUUCAUGAUUUCAUUAUAGCACCACAAAUUUCAACCAUUUUCCUGCUGCUUAAGGUGGAGGGAGUCAUUUAGGCUCGUAUGUCUGGUAAAGCCCUUUAAAAGAUUCGAUUUUGCACCUGAGUGCCUUUUGUAUACGUGGGUGUAAUUGCAAUUUAGCAACCACCAUGGCUACUUCCGGGAGGUGCAUUCUGGUUCCAGCUGUUCCAUAAAUUGUGGUAUCAGCAAAACAAGCCUAACUCUGGCUUGGAUGCAAAGAAAAAAAGUUUGCUGUGCAAUUUUUCAUUCCAGCAGAGUGGGAUUGGGGGUGGGGUGGGGGGCAGGGAGCAUAGUACCAGGCCCAACUGACAGCAUCCAAGACUUGGAAAACCAGGAAUUACAUUUCGGCUUCAUUCUGUUUCUGAAGCAUUGCAACCUAUUUUUGGAAAGCAGAGGAAGGCUCACUUCCAGAAAGGUUGCCCUGACUGGUGUGUUUUGCCUGCUAAAUGCCUUCCCGUGUCUUUCUUUUUAUGAAAUAUUUUUACACUGGAAAGCAGGGAUGAUGGCAAAGUUAUCUGAAGCUGAACUCAGAGGAGCUUUUAAAAGUCUGUUCCAAAGGGAAUGGAAGCUGUACAAGACCCUGAAUCAUUCUCUAGCUUGGAUUUUAAUCCCAGCUGGAUAAGUUUUACCAGCUUCCCAGGCUCACAAAUGCUUUGGGCCACCGGGAUGGAGAUCUUUCCUGGCUAAGCACAGCCUUUGUCAGCCAGGGGCCAGGGGACCUUUGGCAUGGGAAGAUCAAGCACCCCGAUCUGCGCCUACCAAAUCAGCAAGCCCAACUCAGGCUUGCAGACUCUGCGCAGCUCUCCGAGUUCAUCCUGGCUCCUCUGGCAGGAGCAAACCCUGAGGUGGAGCAAAAUCCUGGCCACUGUCAAUGGCCAUGUCCCUGCAGCAUUCUAAAUCUCUCCUUAUGCAAGCCAUUGGAGCAACCCUCCUGUGUUUCCAAGACCAAAUGGAUUGGAAAUUCAAGAGAGGAGGGAGAAACAGAAUAGCUUAUGUACAGCAGAAAUGUUUAUGUUGGAUGCCCUUCCAACUCUCCCCCGAGAAGAAGCUUGGGAACGGGGUGGGAGACAUCUGGCCCAGAGGAGUAGCAUAUUAAGCAUGUAGCCCAAUGGUUAAUAUUAUGGAGAAAUUAGUCCUAUCUGUGUUCCGCCUUUUUUAAAAUGGUCACACACACACACACGCCCACACCCUUAUAAUUUGCUUUUUCUGCAUCCCACUCACAAUAGCAUACUAGCGCUUGAAUUUCAUUACCAGUGUGGGUAUUUGGCUCCUGCUUUCUGUUUCAAAUAUGCUGCUUUCUGGGAAGCCCUGAUUGGUAACAUUAUACAUUGUGGUUUCUGUCGCCUGAAAAAAAAAAUGUUUCCAGUGAUCCUCCCCAUCCAGCUGCCUCUAGCAUUCUUCACAAAACUAUAACACAUUCAGACUUGAGGCCUUUGAUAGGAACCAAGGAAGCAUUUUUGAUUCAGCACGCAAAAUAUUUUUCUGUGGGGAAUAAAUGCCAUUGGUUCUAGUUUUGUUUCUUAUAGCAACACCCAAUCAGUUCUUUCCCUCUUUUUUUUUUUUUAGUGAAGAUUUAGUUUUUAGUGUGGGAUUACCUCUGAAAUCAUUAGGAAAGACUUUGGUAUUCAGAUUUGAAAAAGUUCUCUAAAUGCUACCAUAAAACUGUUUCUGUAAUGGAAAUCAUUCCCUGUUCCUUUCCUCACUGCUCAUGUUAUAGAUGUGCAUUUUUAAAAAGACUGAGCAACCAUUAUGAGAACGAGGACACUACUAUUAUUUAGGCAGCAACACAUAGCAGAGGUCUGUGCCUUAAACAUUGAUAUAAACAGGGGUUUCUCUUGUGUGCUGUUUCACCAUUUCUAUAAGAAUGAAGUUUAUCAGAGAGUGGGUUUGACCUUGUUCAGAUGUGCAUUACAAAAUCUUCUUGAAGUUGCAAGAGUUCAGUGGUACCUCAGUUUAAGAACAGUCCUGUUUACAAACGAUUUGGUUUAUGAACUCCGCAAAACCGAAAGUAGUGUCCCGGUUUGUAAACUUUACCUUGGUGUAAGAACCGAAUCCAAACGGUGGAAGGCCACUGGCGGCAGGAGACCUCAUUAGGGAAAGCGCGCCUCAGUUUAAGAAUGGUUUCGGUUUGAGAAUGGAGUUCUGGAACGGAUUAAGUCUGUAAACCAAGGUACCACUAUAUAGAGUUUUUCUCUAGCUACUUCCGGAGGUGGCUUUGUAGUCUGUAGAUCCAAGGCAGCCUCUUUUGAUUAGAGGAAAGUUGGAAAUACUUGGUAUGAAAUAUUGUAUCUUGCGCAGUUGGCAUUCAACAAUAUUUAGUUCUUUAGGAAUAUUAGAAAAUUCUCUCUACGAAUCAUGAAAACUGUUCAUGUGCAUAACAGCUCAGACCAGCAGAGUCCUGAUGUGUUGGUUUUAGUUGAGGGUUAUGUUUUCUAAUGCCACAGGUGUUUGUUUGUUUAUUUGUUUGCUUUUAAUACCCAGAUGGCUCUGGCAUUGUUUGGAAAUGCAGAAGGUAGUAUUUCAAGCCUUUGACCAAUCUAAUGCCAUUUCUUGCUCGGAGCUCUUAGAUGCACAGAAUAAAAAACUGCAAACUACUUGAAAAAUCCAUGGAAACAUGAAUCAAGGUAAAAUACCCUGAAGUUUUUGCAUCAUUAUUCUCACUCCAUUUACACACUGCUUUAGGGCUAAGCAAAGUUCAAAUAAAUAGUAGACAAGCCUUUUGAAAUGAUGGUGAAAUGAUUUAGUAUCAUUUGACAUUUCCAGCAGACCUGGAGGUCACACAAUAAGCUAACAUCCAUCCUAACAGUACCAGGAAACUUCACAGACCAAUAAAUUAUUAUGAUGUGAUAGGAUAUUGAUCAUGUAAGGCAGGGGUGGGAACCUUUAUCAGGUUUGACCUCAUCAGUCUCAUGAUACUUUCAUGACAUCACAUGAUUGACAGGUAGGUUGUCUCACGCAUUUGUCACCUUAUGUGGUGUUCUGCAAAGGUCCAUUCAGGGGUUUGAAAAAGGCUUAUUUCUCCUCUCGCCCUGGAAGGCACAUGCAACCAAAGUGAGCAGACUUUCUAAGGUGCCCUGAUUUCAGAGGUUUAAAGGAGCAGUGUGAAGUAGCUCCUAAAGGGCUUUGUAAGGUACCCACACAGGAAGGACAAAUUAUAUCAAACUGUAGAUUUAUUUAUUUUUAAUAGCCUCUGUCCUGAUUCAGAUGCUCAGUUUCUGGCUUUCUGAACCUUAGUUCAGUAGCUGGAGAUGAGUGAUGAGACCAUGUACUCCCUCCUUGCCUCUCCCUGUGAUUCUUCCCAUUCUUGGUACUUACAUCCUGGUUUAAUUAAACAACUGUUGUAGUUUAACAUCUGUUUCCUAACCAGGACCUCAAACCUACUUCAGCCUAAAAUGGUCGUAGGUAUGUAUAGUUUAUUUUUACGUCAUGAACUUGCAAAAUACAUAACUCUGCUCACAAGCUGUGGUAGAAUAAGAGGCUAUGCCCUCUUCUGAAUGUCCAAGCAACUGUGCAGAAUGCUCUGCAGAUGAAAGGUGGGUUGGCAGGGAAAUUGAAAGAGGGAGACCCCAAGAAAGAAAGAGAGCUGAAACAACAAAUGAGCUCCUCUAGAUUAGCUAUGUGUAGUGUCUGCCAAAUCUUUCAGGAAGCAGCUUUUAUAAGCAGAACUAAGUUUUCCAAACUCCCUAUAUCCAUGGUGAUCUAGAGGCUGUUCCCACCAGUGUUUCCUUGAAGGGGCUGGAUAGAACUGUAUGGAAACAAAACUUUGCCCAAAGCCAAAGUUUUUAACUUUGGCUGUGAAAUUGCUUUUGUGGAAGCUUAAGCUGAAGACCAUGGCGGACUUCCAAAGGAGAAGAUUUAACAGGAUAAAAAUGUUGAAGUUAGAUUGUUAUCUGCUUUCUGCCUCCCUCCCAUGCUGCGCUGCUUGAGAUCCUGUUAGCCUUUUUUCAUCAGAUUUCUUGAACACUCCCUGUAGAAUCAUGGCAACCUGGGGGGGGGAGGCAUGUACUUGUGUUCUUAUUUUGCUCAGGCAAAGCUUCAAGUAGAGUUCAGAUACACCCCCCCUCCCCAAGACCAGUGAAAAGUUGAAUCUGAACCAUUACUGUCAGAGUGAGGCACUUAACCCUCAUGUGCAUGACGUGGUAAGUUUCAGUCUUUGGACUUCUUGGUUCAUAGUGCUGUCUCUUAGCCACUGCAGUACAUCACCUCAGCAUAAUAGAAUAGUGAGUAGAAUUAUUAGUACAGCCUUUCGUUUGCUGCCUGGACUGUCUGGAUCCAAUUAACUUUGAUUUUGUUUGCCAUUCCACCUUAUGCUGUGUCACAACCAUGCAGCCCCUGGCAUACAUUUAAAAUUGUAUUGCAUUCUCUCGGAAGGAUGUGUCCCUGUAACCAGCACUCACAAGGCCAUUUAAUUUGAUGUUGACAGUAGGCCGCUGUGCCACUCUUGUGGUAAGCACUCUUUGAAGCUGUAGCCGCAUUGCAUAUCUGCCUAUUCCAGGCAACUAAUUUUUCCUCCUGGAAAGAGAUGAUGUCCAUAUGUUUAAAAGUGAACUGGAGGCCAAGCCAGGCAGGGUGUAAUUUGAGAGGUGAUGAAAAGUGUAUUUCUUUCAAAAGUGUAAAAGUGGGAUGGGAAGAGAAUGGUGAGGAAAUACAGUCACAGUACGUAAUUACAUUCAAAGGUAUGGCGGGUGCACUUUCUGCAUAGAAUGCAGCUUCUGCCAAAAGAUAACCUUGCUUCCUACAAAAAGGUGUAGCUAACUGAAUCACUGCCCACCCUGAGUACAAAGUACAGGUACAAAGAGGGAUGGGACCCACCAUCCAACAUCUGACAGAAACCCCAGUGAUGUGGGGUGGAAAGUUUUCCCUUUAUCCUUAAAAAAUGAGUUGUUUAAUAAAAUUGCUUGAUAACCUAAUAAUACAGCAAAAUAAAAUUUUCAGGCCGCCUAGUAUGACUUAGUACAAUGCUUGGUAAAUAUGAAAUCAGAGUUGCAGUUAAACUUUUUCAGGCAACUAUCUCUAAGGAGAAUAUAUAUUUAUGCACAUAGCUCUUCAUGUAUGUUAGUAUGUUAGCAGCCUUCACUCCUUUGUGAUGGGACAAGAACUGAUUUAGUUUUAGUUUGAAAACAGCUCGAUAAUUACCUAGCAGAAAGUCUGUCUUGACUCUUUUCAGCUGAACUUCUUUCUCUGCUUCUAGAGUUUAGUCUUAUAUUGUUGCCAUGUAGGAUUUUCCCUAAUACGCUCAGAUGUUGAAAAAGCAAUAACCAAAUGAAUUGAUGUAAGCAAGGAGAUUGAGGAAGUUAAUGUAAUUGGAUAUUCCUGUGCAGAUUUUUCUGGUGUCUUUGACAUUCCCUGCUUGGGAUGUGAAGCCUUACCUCUUCACUGGGGAUUGUACCCAUACAUAGCUUUGCUGGUUUCCUUUAUGUAGCAUGCAACCUAUUUAUCUGAUGUCUAAAAUGACCCCAGAUAUUUUUGUUAUAAUUGCUGGAAAUAGUUUUGCAUUCCAACCCAUGUAUACUUUGAGCUUUAAAUAUUAAAAAAAUGUGAGUGGUGGUACUUUGGCUACCCUUUAAAUCACGGUACUGAUGGGGGACCUUCCAGAUAUUGUUUGAUUCUAUCUCCCAUUAGUCCCAUUAGCCAACAUGAGCAGUGAUUAGGGAUGAUGGAAGCUGUAUUCCAGUGACAUGGAGGGCCACAGGUUCAACAAUAUUUGGUGCUUGCCAUAUUGGCUACCGAAACAACUUAGCUAAUUGAAAUUAUUGCCUUUUGGGAAACGGCUAACUUGCAGUUUCUUAAAGUGACAAACUUGAAAUCUUUUAAUAGUUGACUUUGUAAGGAGCGGGCUUUUAAAACAGCUAUACAUUAUUUUGUGAUUGAGAGAGAGGUUUUAAAAAGCAAAUAAACAGACCUUUUCUAUCCCUGCCCUUUGAAUGCUCAGAUAAGAAGCCUCUUGAGCAGGCAUUUUGGUACAUGGAACUGUCCAAGGAAGGGAAUAUAAAUGGCUAAAUGAUUAAAGGAUUUGCGAUUGCAAUCUGCCUUGUCUGUCUCUAGAAACUGAAGUUGUUUGUUCUAAUGUAGAAGUUCUUCACAUAUGGCAUAUGAUGCAAUUUGUGGUAGAUUUACAAACCUCACCAUUGCUGUGCUCUCCAUCACUCCUAUUUCAAAGCUUGGAUGCUUAGUCCAGCUCUUUUCAACUGACCAGGAUUGCUGCCUUGGAAAUCCUCUGUUGUGGGAACUCAAGUGCUUAUAAUCCAUUUUCAGAACAGCACAAACCUAAAUAGCAACAUUUCCACACAUUGGCAUUGCCCGCUUUAGAAAUAAAGACAACAUUUUAUACCUGAAGCUAUUAUACUUGCAGAUGCCGAAUGUAAAAUUGAGAACAAAUCAAAUCUCAUUAGGAAUAAGGAAGCAUAUUUGUAUGAGUAUCUUUUAAAGGACUUGGCUUUGAACUCUUUCCUAAACACAGUGCUGAUGUUUCUGUUUCAUGGUUUUCUUUCUUGCAGAGUUGUGCUGAAAGUAAAUGGCUAAAUUGUGCAGAAAUACAUUCUUUUUUUUUAAAAAAAAGUAUGGGGUCAGUUCAUGUCAUAAAAAUGUGGCCUGAAUAAUUGGAGGGUGCCUGCCUCUUUCAAGAUUGCUUCUUUAAUAUUUAUGUCUCUUGGAAGGUUUUGUGUGUGGGACAUUAAUGGUUGCCUUUGCAAAGGAAACCGCUGCAAAGGGGAGAAGGCUACUGUGGUGAUUUUUUUAAAGUGUAACUGCCCUGAGACUUCAGAAUAGGGCAGGGCAUUGUAUAUAAAUAAAAUGCCUGCUCCUUGGAGUGGAGGGAGAAGGAGCCAGUAGCAUUUCUACAUCUUAAGAUGCUGGCAGAGUUCCUGUAUCUGUCACUUCCCCUAGCAGUCAAGGAGAGGAGAAAUUUUGUGUAUAUUUAUGACUAGCUGGCUUCUUAGAAACUCUGCUAUAUACCUUUAUUUAAUUUAUCAGGUUAAAACACGCAACUGCUCUCUAUAUACAUAAAUUGAUUAGAAUGUUUUUAAAUAUUUCUAGGAAAUUUGUAAUGUUCAUAUUUGCAAGGCUAUAUUAAAGGCUUGCUUGUAACUAAACUAUAAACAAAUCUUGACGUUACUGGAAAUCCCUUGUUUGUUUGACUUGUAUGCUACUUAAUACAACAAAAUCUCUAAACUGUUUGCAUAAAGUAUGGUAUCACGAGCAAUAAAUAAAUAAAUACAUAAUAUCAAAAUGCAUUAGUAACCCAGUAAAAUAUUUUGUGAAAAAUUACUACAGAAAUGUUCCAGCCGUGUGAUCAGAAAAUAGAGACACAGAAAGGCUGAAGAAAUGAGCAUGUUUUUCGUAGGCAUUUAAAGCCAGCACAGUGGAAGCUUCCCAAAUAGUGUUCUAGACUCUGAAAGAACCUGCUUUUGUUCUAUCACAUUAUGACACACUAUAAUGGUCUGGCCAUCAGAGCCUUCUCUAAAGGGUGUACAGUUUGUCUGGGUCUGUACAAGGGAAGGUGGUCCUAAAUUGUUUUGGCUUUAAAAGUCAGUAACAAAGAAUGCUCCAACUACCGCACAAUUGCACUCAUUUCACACGCUAGCAAGGUUAUGCUUAAAAUUCUACAAGGCAGGCUUAAGCAAUAUGUGGACCGAGAACUCCCAGAAGUGCAAGCUGGAUUUAGAAGAGGCAGAGGAACCAGAGACCAAAUUGCAAACAUGCGCUGGAUUAUGGAGAAAGCUAGAGAGUUCCAGAAAGACAUCUACUUCUGCUUCAUUGACUAUGCAAAAGCCUUUGACUGUGUCGACCACAGCAAACUAUGGCAAGUUCUUAAAGAAAUGGGAGUGCCUGAUCACCUCAACUGUCUCCUGAGAAAUCUCUAUGUGGGACAAGAAGCUACAGUUAGAACUGGAUAUGGAACAACUGAUUGGCUCAAAAUUGGGAAAGGAGUACGGCAAGGCUGUAUAUUGUCUCCCUGCUUAUUUAACUUAUAUGCAGAAUUCAUCAUGCGAAAGGCUGGGCUGGAUGAAUCCCAAGCCGGAAUUAAGAUCGCCGGAAGAAAUAUCAACAACCUCAGAUAUGCAGAUGACACAACCUUGAUGGCAGAAAGUGAGGAGGAAUUAAAGAACCUUUUAAUGAGGGUGAAAGAGGAGAGCGCAAAAUUUGGUCUGAAGCUCAACAUCAAAAAGACGAAGAUCAUGGCCACUGGUUCCAUCACCUCCCGGCAAAUAGAAGGGGAAGAAAUGGAGGCAGUGAGAGAUUUUACUUUCUUGGGCUCCAUGAUCACUGCAGAUGGUGACAGCAGCCACAAAAUUAAAAGACGCCUGCUCCUUGGGAGAAAGGCGAUGGCAAACCUAGACAGCAUCUUAAAAAGUAGAGACAUCACCUUAUCAACAAAGGUCCGUAUAGUUAAAGCCAUGGUUUUCCCAGUAGUGAUGUGUGGAAGUGAAAGCUGGACCAUAAAGGAGGCUGAUCGCCGAAGAAUUGAUGCUUUUGAAUUAUGGUGCUGGAGGAGACUCUUGAGAGUCCCAUGGACUGCAAGAAGAUCAAACCUAUCCAUUCUUAAGGAAAUCAGCCCUGAGUGCUCACUGGAAGGACAGAUCGUGAAGCUGGGGCUCCAAUACUUUGGCCACCUCAUGAGAAGAGAAGACUCCCUGGAAAAGACCCUGAUGUUGGGAAAGAUUGAGGGCACAAGGAGAAGGGGACGGCAGAGGACGAGAUGGUUGGACAGUGUUCUCGAAGCUACAAACAUGAGUCUGACCAAACUGUGGGAGGCAGUGGAAGACAGGAGUGCCUGGCGUGCUCUGGUCCAUGGUGUCAUGAAGAGUCGGACACGACUAAAUGACUAAACAACAAAACCUUGAAAAUGACUAACGGGCAGCUGGUGCUUUUCUCUCUUUUUUAAUGCAAAUGACACAUGUGUACAGUAAGUUGCCUCACUCAGCACUCUAGUGCUGAAUUUUGCACGGGCUGCAACCUCUGGAGCAGGUGCAAGGAUUGUCCCACAUAUAAUGUAGUGCUGUAGCCUAAUUGCGAGGUUGCCAAUGUGUAGGCCACAAUAGACAAACUAUUCCUGUACAGCAGGGGUGCACAACCUGUGGCCCUCCAGAUGUUGUUGGACCACACCUCCCAUCAUCCCUGAUCACUGGCUAUGCUGCCUGGGGCUGAUGGAAGUUGUAGUCCAGAAACAUCGGGAGGGCUGCAGGUUGUGCACCUGGUACUAUACAGGAAAGGGAAUAUUUGUUGUGCCAGCUGAAGUUGGUAGUAGGCAUUAUGAGCCGCACAUAUCAUCACCUGGGCCUUUUAAUGGCUGAGAUGGUUCCAGGAGCACACCCAAAGUGCAUGCCUCUUUCUACAGAGAGAGUGGAACUCCAUCCAGAACAGAUAAAUAACCCAGGUCCUGUACCUGGGGACCACUCAACCACAAGAUCUUUGUCUUGUCAGGAUCCAUUCUCAUUAAUUAGCCCCACAUACAGUAAUAAAAAUGUGGCACUAAUGUUGUUUAAACUGUAUCAGACCAGAUUAAUUGGUACAGGAAGCAUAGCGGUGUGUCUUUCACCAGCUGAAAAUGUGAGAGCUGUGUUCUGCUUUCUGUGAGUCCUCAUAGAGCACUUGUGCUUUUCCUACUCUAUUGUCUGCUGCCUUAAAAAACCCCACAAAAGUUUAAAAGAAUGCAAUAUCUCUGGAUCAAAUAGAAAAGCCAUAAUGUUCAUGGAUGUGUUGAAGAAAUGAACAUGCAUUACUGUGAUUGCUUGUGCAAAUGGCUAGAGAGAUUAACUGGCCAUUUACUCUGAUUGCUUGCAUGUUUUAUGUGCACAUCAAUAAGAAAAUGUGAGUUAUAAAUUUUCUUUCAACUCUGGUGACUGAGUGAAUCUUGGAGAGACGCCAACCCAAUUGCUGUCUGAGUUCUAAAUAUAGAAAGAAGCACUGCUGACCCUAGUUACUGGAAUAUCCAGUUUCUACCAACUGGAAAAAUAUAAUGAAAAUUCCAUGAUGAUUUUAGUUGAUGUAGUGGCACAUUACAUUUUAUAAUUUGUGGCCACAGAGAAUUUGGACCAAAAUUCUUGUCAAUAAAACAAGGGCCCCAGCCCCAAGAUAAUGAAAUUUGUUCCAUUGUGGAUAUAAGAAAGGAGUCAGCAUCUUAAACUUUUCCAUGAAGGACUUCUUCACAAUCUUGACUUGCUGACAGAUUGAUUCAAAUUUCCAUGUUCCUUGCUUCAGAACUGCAGCUACGAUGGUGGGAAACUUCAUAUGGGCUGUUGAACUUGGAAGAAAAAGUUGUGAACGCCUUUUCUACUACAUCAUAUUUUUUGAAAAGUUACUCCUUUGCGGAACUCCUGUGCAGUUGUCAUUCAGGCUCUGUACACAGAUUCUUCCCUCCCUGGGGUGGUUCAAACAUUCAGGAGUCAUCAGAUCCAAUUGGGGUACAGUCCUGCAUGGUGCUAUGCAACUUCAGAAGGCAAACAGACGGUCAUUAAUUUGAAAACAAUUGACUAUCUUAAUUUCUUCUUUGAAUUUGCAAGACUAGCUCGUUGGGCAAAUAUAUUCUAGGCUAGCUGUCUGCCCCUCCACCUGUGAUAACUCUUACUAGUCAAGAGUUUGACAUAAACAUGUGCUCAAAUGGAUAAGGACAGAGUUAUUUCAGCCAGGGCUGGCUCAAGAUUCUUUGCUGCCUGAGGUGAAGGACAAUAUGGCACCCUUCCCCAAGGCACAUACAGAAGCCAGCUGGACUCGUGGAAUUCCAAUACUGAUGAAAGGACAGUUUCUUCUACUGCAGCUGAAGAUAGCAGGCUAGUGUAGCAGGCCACAUGACACUCCAAGCUCUGUCCUCCUGAGGCAACUGUCUCACUUAGGGCCAGACCUGUCUAUAGUAAGCAUCUUUGAAUGUUUCCGUUGGUCCUCUCUCUUGGAGUACAUACAGUGCAUGUGUACAUGAAAAGGAGUGUUGGCUUUCUUAGUUCAAUGCCACUCACACUGGAGGAACACCUCCCAUCUUACUUCCAUCUCAAAGUAUAUACAUUCUCACCUUACAAACAUGGCGGUUUUGAGGUCACCUAUCCAAAAAGGCAGAAAAGAAAAUGGAGCAAGCUUUUAUGGACUGGAAUCACCAUUGCCUUUUUGUUCCAGCAGGAACUUCCAGACAAAGCAGUUUUACUCGUUAUGAGGGACAGGUGCACUUGUUGCAGGGAGCAUCUUGGUAUAUCUGUGGCAAAAAGUGUAAAUCACUGAUACACAUAUUUACAAUCAAGGCUUCCACACAUAUCUACAGGGUUAUUUUAAGGAAUACAUAGCUGUGGUUUUCACCUUGGGUUUGCUGCAGGAAACUCCAGUAUAACUCUGGUGUACCUGCUGCAAACAGGUUUGCUCUGUAAUAUGAGUCAACAGAUUAGGCUUCCUUCCCUUCUCUCUCUUUUGUUUGUUUAUCUUGAUUGCUGCUAACUGCUGUUUUAUUUCUUAUUGGUUUUUUUAAAAAAAUUGCUAGUUUUUGAGCAACAUUAAUAGUAUUUUUUUUAAAAAGGUGUAGUUGAAAAGGUUUUUUUAAAUAAAUAAAAAUUUAUCGGUUUGCAUUUCUAUCCUGUCUGAUAAUGCACACACCCACCCUGUUCCACUAUCCUUAGUCAUAACUAAUUUCUGUUGAAAUCAACCGGGCAAUGUUCCAACAGGGAAGAAGCAUUCAACAAAUAACACUGUGAACUUGAAAAAAGAACUAAUUUAUAUUUUUAUAGUUUCCACAAUCCCUCAUGGAAUGAAUGGCCAGCAAUCUAAAAUCACAGCUAUGAAUGAAAUUAUUUUCAUGGGAUUAUGUUAAUGUGAUUUGCUUCUUCCAGUGUAACAUUUGCUGUGCCAUGUGUCUGAGUGCCCUUAUGGGAUAUGUCUGUGCUUGAGUCGCUGAAUAAAGAUAGCAAUCAAGGAGUUAUUUGAGAAGUGAGGUUCUAAUGAACCAGAGGAUUACCCAAGCAAGCAGUGACUUGCAUUGUUCUUGUCUCUCAUUCCGUAGGCAAGAUCCUCUUCCGCCGAAGCCACAUUCGUGAUGUUGCUAUCAAGCGUCUUAUACCCAUUGAUGAGUACUGCAAGGUGAGUGGUGUUUUCUUCCAAGUUUUGUGCUGAUUGUUGAGAUACAUUGUUUGCAGCUGGUUCCAGUACAGCAGCCUUCCCUGCUCUAGUAACCUCCAGGUGUUUUGGACUACAGUUCCCAUCAUACCCGUGGACAUGCUGGCUCGGGCUGUUGGGGUGCUGUAGUCCCAAACAUCUGGAGGGCACCAGGAUACACAGUAAGUUAUCUUUUCUGUUUUGUCUUAUUAUAUGCUACCAUAGCUUGUGUUAAUGCAUUUUCAGUUGAGUAAGAACUCAUCAACGAUGACCUUGAAUGCUUCUUACUCUGCAGACUUACCCACUGAGUAGUUUUGCUGACAUAAUGAAGCACUUUUGACAUUUACAAUGCACUACAUAAAUGGUUAAUAACAGUGCUUUUGUCUAGGAAAAGAAGGUGCUGGUACUCACCAUGCCCCCCUUUUUCUCUCCCUCACACUCUCUCCUGUCCCCCCUCAAUUAAUUGAAGCACCACUUUGUGACCCCCUCUCACUUCUUCAGUCUCUCCCCCCACCUUGCCCUGACUUCACAUCCACCCAGCCUUCCAGCGUACCAUUGAUUCCCAUCAGAAAAAAGCAGUGCUUACUAAGAUAAUUAAUAAAUGUUGCCAUUGUUUGUUAUUUGGAAAAAUUCCUUUUCAUGCCAAGUGACAGCUGCUCUCAUUGUUGCUUGAAGAUGAUGGCUUUGUUGGUAACCAGCCUCCCUCCCUCAGAUGAAAGCAACUGCCUUUAAUGGUUUCAAAGUGUGUUAGGUUAGUCUACUCCCCUUUUGAAAUAGCUUAGUUCAAAUGGAAUCUCACUUGAAUAUUAUUCAGACUGCCUCCUUCAGUCCCAUUAUACUAGUCCAGGGGUCAGCAAACUUUUUCAGCAGGGGGCCAGUCCACUGUCCCUCAGACCUUGUCGGGGGCCAGGCUGUAUUUUGAAAAGAAAAGAAAAAAGAACGAACAAACGAAUUCCUUCCUGUGCCCCAUAAAUAACCCAGAGAUGCAUUUUAAAGAAAAUGACACAUUCUACUCAGGUAAAAACACACUGAUUCCUGGACCGUCUGUGGGCCGGAUUUAGAAGGCAAUUAGGCCAAAUCCGACCCCCAGGCCUUAGUUUGCCUACCCGUGUACUAGUCAUUAGAACAGAGAUGCUUCUCAGUUUAGUAUGGAAGGAAAUAAGAAGCACCUAUGGAACGGGGGUGUACACAUGUGCAUGCUAGUGCAGGAACGCAUAUAAAUACUUUUAAUUAAAAACACAAAGAAAUGGCACAGUUCUGCAGGGAUGGAAUUGGUAGGACUUGCCAUGUAUAAAAAGCAAUUUGUUUUUUAUAUUAGGGGCUGAUGGGAUGGAGAAGUCAAAAGUCUGCAUUGGAUUCGGCAGAAUUGGAGUGGUGGUGUUGGUCAUAGGGAUGCUUAAGCCAGAAAAAAGCACAGUGUGCAUUGCCCCAUAUUUCUGGGGAAGAUACCCCAGUGGUUGUUCAAUUUAUGUGAUAUCACUAAUCAAAAUUAUAUUGCAACUGUUUCUUAUAUUGAAUUCUCUAGGUUUUUAACCUUUUGAAGUUAGAAAUGCAUUAAAUAAUUAGGAUAUCAUUAUCUUCCCUUUAUCUUUCCUACAAUCUGGGGAACUGUGUGUUUGUGUGUGUGUGUGUGUGUGUGUGUGUGUGCGCACGCUUGUUUUGUUUUGUUUUAUCAUAUAUGUGUGUUUUGUGUUGGGGUUACUCUUAUAAUCUGUAGUAAAAUAUGUGUGAAAUACAUGUAUGUGUAUAUACAGUUUUCAUUCAUUCAGCUUCUGAUAUGCUUGUUCCUAUUGUCACGGAAUAGGUUAAAAUAUGCCCAAAUAGGCACACCUGUGUACUCACACAUUUGCUUUUAAAGAGGAAGGAAGUCCAUAGGUGAUGAGGCAGCAGCUGGCUCCUGCAAAACAAUGCUAUUGAUGACAUUAAAUUUAAUAAAACCAUUUGACUUUCUAUCAUCUAUAAUGUUGUAGAUGUGAUCUAACCGCCUUAGUAUUUCCUUCUUUUAGUUAAUGAUAACCAGGUAACAAAGACUGCACUCUUGGCCUUCCAACAGCUGACACUUAACUCUGUAUUUGCUAACAGGGAAGGAUGGGUGUGGAGUAGGCUCACACAAGGAAGCCUGGCUUGCCAUGAUAUGGACACCACUCUAGCAGUUCAACUUAUCUGCUGCUGUUUUUCCAUGCUUUUCGCAAGGCAAACCACCACGGGGAGGAAAAUUGUAUUCCAACUGAGCACAGAUAAAUAAAUCACAGAGAUGACUGUGGUUUGUGGAUAUACAGCAAAUGCUGAGCGUUACAAGAAUUAAUUGCGACCACAUCCUUUUCAGAAGCUGCAUAAGCAACAAUCACUCCACUUCUCUUCUUUGCUUGCUUGGGAAAGGAGGGGAAAGCAUCAUUUCCCAGUACAAUCUUUCAGAAUCAUAGAAAUGUAGAGUUGCGCGGGACCCUGAGGGUCGUCUAGUCCAGCCCCUGCAGUGCAGGAAUCUCAGUUAGAUUAUACAUGACAGAUAGCCAUUCAACCUCUGCUUACAAACCUCCAAAGGAGAAGAGUUCAGCAGCUCUCUUGGGAGUCAGUUGAACAACUCUUAUUGGCAAAAAGUUAUUCCUGAUGUUUAGUUGGAAUCUCCUUUCUUGUAACUUGAAUCCAUUGGUUUGUGUCCUAGCCUCCGGAGCAGGAGAAAACAUGGGUUCAGGUGAUCAGGGCACUUGCUUUGGUUUUUUAAUACACACAAAAUCACUUUCAUACACACACACACACACACACAUAUAUAUAUAUGGGUGGGUGGUGGGUGGCACACACCUCUUACACAGGUCAGCUGUGACCAGGAGUUCUAUGGAAGUAUGUGUGAAUGGGCUGGUUGAGAAUGGCUUUCUUUCUCUCUCUCUCUCUCUCUCUCUAUCUCUAUCUCUAUCUCUAUCUCUAUCUCUAUCUCUAUCUCUAUCUCUCCCUCCCUCCCUCCCUCCCUCCCUCCUCCACCAGCUUGUAUGUUUGCAUGCUGGCUGCAGAAAAAGGGAAGCUCAUUCCUCAGUCCGUUUCCUGCUACACCAGCCUGUUUGAUAGAAAGCAAUUCCUACCUGUUAAGACACUAGUCCACUGCACUUCCAUGUUGGCUAUGAGGAGGAUUUCCCUCCUCUGUGGCCAGCUUGGAAACGCUGGCUGCUACAAUUAUUUAUGUAUCUGAAAUAUUUGUAGGCUACGUUUUAAGGUCAGCCCCCUCAAGAUGACUUCUAAAAUGUGGAUCCACAAUAUAUAAUGAGUACUAAAUUGAAAACCAUAAAACACACAAAAAUAACUUCACUAAACAAAGAGAACUAGCAGUAUCACUAACUGCAAACAACAUUUGUCCCAUUAAGAAUGAAAUCUGGUGAUUAAACUAAUGCAGCUGCAUGCAGUGGUACCUCAGGUUACAGACGCUUCAGGUUACAGACGCUGCUAACCCAGAAAUAGUACCUCGGGUUAAGAACUUUGCUUCAGUAUGAGAACAGAAAUCGUGCGGCAGCAGUGGGAGGCCCCAUUAGCUAAAAUGGUACCUCAGGAUAAGAACAGUUUCAGGUUAAGAACAGACCUCCAGAACGAAUUAAGUUCUUAACCCGGGGUACCACUGUAUUGUUUAACAGUUUUUGUUGGUGGGAUUUUGUUGCUAUUGUUGUUGUUAUUUUGUAUCUUCAUUUUUAGAUCUUAUUAUUAUUCAUGAUUUAUGUGGCAAUUGUUCAGUUUGGUUGUGUUUUGUAAACCUUUUAAUAUUGCAAGCUGCUUGGAGCAUGGUUUUAACUACAGUAUAGCGGCAUACAGAUAAAAUGUUGGUGAUAUACACCAUCCAAUAAAAUCCUUAAAAAGGCAAGUGUGGGGCAGGAAGACCAGUAAAAGACUCUCUUCCAGUUGGGCCACAGGAUCAUAGUCCAGGACUCUGCUGAGGUAAUUACCUCAUAAGGAACAAAAUGUUUGGCUAUCUUACCACACACAUCACAAAAGUCGUGGCAUUUCCCAAACCAUCAAUCUUCUGAGCAGGUGCUGAGGAAUUUAGGGAGCAGCAGCCUAACUCCCACAUCAGUGACAUGAAUGUCUACUGUCUUAUCUGUUCAUUGUACAAAAUUCAUGCCUUGGAAGGCUUUCGUCAAACUUAGUAGAGGAAUACAUAUGUAUCCCAACGCCUGUCUGUUCUUCAUCUUUCCCAGCAUUGUAUGCCCCUUCCUUUACUUUGCCAGAUAUUGUAUGAUCUCAUAGGAGAAAAGGAAAUAGACACCAUAAUAGCCCUGCCUAUAUUUGUCAGCUCCAUAACCAAGGGGUUCUGAUCCAUGCUAACCUUUUGGUUAAAGCUAACAAAAAAGUACAAAUAGUCAUAGUAGCUAUGAUAUGAACGCAAACUGUGCAUUACAUUCUGCAGUGAACAGAAGCUACUACAAACUGACAUAAUAAACCGCUAUAAUACUGAUCACAUUAGGUACUGUGGUUUUGGAGUUCUGCCCAAACAAUAAAUUAUGGAUAUUUUUACAAACUGGCCCCAGUUUCAUCAGUAUUUCUUACAUGGUAAAUGUUGAAGCUCAAGGAGGGGUGCAUACAACUCCCAAAAGGCCACAGCAGUUUUAGAUAUGUCACGACUUUGGGAAGAUGUUUAAUUAGCUUGCUCCUUAUGAGGUAACCAUCUUGGCUUGGACUCUUGCUCUAUAACUUUGCAAAGCAAGAAGAGAGCAGCCAUUUCAUAUUUCCCAAAGUUUUACAUGACCUGAACCCCUCCUUACAUGAGGAGUUGUUGAUAAAUUUGGGAGAGCAGGUAUUUCUUGAGAUCAAAGAACUGAUUUCAGAGUUUUAAAAUCACAAGUAUUUGUGUAGCCUGGUGAAGAGUAAGCAAAAGGUUUUAUUCUAAAUUAUCUUACUCACUGCUUCACAUCACAUUUAUUGAUAAGAGAGGCAGGUUGGAUUUGUAAAAAGUAAUUUUAACAAUGGUUUGCAGCGUGGUUAUGUAAGCAUGUUAGAUGUGAAACACUUUAAAUGUGAAUAUCAGGCGAGUCUCUGACUCCUCCCUUGAGCCGUUAAGAGGAAGUGAAUACAGUAUUAUGUGAAUGAAAAUACUGUGCAGCCCAAAUGAUCACAAUAUAAAAAGUAGUUGCUGUUUGUCAGGAUUCUUACGAACCCUUGGUACUUAGUAGGUCACUUUUUCUUGGGCAGCAUAGAUUGAGGAAUGAGAGAUGAAGUAUUGAGGAGGAUAGUAUAUCAAGGCACAAAAAAUGGAUCAGAUUGUUGAUAGACCACCAGACAUGGGAAUAAUUUGUGUCAAAGCAGAAAUAACAACUUGUGGUGAAUAAUAAGCAGAGGAUCAUUUGGUUACCUGCUGUUGAUGAAGAAUGGUGAAAUGCUGAGGAACUUCAUUUUGACAAAAAUAAAAAUAAAUCAGAGAUCAUGUUGUCUAUAGUAAAACCUUCAGUUCUCUAAUUUCAGUCUGCAAACUCUUAGGUUGAAUACUUAAACAUUUUGCAGAUCUUGCUCUGCAUCAUUUCCCUGAUUUAUCCAACACCUGUAGACAGAAGGGGAAAGUAAGUGUUCUGGGCUUUGGUCCAAAAGAAAUACUGAUAUUCCAAGUACUGUCCCCUCAAGUUCCUGCAGAGACAAUUAAGUUAUUGCCUGUUAGCUGAAAUCUCACCUCCAGAAUCAGUUAGGCUGCAGGAGCCUUUUCUGAGUGUAGGUGGAAAUACAAGGUGCAUAUAAGUAACAACGGCUUUCCAAAUUGUGUCUUAUGCCACACAAAAAUUGGGAAAGGUUUUUCUGAGUAUGAAGCCCCUCUUCUGUUAUGGAAGCAAUAUGCUGUCCUGAGUAGUAAAUAAACAGGGCCACUUCUGCUGUGACUUGCAUGUGUCUCUAAAAAGAAUCAUAUUCUCAUAGCGUGUUUUAUUAAAGCUACUCCCCCUACCUAUAUUUUCAAAAUUUGGCUUAGGAAAAAGAAUUGUUGAAAGUGACCAUAUAAACCCUGGAACUAUGCUGCUAACAUCCAGUUUUGAAAACCAGACCUACUUUUUGGAAGGUGGGGAAAUGGCAGAGAGUGAGAGGCUAAUGUCAUUUAACAGGAUUGACAUGCUGUUUAUGGAAGUUCUGAAGAGGUCCGGAUUUCAGUUGGAUGUGACAGAGGCUGGGUGGUGGACCCUUGGGAUAUUUAGGAACAUUAAGAUGACACACUAGCUUCCAUCCAAAGCAUUGGAAUUAAUUUUGAGGCACUGAUAUGCUGUUUGAUGUUUUGUUUGUUUGUUUGAGAGAUGCUCUGUAAACGGUCCUCUGAUUUUUAGCAAGCAGUUAAUGGCAUUGCUGACAAUAUAAACCAGCCUUCUGCAACCUGUAGCCCUCCAGAAAUGGUGGGUCCCCCAACUCCUAUCACUCCCAACCAGCAUGGCUAGUGGUCAAGGAGGAUGGAGCUUGCAGUCCAACAGCAUCUGGAGGGCACCAGAUGUGGGAAGGCUGAUAGAAACUGAUCAGUUGCUGUAGCACGGAAACCAACAUUAUGGGCCACUCAAGGUCUCUUCAUGCCAUCAGAUGCCAAGUGAUAGGUGGUGGUGUUUAAGGUAGGGUAAACAACAGUGUGAUCAGUUCCCCAUCUAACUGGUUGGCUUUGCACUCGAGAACAGUGGGAUGGUAGAAAGGCCACAAUCUCCAAACAGUGUUAACAUAAAUUAAGCAGCUUAGUUCAGGAAUUGACUGAGCUCUGGAUCAAACUCAGAAAGUUCUAUCUCGCCUCUGCUGGGGGGUUAGGUGGGCCAUCCUCAGCCCCUGCCCCUCAUCUCAGAAACAGGGACACAACACAAGAAUCCCGUAAAGCGGAUCAGCAAGGAUGGCUACAAGAUCGUGGUUUCAAAAUGCUUUAAACAUUCUUAAGCCCCGUACAACUGCUGAGUAUCAGUUGCGGUAUUAAAAAGCAUGCAAUCUCUAAAUAAUUUUUCAUAGUUCAGGAUGGGAAAUAUUAGAGUUAUGCCAGUUCUCCUUCAUCCCAUCACAAAAAUAUCCAGCAGUGGUUCAUAAAACUUACAUCACAAGGCUCUUCACAGUAUGUGCAAUAGUAAUUGUAAUCACAAAGAACUUUACUUGGAAAAUGCAGUAUCUCCAUAUAAAUAGAAGUGCGGGCUCUAAGCAAUGCAUGAGAAAUUAAUGUAGAUUUAUUGUGCUAAAAAACAUUAUGCAUAAAAUCCAGUGCUUUAGUUGCAAAAAGUGCUAGGACACUGCUGCUGGCUUUUCUUUUUUUACAUCUGUCGAAUGGCUCUAAGCAGGGAUUGUAGUGAUUUACUUAUUUAAUAAUAAUAAUAAAAUCAGAAUCUGUACUUGGAAAUUAAAGUUCCAGGAAAACUUUUGCAAUGGAGGAUCACAGUGGAUAGAGAAUGUGCCUGGAUUUUCUAGCUGGGCUAGGCACAAAUUGUCUCAUGUUCACACACUUAACAAUUGGCAAAACAGCUCUUCAUUUUCCAAAUGUGUGUCUUGUUUUGUUUUUCAGGCUCUGAUUCAGCUGCCACCAUAUAUCUCUCAGUGCGAUGAAGUUCUUCAGUUCUUUGAGACAAGACCAGAAGACUUAAAUCCCCCCAAAGAGUAAGUUUGUUAUAAGUAGCUUACACAGCUGCAUUUCAGAAAUGUUGAGAGAGAGAGAGAGAGAGACAUAUGUAGCCAAUGAACAACCCUGUUUCUUAAAAAAAGACAGCAGCAUUUGUGUUUCAUAUUUUCCAGAGUACAGAAACCUCACACAUCAGGUAUGCGGUCACAUAACAUCAGUGAACAUAUAGUACAGAUAUCAGAUUUUAAAAAAACACUAUUAAAGAAUGAAUGAAGCAGCUCAAAAGAUAAGUUAAUAAUGGAAAAAAAUGGGAAAGCUAGAAGGUCAAAGAAACAUGCAGCCUAUGUUGCAUACUGAGUUGGAAGGUGCAAGGGACCUUGAGGAUCAUCUAGUCCAGCCUCUGCAAUACAGGAUUAUUCAGCUGUUCCAUAUGGGUAUCAAACUUGCAACCUAGGCAUUAUAAGCAUCCAACUCUAACCAAGUGAGCUAUCCAGUGUUUAAGUUACCAAAUUCAGGGGUGGGGAACCUACAACAUGUGAGCCCAGACUUGCCAGGACUCCCCAUUUGGCCUUCCAGGCCGUUUCAGCCAAGCCAUGGAAACCUGAACUACACCUGACAUUAUAUAUGAUGUCAUGUAUAGGGCAGGUUAAGACCUGUCUGAGCUGAACAGGGGUUUAUUGGCACUGGCCAUCUGCCAAUCAGAGUCACUUGCAAAACUGUAUGUAAAACACUGUGCGUAAGGCUUUGCAAGACCCAAUGGUCAGCUGAUUGCCCAGUCCUGCUGAGCCCAUUGAGAAGUGAUCCACAAAAUCCAUGCAAGCAAAAAGUACCACCUGGCAUAAUGGUGAGAUCAGGUGAUUGACAUGUAGCUCCAGCCCCCUGUCAUACUUGGCCUGUGAGGGGUGGGGGAGGUAAAAAUCUGACCUGCUGGUGAGUUCUAGUUCCCCACCGCUGAUCAAAAUAAAGGCAGCUUCAUUAAAGAGAGAGUCACUGCCACUUUGAAAUCUGAUCUUUUAUAUCUGCGAGGUCAAUUUCUCCAAUACAUGGGGGAGGUGCACUCCCUUCAUUUACUUGCCCACAUUUUUAAAAUUGAACUUUUACUAUGAAAUAUAAAUACAAAAGCAUAAGAUGUGGUUAUGUGCAUACAACCAAUAUAUAUGGAUUGUAACUAUCGUGAUUAAAUACAAUUUAAAGCAUAGCUGGAACUUUUAAGAGCUUGCCUAGAAAUUUUCUAAGUGUAACUGGAAACUUUUGACACGUAAUAUGAUAGUGAAACUGCUAUGUGCUAGAAACCAAAUUCUGUUAUAACUAUUAACAAAGUUGUGUGAGCCAAGAUGCAUUCCUUCUAUAUUCCCCCGUACCAAAAUGCAUUUAAUUGAGUCCUGUACUACAGCCCAAUAAAGGGCAGACUCCCUUAUUCAGUAAGUGAUUAUCUUGCUGCCUGCCUUCCCUCACCGUAAUCAUAUGUGUCAGUUUCAUCAUCCUUAUUAUUUAUUAUUUAUGUAAAAUAUUUGUGAAUCACCUAUAAUCCUAGAUUCAACUGGUUUACAACAAAAUAAAAUACAGAAUAGAAUACAUCAUACAUGCUAGCCACUUGCCUAGAUAAUUUUAGCUGCGAAGAAUAAAGAAAACUGAUUUUUACAGGCAUACAAAGGAUUAUCCGCAUCUGUUCUGUUCAGUAUCACUGGCCUUUGAACUUUCAUAGUUGGAUAGUAAACAUCAUAGGAUAUAUCCAUCUGAGUCAUACUCAGAGUAGAGCCAUAUGGCUGAUGUGACUUAUUUCACCUGAUAGGACUUAAUUACACACAACCAUAUAACUUUACAGAAAUGCACAGUAAGCUGUCAGAGAUGCCUUUCUCCACCCAGAGCAAUGGAGGCUGCCUAACAGCCUGUAGUGGUUUUUUUAAAAUUUAGGAGCAACCCCAAGCAAAAUCUGUUUUCCUGUUGCCAGUUGCUUGAGCAAUUUAUUCUGACAAACAGUAACCACAUGUUUGUUUUCCACCCAAAACAAGGAACAUCAGCAAUCUCUCUCUUUUUCCCCUGCAUGACGCAACACGGUCUUGUGACUAUGAGCUGCUUGAGGCCAGAAGCUCUUUUGUUGAGGAUUCAGAGCAUAAGACACCAACCACUAUCUCAUUUCUGUCUUUGUAUGACACUAGAGCACUUAAUUGUGCAAAGAUAUAGAUUGUGCAAGUUGACAUGGAGAAAUGUGUAUUUCAGAGGAAUGAGAAGAGAGAGUUCUGUCAUUAUCUGUGUUAGAACAUGGAGUCUUUCAGCACCCAAGUUGGCCGCAAAGGGUUGUUCUCUUUCAAUACAGGCAGGCUUUAUGUUUCCAUUUGCCUUUGGGCGCAUAUUGUUAUUGCUUUUCCUCUUUGAUUUCUCUUGACGUCUUGGCUUGUCAUAGUUUCUUUUAUGACUGCCAGUUAGUUGAUUAGAUUGGUGCAAGGGCUUAGUACCCAUUAACUAAUAACAUGCUGUCAGCCUAUGUUUCCAUCCAUCCUGCAUUUAAGAUGUCUUUGCCCAUUAACCCUAUGUCCCUUUGCUAAUUCAUCAACUAAUGCAAUGAAAAACAUAAGUUGAAGACAGGCCUGCAUCAUGCAUAGCUUCUGCAUCAUUCUGGAAGUGGGUGUAUGCUGUGGGCUUUUGUUAAAACCUUUAUAGAACCUCAGUGCUCUAUACUGUAGACAGGAGGGGUUAGAUUUUGAAGAGGCAUUUGUUCAGAGCCUGCCCAGACUUCAUUUUUACUGCACAAACAAGACCAAGUCUCAAGUAUAUGCAGUCUUGCUCCUGACCAUGGAGUUUGUAUGUGCUAGAUUUCUCUCUACUGUAUGUGGAAUUUCUUUUAGAUCCCACAUGCAGAUAAAUACUUGCACUAGCCCAAGUUGUUCCUUCCUUUACAGUUUUCUGACAUCUGUCUACCUACUCAUAUUUGGGGACUGGCUCUUUGAACCUUCCUGCAUUAACCGUCUCUUUGAUUCCAUAUGACCUGCCUUACUAUAUGUUGUUUUAUUCAUUCCAUUGUAAUACUAACAAUAUGCAAAAAAUCUACAAGUCCAAUAUUCAGAGGUGCUGCUGCAACUCCGAAUGUCCUUGUGUGGGGGAAACCAAGACCACCUCUCCCUUCAACCCUCCAAGUAGUCCUCCUUAUUGAAGCACUUCAAAGCCCAUUCAAUGUCUCCUAUGUGGAAUUUCUUCUGAAAUUGACCAGGAAGCUGAACUACAAUGAAGUAGAAAUUGAAUAGUUCUUUUGCAAAAGUUGGGGGGGGGGCUUGUGGUGGUUUGAAUGAGUCGAUUUUUAAAAGAAAAUGUCCUUUUUGCUUAUUUGGGACAAAGGUGUUCUCCUUUAUAGAUGUAAUGGAAAAUGUUGCCUGAAUUACAAACUUAGGCACAAUUUUUUUUGGGGGGGAGAGGUAAUUGUACUUCCUUCUUUGUCUUCUUAUCCUCUUGCUGUAAUAAUAAUCUUAAAUUUAAGAUAAGCUAAUUGGUACUCACAGGAACCUCUUGUCACACAUUCACAGAUAAAUCUUUCAUACAUCUGAGCAGCUAGGAUGGAUAAAUAUAAUAAACAACAAUAUUUGUGUUCUUGUGCCUGAUAAUUACAUUAGAGUGAAGCUUAAUUUAUGCAUCCUUGUGUAGUGAUUCUCUGAAUGGAGUGAGCCCUUUGCUGUUUCCUUUGGCCUUUUGCUAGAAGGAUAAUAAGAAAGAGAGGACUUGCCGUUCUGAGUGGCUUAAUAGAUUCCUCUCGGCUGCCAGCAGCAAGCUGCUGUUGUGUCUCAAGGACGUCUCUGUUGUGUUUCAUGGCCCAGCUGGAAUAUUCGAUGGAUAUUUAUUAGCUACAAUUCAAAAUGUUAAUUAAUAAAAGUCCUUGACUCUCUCCUCUGGAGGGACUGGUAUGAACAGUUUUCCCAGUGCUGCACCACUUGAUAUGCUGCAAACCUACCAAUCACACGAUGAAACCCACAAUUAGGUGGAUUGUAGUGCUGCAUCUGGGGCUUGGUCGGAUGUCAUAACUCAUGGGCGAGAGAAAUACUUUCUUUGGGACCUUGAAUUGGAGCCAGGUCUUGCAGUAAAAGGAAGAUGCCUUAUCAUAAAGUAGCAAAUAUGCGGUGAGGUGAAGCACACAUUAUCAUGUUGAAAGCCAAAUAUAGCAAUCUUUCUGAUAAUGGUUUGUUCAUAUUAAAAACUCCUCCACCUAACAGAUUAUUCUUCCUGCUUCAUUUAUGCAUUCAGGAUUGUAGCCUGAUUUCAUUAAAGUUUCCAAUUACAUUAGUUCCAGAGGAUUACUUGUACAGGCUCAGUGUUCACAUAACACUAAGUCAAAACCAUUGCUUAGCAGGAAUGCACAUGUUCCUGAACAGAAGAUCACAGCUGGCCCUGCAGUUCUGCACUCUGUGUGCUGCUGCUGUCCUACUUGGAGCUAAACCAUGGUUUGUCUCCUCUAGACAAACCAUGGGCUGUAAAUCAAGAACAGACCUCUUCUCUCCAAGAACUUACAUGCUUGUGCAUUAGUGCCAAACCAUGGUUUGGCUUGGUAUAACCUGUGAACCAAUCAGAGACUUCUGUUCAAAAAAAGAAAAGUAAAAGAAGGCUCCAGUUAGUGCUUUAGGCAAACAUAUUUAUAGUUAUGUAAGCCUUUGUGGGCUGGAGCAAGGAUGGGGAACCCACGGGACUCCUGAUGACGAUGGACUCCAGCUCUCAUCACCCUUUGCCAUUAGCCAUGUUGGUUAGGACUGGUCUCAUCUAAUUGGGCCCAAGGUUGCAUGGACAAAGUGGGAAGGCAAGACUGGGCAUCUAGUAACAACUUUUGAAACUUACUGGUUUAGGAAAGCAGUAAGGCUGCUUGGAUGGAUCUGUGAAAGUCCCAGGACACGCAGGAACUGAAAUCCUCUUUGUAUUCUUUUCUUUUCUCAAGUUGAAAUAGGCUUCCCCCUUCCCCCACUAGUGGCAUAAAGGAGCGCAGCAGUGAAGCUGUGAAAGUCUGAUGUGUGCGACAAAAAAGCCAUUGCUGAGUCAAGGGAUUUAGCUGCUAACAGUCCUCAUGCUGAGAGCCUUGAGCUUUCCAUGCACAGACUCCUAAGUGGCUAUUAAGAACAAUCUGCUGUACUUUACCAGAGAGAAGCAACAGACAGGACAGAUUAGGCUCUUUGCUGGCUUCUUGUUCUUUCCAGUAACUUGUCUUGGAGACCUGUGUACAUCCUUGUCAUCUGUGUUCCAGUAAUGAGGGCAGAGCCAUUCCUCUUAAAAGGAACACUAUAAAUAUAAUACACUGUGAGUUACACCAUGGCAGGGAGAAGGAGAUGCGAGGUUUUUGUCUGCAGCUACAGAUCUGUGGUGGAAUGUGCUUGACAAACAUUUCUAGUGGCUUAUCUAAUUUUUGGUGCCUUAUCUAUAGAUCUGCAGGAUCACUGAAUAGGAGGCCUCUGGGGGUUGUGCAUAAAGCCUGCACUUUGAUUACACAGCAUCAGAGCCUUGCCUCUGGAAUGGAUGUUCAGAAUUUCAAACAUCCACAGAAUUUAAACUCAAAAGAUACAUAGUGAAUUAAUUUGUCUAGUCCCUUUGUUAAAGCUAUCCAAGCUGGUGGCCAUCACUAAGUCUUGCGGGAAGAACGAAUUCCAUAGUUAAGUCUGCACUGCGUGAAGAAGUGCCUUCUUUUGUAUGUCCUGAAUCUUCCAGCAUUCAGCUGCAUUGGAUGGCCUUGCAUUCUAAUAUUACGAAAGAGGGAGCAAAACUUCUCCCUAUCCGUUUUCUUCACACCAUACAUAGUUGUGUACACGUCUGUCAUGUUUCCUUUUACUCACCUUUUCUCUAAACUAAAAAGCCUCAAAUUCUACAGUCUUUCCACAUAGGGGAGUUGCUCCAUCUCCUUAAACGUUUUUGGUUGCCCUUUUCUCAACCUCUCCAGCUGUACAAUAUGCUUUUUGAUGGGAGGCGACCAGAACGGGACACAGUGUUCCAACAUGGAAUUCGCCUUUUUCACAGCUGCUUCACACUGUCAACAUCUUUCUUGAACUCUCUUCAAAGGAUUGAGUUAUUCUCCUUCAUACCUGACUUAAGCCUUAGCUUGUUCUUUAACCACCUUCCUUGACCUUAUCUUUAUUUAGUUUCUGCCCUAGAAAAGCUGGAUGUAGUAGUAGCCGCGCUUUGAUUAAGGUAGCAAUCUAAAACUCUCAGAUUCCUUUGGCUUAAUCCUUUGGGCUAUUGCUUGCAGGUCAGCAAUACAGUUUUAAAAUCCUCUUUCUACCAUCUUUCUUCAAGGCUGCAUCUGUGUGUAUGUUUGAACCACUCCAGGGUGGCUUUUGUGCUUGCCUUCCCUGAUUCUGUGGAACACCAAUGUUUACACCAUACACCAGUGCUUGUUUAUUUUUAUAAUUAUAAGACAUUUUGAGCCCUAGAUGGUGAAAAGUGGGACUAUAGAUUUUUAAAAUAAAUAAUAAACACACAAACACAUACACAGAGUCAGCUGACCUUAUUUGCCUGCUGAGCCAGGCUCAGUCCUUGUUGGUGGUGGCUGUUUUGCAGGGUCCCCCCUUCAGAUUUUUUGUAAGCUCCCUCCCUCCCUCCCCAAAGAAAAGUCUGCUGAGUCUAAUGCCUUCCUAUUGUGCACAAAUGGUGUCAUUUUGGCUAUAAAAAGAGCCACAUUUCAUAGAAUGAAUUUGCUAUUGUAUAGCAUACUUAGAGACAUAUAGCUAGGUGAAGGCUGAAACGGUAUUUGUAGUAACUGAUUGCUUCCUGCAGCACUGCCAGUAAAUCAAAGCGAGGGAGCCAGGAGGAAAGAUGGGUCAGAAAAAGAGUUCAGCUGAUGUGAUCUGUCUGGUCAAACUCCAUUUUUUGCAUCAGUUGCAAUUAACAGGAUUUUACUUAGGGUCAGUUUUAAAUGUGAUGGUGCUGAUGUGAAAGUUGCCAAAACUCAUUUUUCUCUCUACAGUGCUUUGUGUAACUGUAAAAGAUUAUGACCACACACUCACCUAUGUAUAUGCAGCCUCUCUUCAGGGCACCAUAGCUACCAUCUUGGCACAGGCUAAGAGACUUCUAAAUACUACUCCAGAAACGUGAAGCACUCAUUUUUAAGUGGCCUCUGUGUAAUCCCCAUCCGUCAAAUUUAAAUUGACCCUUCUAUGUGCUACAUUUGAAGCUGGUGAUGAGCAAUAUCAAAUACCUUCCGUCAUUUUGGAAGUGGUACAAUAUGGACUAUAAUUUAUAUUAUAUAUUAAAAAUUUAAGCCUAUUUUUCAGGCUGUAUAUAUUUUGCACAAACAUAACUUCAUGAGACAGAUUGUGCUAGAGAUUGUUUCUGAGUGCUCAGUUCAAUUGCAGAUGUUUUGUGUCCUGUUAUGGAAGACAUCAACUUUUUAUUGAGAAUUGUUCUCUAAACAUCCUAGGGUUUGUUCCUAGAAGCCCAAAGAUGGUACCAAGAUUUCUGUAUAGAGCAAGUGUUGAAAGUCUCCCAUUAGUAGUCAUUCUUGGCCAGAAAAAAUGAAGACUUGCCUUCUGUUUUGAGCAUUCACUUUGUUGAUCUUGUUUUUCUUAGAAUGAGAUGCAAAGACAAACACUGGUUUUGUUUCAAGAUUGUCCUCAUUUUUGGUAAUGACUGGGUUCUGUAAUUAUUUUAGGGCAGAUUGAUUAGUAUCCCCCUCCGCCCCUGGGAAAACAGACCUGUGAACUAAAACAUGUAACAUCCCCAUGUUCUUUCACUUGUUAGCCUUUCUAAGAGGUAUUUUUAUGGGCCAAUGCCACAUUGCUUUCUCCUGUUGCAGAGUGGGGUGAUUGGCAGAGGGGAGGAAGCUGCAGGUUGCUGCAAGCUUACUGCAGUUUCCUGUCUUGUCUUGAGUUACUGCUCUCAGAGGUGUAUCUGGUCAACCCGAGAAGGUCCUGGCAAGAAAAUAAAUGUGCAGCCUCCCUUCCCCCUCCUCAUCCAGACAGGAAGCAUAGCAGAAAAGGGAUGGGAAGUGAUGUGUUACACUUAAUACAUUUAGCAGACAAGAAUGAAAAGCAACCUUUUUCAAGGCACUGAAAUUGUAUGCUAGACAGGAAGAACUCAGUUGGGUCCCCAUUGGAAUCUCUGUCUCCCCUGGUGCCCAACAAGUAAAGAAAAUGCUUAAGGCUGAUACUGUCUUGAUUAUUAUUGCCCCUCUGCUGAUUGUCUGCUUCAUGAGAUUCUGAUGGGGUUUAGAUGUAAUGCCAAACUGAUUUGGUGUUAUGUGUACAAGCAAGCCUGAGCCUCUGACGUCUACACCCCGUACCACCCCCACACCUUUCUGGUUCUCAGCAAACAUACAUGGCCAGAUUCUGGCGAAAUGACAAACUGUGUAAACCUUAGUUUGCUCACAUGCCUAGGAACCAGGCUCAUGCCUGCUUGUGUAUGUAAUACUGUGGAUUCCAUAUGAUUGGCUAUUUAUCCUUUAGGCUUCUGCCUUUCCUAUCAUGUUUGCUGAUCAAGCUGUGGUUGACAUUAUUACAUCUUGUCUGAGCUGCUGUCUGUAUUGGAGAAUCCUCAGACCCAGGAAAUUUACUUGAAUCCAUAUGUUUUAUUGAGUUGCUCUUUGGCCCCUAUGUCUGGUUUCUAAGGCUAUGAGAGCGCCAGCUGUUUCUCGCCAGAGUCUGUUGCUGGCAUCCCUGGAAAGAGGAAUGCAGUCUGCAGCACAUCCUGUGAACGGUCACAGUUUUCAGUGCUCUUAACAUAAUUUUGCAUAAGAAAAAUGUUUUCUGUGAUUUGGUGCAGAUGCAUUGCCCAUGUUCAAAUUUAAUGCUAAACCUGGUUUAGCACUACACAAAUGUGAUUCCUGCAUUGCAUGUGGUUGGACUAGAUGAUGUGUUGGGUCCCUUCCACCUCUACAAUUCUAUGAGUCUAUGACAGGCACCCCCAACCUGCGGCCCUCCAGAUGUUUUGGCCUACAACUCCCAUGAUCCCUAGCUAACAGGAUCAGUGGUCAGGGAUGAUGGCCGAAGAUUGGGGGUGCCUAGUCUAUGAAAUGAGUCUAAUGAAAGGAAACUUUUCAUUAGACACAGUUCUGCUGAUACCAGGUAUAUAAUAAACCAUCUUACAUGGCUUGCUUUCAAGUGUUUUUUACCGGGAGGUAAAUCUCCCUAUAGUAACAAAAUAAAAGAUUGAUCUUAGUGCGCUACAUGUUCUUAGAGCUGUUUUUGUGGUCCCAAGAAUCUUGUAUGGGAAUUGCAACCACUACAUAGCAGCUUGUGUGAAAUAGCUGUCAUGGCUAGAAUGGCCACAUCAAUAUGAGGCCUCUCUAUCAAGUGAAUGCAGUUAGGCUUUUACUGAGAAGUUUAUGUUAAAAGGAGGGGAAAGCUUAGUUGACAGCUAUCAUUUUAGCUGGUGGUGUGAGUCUGCCUGCAAACCCUGCAUCAGGUCAGUGCUGCACAUUUGUCAAAUUAAAAGCACAUGUUGGCUGGGUGAAAGGCUGGUAUCUUUGUCACAGCUUUCAUUUCUUGGAACAAUGGGGUGAUUCAGGGACAGACACUGUAUUUGCAGGAACUGUUUUGAGGUUUCUAUUUACAAACAAGUGAUGUGUAUAUUUUAUGAAACAAUUUAUAAAAAAAUAGAUAAACCAUUAGCAGCAACUUGAAUGUGAAAUUUGUAUCAUAUAUAGUUAUUUUUGUUGAGAUGUGUAAACUGCUUAUAGAUUUCUCAAAAUAUAAAGUGGUAUAAAAGAAAAAUAAAUACAGUUGCAGAUUCUGGACCAAGAACUAGCCAAAGUUUGGACUCUUCUUCAUGCUAACAACUUAUGUACAGUCAUAUAGACCGGGCUUGUUACGUUGUCUUGUUAAUCAAGUUUGUUUUCUCUUUCUCAGGGAACCAAUUGGAAAGAAGAGAUCUGGUAAGGCAAUUACACUUGUUUUAUUCCCCUUCUUGAUCUUUUAUAAAGCUAAUGGAAUUGACCACAGCCAGUGACCAGUUGACAGCUGGACUGAACCACGUGCUUCCACAGGCCAUCUGUAUUAUACUACUUCUCUUUGAUGAGGUGGAAGAGAUUGGACGAAUUUGUCACAGAAGUGCUGUUUCUCUUUCACUUUUGUCCUUCUGUCAUCCUCUCUUUUGUUUCUACUUCUGUGAGGGUGAUCCCAUUACAGAUCUGGUCCAGGAAGCCAAAAAGGUUCCCCACCCUGUUCUACCCUGUAGCAGUGUAUGAGAGCAGAUUGGCACCGUAGCCCUCUGUUCUGUUUGUAGCUAGGAUUGCUGUUUAGCCAAAAUGUCAUUGUCCAUUUUUGAAGUUGGCUUUGGUCAAUGAAGGCAGGUUAAACAUGGCACUUGAAGUGUAGUGCACAUUAUAUGCUAAUAGCUGUCAGUAGGAGUGAUCAGUAGUCUUGUUUACUAACUUGGCAUUUGGAGCAGCUAUAUUCUGUGCUGCUGCAUCACUCCCACCUUUUUCCCCAGCACAGCUGAUUAUGACUCCUAUCUGUGCAUGUCUGCCAUCUUUCACUGCAACACCUAGUCUAGUUGCAGUUUACACUACAUUUAGUUUGCCUGUAUGCUGAAUGAUGGUUGAGGUAGGCAGUGAAUAAUAGGAGAGGCUGCAGAGUUUGCACAGUAGAAAUGAAAGAAAGGGAAAAAUAGUAACCUGUUUAGAAGCAAGAUGUGUGAAACGUGUUCUUAGAGGGCUCUUCCUUUGAGUUCAGAAAAUGCUUUGAGCCGAAACUUGGGCAUGCAUCGUUGUAAACAUCAGCAGGAGGCUUUGUUCUGAGCUGUUCUGUUUUCUUUUGUAUUCUUUAUUGCAUUUGUCAAAGAAGACCAAUUUCCUUUUCUGCUUGCUGUUUGGUGCCUGGAGCUGAUUGCGGAAAACAGAGGACCUCUAAGGGCAGUAUUCCCAAUAAUAAUCUACAAUGGAUUCAUCCUUCCGUUUUAGUCAAAGGAGCGUAACAAUCACAUACAUACCUGCUUGCCAGUAGCAGUUUGUGCUUGAACAUGCAAAUCCUUCUGCAUUGGCUCUGAAACUCAGUGCUAGCUGAUUGCACUCCCAAACACCAGCAAACGAGGAACCCCACCCUACAGGGCAACUAAGCACCUGCCUGCUUCUUUCAGCUUCCUUAGUGGAGUACUAUGUACUUCUGAAUUUUGCCAGCAUGAAAACACAAUGAACUUUAUAAUAAGUUUAUUUAUUCCCAGUGCAGAAAUACCGGUCAGCUUUGUUUCUGCAAACCUGAGUAAUUUAAUACCAUGGACCAUAUUCUAGUUUAUAAAUACACCCACACACAACAUUAAAGGAAGGUAGAGAUAUUGGAGCAGAUUCAGGUAGUCACAUGUCGCUCAAGAAGAUUGGGCACAUAUUUUGUGUCGCUGUGAUCUGCCAAAGGAUUACUUCUUGCUCAAGUUUGUUCUUGGUUUUUACUUCUGCAGACCUCAAGUUCUCCCCAGACUGCUGUGUGUGUGUCUGUUUCUGUGUCCGUGUCCGUGUCCGUGUCUGUGUCUGUAUCUGUAUCUGUGUGGUGCCUUUUGACCACAUGAAGAUCUGCACUUGCAGUAGGAGUUCAUUCGUAGUAUUAUGAUUAUCUUGCCUCAUCUUGAUGAAUGGAGACAACACAUGGUUGUUAAUCUUUCAUUACCUUUACAUCUGUGUAUUUAUAUUCUUUUUUGUGUCCUCAUUGCCUUUCUCCACCAUUUUGUUCCUCCAUCAGGACUUAUCCAGAGAACGGCUUCUUUCCUUCUGAGAGGUAGUAACAGCAGCUUGUUGCUUGGGCCUUGCUUUCACGUUUCCUCCCUGCUGGGCAACACGUGCUGUUCCUCUUGGGCAGUCUAGUCUCCUCUCUCUUGCCACUGCUUUGUCAGGUUGCUGCUUUCCGUUGGGUAGGGGAGUGCUGGGGUGGGUAGGGGAUGUUUAUUAAAAAAUCUCCAUUGAAUUGCACUGAGGAUAAGCAAAUGAAACCCAACUAGGAUGGUUUAUAGCCCGCUACAUGGCAACUCUACUGCUUUGCUGGUGGUGGUUUCAAGGUUUGGGUGAUAGAUGGGAAUAAAUUACACUGUGGCUUUAAUGGGAGAAAAAACUGGAGUUGUUGGGUGAUUGGGAGCAUUGCCACAUCUGACACAAAUGAACAGCUUUUGCACAUUUGCAUGUUCAUUUAAAUAUAUGCAAAUUGCCAUUGAUCAACAUUUAGAUGCAAAUACUGAUACUUAAAAGAUGUGUCAAUCCUACGCUUUGCCCUCUUUUUAAUGGAAUCUGGAAUCUUGCAAAAUUCUGUCUAGAUUUGCCGCUUUGAAGGGAAAGUUUAGGUGCUUAGUUGUGAAAGGUUGUGUUGGCAUCUGAAUUUUAAGUGACAAUUCCACACUCACCCAUCCAGCUCAUUGUGCAUAUAUACUUGUCCUUAAUUUAGCUAGUAUGCAUGUACUAGGGUGGCUAUUAAUUUAUUUUUAUUUUUUAAAGCUCUUUGUAAGUAAUUGGAAGGCUGCUUUUAAAAUCUUGUUCUGCUGGGUAAUUGUUCUUGGCAGCCCACUUGGCCUAAAUGGACAUGUCAGGUGAUUAUGUAUUGAUCAACAGGAGUUAAAGUACAUCUCCACAGUCUGACAAAGCUUAUCAAUAAAUGUGAGCUGCAGUGGAAGCCUCAUGGGAUUCUAUGAUCAUUCAUAACUUGUCUUGUUCUUUGGGUAUGAAAGGAUGUGUGAGUGUUUUUUUGGGGGGGGGAUCAAAGCCAGUUUCAGAAGUCAAAAGAGGGCAUAAAUUUUUGCCCAGCCUGCAGCUCGGCCUUCUGCAGAGCAUGAGAUCAAAUAACUGAGCAUAUUAAGGAAUCUUAAGUGACCUAUAACUUUGUUGUUGUCUUUGGAGUAGAUGAGAAAUUGGUCUGGAUCCAUGACUUAGCAGGCAAUCUUACAAACAAGGCUAAUGUGAGGAAGUUCAAAACCUAGAUUUGCAAUUUUAAGUAGAUCCAUUCUCUAGCUGUAAUCAUGCCUCAGUCAUGAGGCUCUUUCAGAGUGAAAUAUGUUGUAUGCAUGUCUCUUCUGGUGACAGGUCACCAAUUCACAGAUCCAUAUAGCAUUCUCAAGUCCAAUAUUUGUUCAUAGAAUCCAUUUGUUUCUUGGUCAUGUUGAAUCUACUUCACACAGGCAUGUUCAUUGCUUGGUAUCUAAUCCUUUGGUGAUUUCCAACCAUAAGUGUGAUCUGUCAUCACUGAAGUUGUUGGGUGAUAUGAAAGCCCCAUCUGUUGUGAAUUGUGAUCAAACGGCAAUCUGGCUCCUGUUACCUUCUCUCAGGAGGUUAAAAAAAGCAGUGCUACUUUUAAGAGCUCAUGUUAGUCCCAAAGAUGACCACUUUUCCUGUUAACGCAGCCUCACAGCUUAGUGGUUGAGAAUAAUUGUCCUGAGAGGGAAUCAGCUGAAAAUAAUCCUUACCUUUUCCGCUCAGUGCUGUUUACUGCAUUGUGUUGCUGUUUUAAUAGGUAGUUUGGAGGUGCCAGAGCUGCUUGUUGAAGCUGCAAAUAGCCCAAGAACACUAUGAGUAAUUAUAUAGGGGGGUUGGGGUCCGGAAAAGGGUUCCUUUCUCUUCAUCCUGUGGUUGUUUUCCUACUGUGGCCAAGUCACUCUGUUCUUGGGUCUAGUCAGAGUGGUAGUUGGCCUCAGACAGGAGAUGGGACCUACAGUCCUACAGCGCAGGCAUUAUUUUCUCAAAGUUAUAUUUGUUUCUUCCUGGCAACAUAUUCCAAUACACUUCUCUGUAUUGGGAGCUUUAAUUAGUAGUAAGUAGGGCUUUGCAUUGCUCACCUGGAAUGCUGAGGGAAGUUGGUUUGGAUCUAACAUAGUAGAAAAUGCCCUUUUAUUCCUUACAGUGGGCCUUCCUUUUAUUCCUUACAGUUGUUUUUUCAAGUCUCGUACAAAACUGACUUUCCUAGAAAUUGAAUUGUUUGGCAAGCUUAGAAUCCAAUAAACUAAAAGCAGCUACAACCUUGCCAAAGUCCUUUGAUCCUUUGGCUGUGCCACACGGUGCUGUUCUUUCUGCAAGGCUGCCAUGUCUUUCUCUGCUGCAGUUUUCAUUGUGGAGUUUCCCGUCUGUUUUCUCCAGUCAAACCAGUCCAUUUUGAUAAAACUAGCUUUGUUGCCCUCAUUUGAGUAUUGACUGUUUUCACUGCCCUCCAGGAUCCCUGUUGCUCAGUUUUCUUUAACCCUUGAAAUGGUUGAGGCCCCCUUUAGGUCAUUUCAGAAACUUCUGAGGGCUUUGGGCUCUCUGGCUAUUAUUACAUGAGAGUGCUUUGCUAUCUUCAGGAGCCCAGAGAACCAAGAAACAGUGUUCCAUGGGAAAGCUCUGCUUCAAUCAACAUGGGUUUUUAAAUACUCACCUCAAAUUUCCUCUGUGCUGAAGGUGCAAGUGGGAACUGAUUAUGGAAGUCUUGGCUUUCUAAAUGAUACCUUUUAAGUGUUGCCUUCAAAUCUUUAGAUAGUCUACAAGCCAAAGAAGUAUCAGGGUUCUGGGUCAUAAGUCCAGAGCUUGAUUGGGAUUUGCAUGCAGGUCUCUGAGUGAUUUACUGUAGAACUGCAAGGUUGCACACUCCCAGUUGCUUUACAGUAGCAACAACUGAGAAACUUUCACCUAGAUUAGGUUGCUUAAAAAGGGGGGGGGGGCAGGAAUGGAUUUUUGUGUGAAAGGACAUGUGAGCUUGGUUCUGGUACUGAUCACACCUUUCUUUUGCCUAAAGCAGUAAUGGCCAAAGUUGGCCCUCUAGCUGUUUUGGGACUACAAUUCCCACCAUCCCUGACCUGUUACCUAGGGAUGAUGGGAGCUGUAGUCCCAAAACAGCUGGAGGGCCAAGUUUGGCCAUCACUGGCCUAAAGUAUAGAGGGGGGAAGAAACUUUUGCAGCUCCCCUUUACCAGCAAAACAUUAUUUGUUAAGAGGUGGACAAGUUAUAUAGGAAAUGCACCCAAACUAUGAAAAGAGAUCAAAGGUUUAGAAGAAAAGGUGAUUUCUAACUCUCCCACCCUCAAGCACCAUCUAAUUAAAUGUUUCCCCCCUUUCCUUUGCUGUUAAGAUGGGGGGGGGGUGUCAAACUUAAAAAAGAAUGUCAGUGCAUGUAGGUUAACCAGAUAGUAAAUGUGGUGUAAAAUAGUGUGUGACCAGUUUACUUUGUGUCUUCUGAACAGAAAUAUUUCAUAGGUGAAAGGAAUGGUGCUGAAACAUGUUAAAAGCAAAAGUGACUUGUGGUCUUUGCAGCCAAGAAUAGCAUUGCCCCUGAGACUGCAGUCUUGGGUACUUUUAUGAGAGAGCAAGUCCCCUUGAGCUCAGUGGGAUAUACUUCUAAGGAAGCAUGCAUAAAAUUGGGCUGUUACUUAGAGUGUAUGGGAUUAAAGUUCUGCCUUGGUGCAUGUGACAUUGCACAGAAACAGAAGGGUUUGAUGGCCAUAAGAAAUGGUCCUCUAAGGGAGCAUGCUUUGUUGCACUUUUCUCUCUCUCUCUCUUUUUGCUCCCUCUUAACAUCCAGUUUCGGGUGCAUUUAUCUUUGUGAGUAAACACUGCUGCCCCUUAGUGGCUCUGAAUUUAUUUGUUUUAUUUUUAAGCAAACCACAGAUUUCUUAAAGAGUUUAUUUUCCCGUAGCUUCUUUCUUUGCAUGGAUAAGCUGAAAACAUUUUCUGGGCCUUACAGGUUUUCCUUUUUUCGUUUCUUUUCCUUUCCUUUAUCUCCUCUGCAUCUGCCCUACAAACAGCAGCCAGGAUGAUGAUCUGGGAUACAAAGGAAGAGCCAUGUGUUAAACUGCAAAGAGCAGCUGAAUUCUUGAGGUCUGUGGUCCUUGUAGCCCAAAACCACAUCCUCCGGAAGUACAAAUCUUGAGUUCUUGCUGGGCCAGAUGGAGUGACCACAGGAAAUGACUCCAGAUAGUCAUCUUUGGCAAAGAGCCAUGCAAUACCCUAAUGUAAGGGGAGGGUUACUCUCCCUUGCAAUUAAUGUAGAUUUCCCCACCACCAGCUGAAAUUAAGCUCUCUAGAUAGGCUAGCUGUGCUUAAUUGGAAAUAUCCUAAUUGCAACAUAGAUUUGAAAAAGGCUUUUGAAUUAACACCCUCCUUCUUAAACAUUUCAUCAUUUUUUAACAACCAAGUUAAGAGUGAGGUCUUGCAAGUUUAUUAGCGUAAUCAGAUUUUUGCCCCAACAACUGUAUACUGUAGCCUAAUCCUGCAAAGUUUUGAGUUAGUGGAAUUUUUGCCGAAGACUUUGCUCAGGACUCUGCUCUCAAAGUAAUUCUUCCUACAUCUUAUUUUGACUACAAUACCCAGUCACUUUCCUUGCAUGCCCUGAUGUGACUACACUGGCUACCAAGUAGUUUCCAAUUCAAAGUGCUGGGUUUGGUCUAUAAAGUAUAAAGUAUUGGUCUACAAAGUGGUCCUAUCGCAAGGACCACCUCUCCUCAUAUGAAUCAACAUGGGCAUCUGAUACCCAUCUCUAUGCUCUCCUCUGAGGACUCAGGGCGGCUCCCUGUUUAUGGAAUGCUUUCCCCAGAGGGCAAGCCUGGUGCCAUCACAUUUUAAGUUUAUUAGACAUUCAUAGGGUGGGUGGUGGUGGUAUCUUUGGUAAAGUAAUUGCUUCUAUAGCUCAGAGCAUGCAACAAUGGUAUCAAGUAAGUAUCAAGAAGGACCUAUCUGCACCAAUCUCAAUUGUCACCUGUUUCCAUCUCUCCAUCACCUAGCCUCCUAAAGCUCACAUUGGGCUCUUAAGAUGUUGCCAUGAUCACAAGAAAAGCACAUUAUAGUCUGUGGCACAUGUGGAGACCAAGUGUUUGUCUUGUUCCCUAUGACACAGGUGGAGAUUUGGCAUCUGCGGAUCCCAUGGUCCUGGAGCAGUAUGUGGUGGUGGCAGAUUACCAGAAGCAAGAAAGCUCUGAGAUUAGCUUGUGUGCUGGCCAAGUGGUGGACAUAAUUGAGAAGAACGAAUCUGGUAAGGAGAGCUCAGUGGAAGCUUUAAAUUAGAUACAUGCCUUGAGAUUUCAGUAAGGCUUUUGACAAAGCCCCCCUUUAUAUUAUUGCAGAGAAACUGGUGAAAUGUGUACUGGACAAGAUAAUUGUUAGGUGGAUUUGUUGCUGGUUCACUCACUCCUCGGGAGGUGGAGGACUCUCCUUCAUUGGGGGUUUUUAAGCAGAGGUUGGAUGGCCAUCUGUCAUGUAAAGCUAAAAAUGUAAACGACCCCUAGGCAGUUAAGUCCAGUCGAAUUCGACUAUGGGGUAUGGCACUCAUCUCCGUUUUUAGGCCGAGGGAGCCAGCAUUUGUCUACAGACAGCUUUCCGGGUCAUAUGGCCAGCAUGACUAAACCACUUCUGGCACAACAGGACACCGUGACGGAAGCCAGAGUGCAUGGAAACGCUGUUUACCUUCCCGCUGCAGUGGUACCUAUUUAUCUACUUGCACUGGUGUGCUUUCAAACUGCUAAGUUGGCAGAAGCUGGGACAGAGCAACGGGAGCUCACCCCGUCGUGCAUUUUUGAACUGCCGACCUUCCAAUCAGCAAGCCCAAGAGGCUCAGUGGUUUAGACCACAGCGCCACCCGCAUCCUUCCUUUUACCUUUACCCGUCAUAUACAAUCUAGCUGAGAUUCCUGCCUUGCAAGGGCUUGGACUAGAUGACCCUUGGGGUCCCAAAUCUACAGUUCUAUGAUUCUAUGAAUAGAGCUUGUAAACAGGAUCUCCUGUUCCUUGUAGGUUUCAAAUGAGAUCUGAAGCCCAGUGCCUGUUUUGUGGAGGUGGAUGGGACAUUUAAGCAGGCUGGCAUCUAUCUAUAUAGGAGGGUCAUACAAGUAUCAGUUUGUGAUGACUAACAUCUACAUGCAAUAAAUGCCAAAGUUUAAGGGCUUCUAUUGCAGCCUCUGAUACACAAAUCACUCAGCUGUAUGCUUUAGGUGUUAUUGUCCUUGGCAACAAGUUACACAGGCACAAAGCUCCCAUUUCAGAGUCACCAUAUUACAUUAAUAAAAGGACCAUGCCAUUCUUAGUUGCCAGUCCAGCUUUUUUGAUGGGAAAGUAAUGUGCUCACCUUCUUACAAUUAUCUUAGUUUAUUUAGUAACAUGACCCAUUGUAGAAGGAACUGCACUUAGAAUUAAAUUAAUCUCUUUCUUUCCCCACCCAAGGAAAUAAUAUAUACAAUACUUUUGCCUUCCUUAUUUAAGUAAAAUAAGAAGUCGCCUUGAAAAAUAGCUUUGGACUUGCAUUUUGACAACAGAGAAACUUCCACUACAGGAUUAUACUAGUAGGCGAUUUGUUUUUUCCCCCAGCACAAUGAAGCAAAUUACUUGCUGCUCAAUUUCUAUCCACCAGCCAUCCAUUGUGAAGCAGUGACACCAACGUUGUUGCUGUUUCAAAGCACACUGUGCUGAAUUUUUAUGGAUAAUUUUAAACUUCACAUUAUUCUCUUAUUGAAUAGCUUUCUAUAAAUUACCAUCUUGAUUUGCUUCGAUGUCAUAUAGAGGUCAAAUCAUUUCAUAGUUAUUCCCUGAAUACCUUGUGUUACCGUUCAGAAUAGUUUUUUUUAAUGAAUUCUGAAUUCACAUAAAAAGACAAGUGCACAAUAAAUUGAAUUACUGUAUUAAUUAAGCUGGGUUUAUUGUCCGAGCUCAACAACAUAAAGAGAAUGAUAAAGAAAUAAAAUUAUCUAUGUGUAAAAGUCAGCUCCCAACGUUCUGUCAUUCUCCCCAAACAUUGUGUUAUGCUUAGUGUGACUAAGAAAGUCUUAAGGCAGAGCUAUGCAAACACAGUCUUGCUUGUUUCUCUGCUGCUUCCAUUGGGUUCUGUGGAACAUUAUGGGCUGCCGUCUAGGACCUAGUUGAGAGGGUUGUUGACUGUUUUACACUCCAGAAUCAGCAGCAGGUUUAGCUGGUGUCUCUUCACCCCUGAAAACAAAUGGCUUCCAUUUUCAUAUGACAAAAACUACUACCUGAAGACAAUAUUGUGGAGGAGGCAAAAUAAUGCCAAUCUCCCCUGCUCCUGACAGGCUAAAGAAUAUCCCUUCUCCCCUUUCUGAAGGCUCUUCCAGUGCUGAUCUACUUUCUAGCAGGUGACAUAAAACUUUAUAAGCUUAUUGGAGACUUUCCAGAAGAACUGAGCUCUUUUUAUAUAGACCAAGUGAUUUAGCGUUUAAGGACAUCCUGACAAUUUGAUGUAACGUUUGCGAUUGGGAAGCAGUAUAGGGUAUAGCUAUGAUUAUGUCAAUGGCCUUUAAAAAUAUGUGAUCAUUUUAAUAAAAAAAUAUUCAAACACGUGUGACCUUCUAAAAAUUAAGUGUCUGUAGUGUGGGAGCAGCUGAGAUGUGAUAACUCUGAGAAUGUUUUCUCCCAUAGCCUAAAAUAAAAGACGAGCCAAUUCCUUGGAGGUUGGUUUUAUUUAUUUGUGGGUUAGAACAUGUAUUUUAGUGUAAACACAGAAUUCCAGGACCUUACAACAGAUGAAGUACAAUUUUAUCAAAACAUUUCCAAAAUAGUAACUUCUUUUUUUAAAAAAACCAUUGCUUCGUGAAAUAGAACGUUGACAGAAUAAAAAGAUAUUCAGUAACUGGUGUAAAGCCAUGUAGGAGGGAGACAAUUGCACUUCACAGUAUAAGGUAAUACAUUAUCUUGGUCCAGCCACUGAGAAGGUGUUCUCCUCUUGUCCCACCCAGCUGUUUCUCCACAGCUGGAAUGGAUGGAAUGGAUUCAGUUCCAAAGCGAGAACUUAAUGUGGCUUUUCAGCUAAUGCUAUUUUUCUUUCCCUUUAGGCUGGUGGUUUGUGAGCACAUCAGAUGAACAAGGAUGGGUCCCAGCUACAUGCUUAGAAGUUCAGGAUGGAGCCCAGGAUGAAUUUUCAAUGCAACCUGAAGAAGGUAAGAAAAUGGCUUGAGAGAAGCUCCCCAAUAAUUCCUGGGUUUAUUAUGUGAACUGCUCUAGUCCAGCUAAAUUUUUCAGGCUGUUGUCCAGGGAGCUAAAACUCCAGUUUGGUUUGCAUUUUAAAAAGUCCUAGUAUCUCUCAUCUUUAGCAAGCUCCCAUGAAGGCUGAACUGGAUAUCACUGACAGAGAAGGUGGUGCUAAUGAGCUUGCUUGAGCCUUUCCCAGCCUUCAGUAUCCAACUUUUCCUCCAUCUUUGAGCCACAAGCCACACCAGCCUUUGAUAUGAAGAGCACACAUUCUGAAUUAAGACCCCUAAAUGGGUGCUUUGUUGGGUAAUUUUUAAAAAAAAUGACAGCUGCUGUUACCCUAUUGUAUUGCACCUGAGUAAUAUUUGCUAUGGCUGUCCACACUGGAAAGUCCCAAGUGGUUUACAUGGACCCCACGGUGGUUUCUCUUCCCCUUACUGCUCAAGUUCACAUGCACUUCUUUUCAACAAUGCUGCAACAGCAGGUGCUCCUGUGACAUUUGCUAGGUCCUCCCCAUGGUGGCUUCUUGUGAUGGAAUGAGAAAUGCAGAGACAGACAUCAACAAAACGGGUCAAAAGUGUCCAAAGGGCACAACACUUUUUGAGGAACUUCUUGAGUUUGUUGUGAUUGCUUCGUUCCUUCCUUUUUUAGAAGGUGCAGAUACUCCUCAUUUUUAAUUUGACACCUUUGUUAAGCAAAGCAUCCAAGUCUUUCAUAUGUGCUGUGGAGGGAUCAAGGUGCAUUGUCUGGUUGUGGAAUUGUCUGCUCUAUUAAACAAGGCUGAUACUUCCAAGGAGUGAAGAGCUGCCUCCUUACACCCUGUUUUGUCCCUCUCCUGCUUCCCCAACAUGCUCCUCCCAGUCCCAUGGAGAUACUGGUCUCUUCCCAGGCACGUGGGCCGCCGUCGGACUCUUGGGGACUUGUACACCAGUGGAUGGGGUCAAGGUGGAUGCUGUGGAGAUUGCUUUUAUUGACCUCCAUUUGUGCUUUGGACAUUUGUCUACUUACCGUUUCUGCAUGUGCUGCCCAUUGUGGUGUUUGCAUGCGUUGUUGCAUGUAAUAUAUUACUUAUUCACUGGGAAUCCACCCUUUGUAUUUCCUUGUGUUCAUUGCUAGUCAUAUAUGUUAAACCCCCACCCACCCCUCUUUCUCCUGCUUCUGGUACUUACUGUGUCAAUGCCUCAUGAUUUAGGAGUUCUACUCUUCUGUGCCAGACUAGAGAGGAUGUUAAAUGCUCCUUUACAUUCAACUUGCAAGUGCUAAAAAAUGCAAAUUGCAUUGGGUGGGCUGAUAAUUACUGGGCUCACAGCCGGCAUGGUGAGAGAAUUUUUCUCUUUGUUUCCCCUGUUAUGGUCUUAAGGAAAAUCUCAGAAGCCAGUAUUUGUUCUCGGAGACAUUUUUCUCCCAAAGCAAAUACCACCUUUCAAAAGAGGAAUUUCCUCAAGACUGCAAGGAUAUGUGUGUGCAAAGUUUAAAUUCUCCCUCCAUAACUGCUGUGAGCCUAUAAAUUAUCACACACACACACACAUGUCCGGCUGAUGCAAUUAAUAAGCACACACUAGCGUGUUAAAUAUGAAGCUACAUUUAAUGUCUUGUCUGGUUGCCCUUAGUUGACUCAGAUAUUUCCUUCUUGCACUGUGUUUCUAGCUUAUCUUAAAUCUAGAAGGAAAACAAAGACUGGCACAGACCUGCUUGAUGUAAUCGACCACAUCUCAGAGUUUUCAUGCCUUGGCUGUGUUCCUUAUAAUUCCUGUUGCAUCCUGAUGCCAUGACAUCUGUUUGAUGCUCUGCUGAUGUGCUUCUGAUUUGUCAGGAAGUAAAGUGUGGAGCAUGUUGGUUGUGUGCUCAGGCACUUGAACACAUUUUAUGGCUAGACAUUUCAAGUGGACACAUACAUCCACUGAAGUACCUCAUUGUGAAGUUGGCACUUCAAGGUUAUGUUAGUCUAACCAAGUGCUUGUCCGCACUUUGCUUGUCCCAUCCCAGAAAGCAUGGGUCUGAGUGGUUUUCUGCUUGCCCCACCACUUCCCCGGGAAAACCUGUACUUUGCAACUGAAUCGGAGGAAACGUCAGUCCACGAAAAACCUGCUCCGAAUCAGCAGUAAAGAGCAGCUUUUCCUGGAGAAUGUGGCGACUCAAACUGAAGUGUGGAUGAGCUCAUAUACUGCAGUUCUGUAAGUGGAAAGGACUGUGCAUGUUGUUUCAGCUCUUCCUGCCAGAGAUAUCAUUAAACUAGCUGUGAAACUGAUUCCUGGCUCUGCACGAGGCAUUUCUAGAAAUGGGGACACAGUAUAGGCUGCAGAUGAGUAUUGAAUGCCAAUGGCAGUCUUGCUGAGGCAGACUAGCUGGCAUCACUUUGGCAGCUGUGCAUAGGGAAAGCAGGCCACAAAAGCAUCGUUUGUUAUUUGUCGGUGUUGCAGGUGGUGUGUGUGUGUUUGGAUUUCUUGCUUCUCUUUCUGUAGAGUUGCCGCGAUUAUAUUUUUAGUGAUACCGUGAUACCAGGUUAUUCUGCCUAGUCUUAGCUAGCUGUUACUUCCUUUUCCUCUGGAAUGUCGCUGGAAAUUGGUUAAAAGUCAUGGCCCUGGUGUUGGCAUAAUUCGCAUUCCCCUGUAACUUUACCAACAGUCUGUUAUUAGGGAGGAUGUAAGGCAAUGGCAGCUAACCUGUAGCCUUUCAGAUGUGCUUGGCCUCCCAACUCCUGUCAGGCUUAGCCAGCAUGUCCAAUGGUCAGGGAUUAUGAGAGUUGGUGCAGUCCGACAAUAUUUGGAAACUACUACCUUGGCUAUCUGUGAUGUAAGAGAUAGGGAAUGGUUGUCAUAGGGGCAGAGGUCAAGUAAGCACACUGUUUUUAUAAGAGAGCUCGACAGUGGCAUCAUGACCCCAGGUGAGGAGAAACAGAGGAAACGAAUGGGAUGCAAUCUUGGAACCAGUGGAGUUAUUGCAAGAGCUGUGAAAUAGCUGCUUAUUGGAGUGGUGUGGUUCCUUGAGUGCUAUAACAUGGGAGGAGCGUGGUCUCUUCAAUUGCGCAGGAGAAGCUAUCUGUGAGUCUCUGAUGUUACAGCGCUCAUGUGAGUGGAGCACUCAAAUGAACACUUGUGCACCCAGAUAAAGCUGCUGAAACAACAUCGGAACUGAUGCUUAAGGUGUUUGGUAUCGGACACUUAGGGCUAAUGGAAAAGCAGAUUCUUUUUAGAACAGGCCUGUGCAACACCCCACCCCGACAAGCCUGGCAUACACAGCCCACCUCAUUUCCACUGACCACCUAUUACAGCUGCCUGUCUUCAAUUGGAAAAACAGAGAGGUUGUCACGCACCAGGCAGGGGCUGAUAGGGUUCAUUAGACUUGCAGGAGGGUAUUACAAGUUAUGUGAGUAGAUUUUUGGAAGCUUGUGUCAGGUGGAUAAUCUCUCGACCCUGGUGUGUGAUGCACCCGAUUGCCAACCUUCCCAUGCCAUGUAAUCCAGUUCAGAGUGCAAGACUUAAAGUUUGAAGAGUUUUCAAAACAGGGACUUCUAACAAGCUUUGUUUUCUUCUCUUCUAUUUUGCUCCCAAUAGAGGAGAAGUAUAUGGUCAUUUACCCCUACACUGCUCGGGACCAAGAUGAAAUGAACCUGGACAAAGGGGCUGUUGUGGAGGUGAUCCAGAAAAACCUGGAAGGAUGGUGGAAGAUCAGGUACCUUUCAUUUGGGGUUAAUGAAGAAGAAUCAAUGGGAGGCAGGCAUGCCCGAAUAUAAGGGGCAAGCUACUUUUAUUUAUUUAUUACUGCAGUCUUGUGUACUAAAACCCAAUGAUGUUUAUCUCUGUCUCUUGCAAAGCACCCUUAGGAGAGGGUAGCUUCCAUCCAGGAAGGGACAGAAGGAAAGAUCAGGUUAAGACACACAAAGCUCCAGCAAUGACUGAUGUAGAGGAAUGCAUUUUGUGGCAUUCUGCUCUGUUUCUAGGAGUUAAAAAUUAGAUAACACAAGCUCUUUUUGGAAGAGGAGUGGACACACAGAGGCAAUACUUUAGGGUUGAAAGGAAUUGCUUUUUGCAUUAUGAACAGAUGCCCUGAAAAUCUCAUUGGCACAUUCUGGUAUAUAAGGUGGCCCUGCCAACACAUUUGUGGGUUUCGGAAACAUGUGAAGGAAACUAUCCAAAAGGUAACAAGGCAUGAUGUGCCACUGAAGCUACAUUUUCAUAUCACAAAAUGGUGGGUGCAAAGAGGUGGGUUCAUUGGCUAUUUUAAAAAAAAACCCUUUAAAGAUGCUGUAAUGCAUAGGGGGGAAAGGUACUCGAACAGUUGAGUUGGGGAAAGAGGUUGUAGAGAAUGCCCUGAACCAUGCUUCUUUAUUGGCUUAAACUGCAUGCUGCUGCAGUUGUCUUUGCAGGUAAGGGCACUUACUUCCUUUUAGUGGUAAAAUGUGUUUAUCACACAGUCUCUGCUUUAAACCAAACCAACACACACAGCACUGUCACAAUGACUGCAACUGAAAGUGCUGGAUGGUGCACAAGUUGGUUCAUUAGGUGCAAAAAAAUGUGCGUUAUUUUAGUACCUACUUUUUGUAAGAGACCCAUUUCUACACUUCUGACUCCCAACAUAAUGAAACUGCAGACUGAUGAGUGAAAUUCUCCAGCAUCCUUAAAUUAAGGGGGAAGGUCUCCCAUCGUUCUGUUCUUUUUGCCUGGUAUAUUUCUUGCUCCUAAAUCAAAGCAUCUCUCUCAAUUGUCCACUCUGUUUGCUGUUGAACAAGUCAACCAUCCACCAGAUUUUUGCAUCUGUGUUGCCUAAAGAGGCUGCUGUUUGGUUUUGGUUUUUCGUUAAUAGAAUUUUUUUCUGGCUAUAGAUUUUUGAAGUGUUUAGUACAGCUUUGUUCACCACUUGAGAAUCACCUGUAUCCGCCAGCCUUGUAACGGGACAGCUAAAAUAUGGUUCACAUUUGCAGUAGAAAAUGGUUGAAAAUGUAUGUGUUAAUCAGAUGGGGCAAAAAUACAACACUCUGUUUACAAGGCAACUACAGCCAUAUUGAUCAGGGCCAUAACAGAACGCAGGCAAACUAAGCACAAAAAAGAAUGCCUUGAUGACUAUGAUCUAACCCUUGGUUGGUCAGCUAAAGGUCUCUUCUGGCUACAUUAUAGUUGUAAGUCUUGACACUGGGCUGACACUGACAAAGUGUGUGCCGAGGUAAAGCAGAGAGCAGGCUUUGAUUUCCGUAACCUUCCAAUGAACCUGCAGCAUUGGCAACCACUACACCAGGAAAAAAGAAUGUGUGUUGACAUUUUAAACUGAGGAAAUUUGCUUCAAAGAAUCUCGAGUCUAUUAAAGGCGCAGCAGCUGGCGUCAUCUGAUCCUAGCAUCUUUGCCUCUGGCCACUAAGGUGGCAUUUUCCUGUGGCUGGCACCAGUCCCUCCUCUCUGGCAGAUGUCCUUGGUGGAUGUGGUUUCUGAGUCAUGGUAAAGGUUUAGGGCUAUUGUUUUGUUUUGGGUUUCUCUUCUUUUAAUGGUUUUGAUGUAAGAAAAGAAGACAAACGGCACACUGGAAAAGUGGUGACCUUUGUAUGAGAACUGGAAACACCAAGAGUUAGACUGCUUUGCAUGUGACAGAAAAGUAGAUGCACCUGUUAUUACCACAUGCCCCAGUGUUGUUUCCUGUUAUACCUUCUUCUUUUUUUUUACAUUAUGCCACAGAGAAAUGUAAUUGGCCAUAGAUCUCUAUGUAUAUGCAGUGUAUGCAUUAGGGAUGGGGGACUUCAGGUCCAGGGGCCAAAUGAGGCCUUCUAGGCCUGUCUGGCCCUCAGGGUUUUUCCAAGGUCACACAGCCAUCACCAGUCCUGAUUUGCACCCUCCUUGAGUGUUUUUUUGCCUGGCUAGAAUGUGCCUGGAUGGAGAGGGAUGUGUGAAUGUGUAAAAACUAAUGUGGUGUACAAACAGCAAAUUUCGCAUUUGCAGCUGUGACUGCUUUUGCCUGUGGUUUCCCAGAAGGGGGUGUAGGCUGAAAAAGUUCCACCCACCCCCGGGUGUCUACAUGGUGAGAGUACACAGUUUGCCUCUACACAAUAUAGCAGAGGUGGGGCAGUCUUUGGCCCCUCCAGAUGCUCUUAACAUCCAUCUCCCACCAGCCUCAUGGCCAGUGGUCAAGGAUUAUGGGAAUUGUAGGCUAGCAACAUCUGGAGGGCCACAGGUUCCCUCAUCCUUGCGUUUUGAGGGACACAGCAAUAUGUGAUGUGGCCCUUAGGCAGGCCCACUAGACUCUGUGACAUUUGUCAUGCUGCUUCAAAAUAAGCAGAAAGGAUUCUGGACUCAAUACAUUAGAGUAGUCCAGUGCAUUUCUAGAAGGCACGUAAUGCACAGGUAACAAAUGAUCAGAGGGUCUUCCUCUGUGCCCAUGAUGCACCCAUAAUGGGUUGGAGACUCCUGUGUUCCAGAUUAGUCUUGCUGUAUGCCAUAAUCCAUUCCACAUAUGGAGACUGGUUAUUACAGCACAGCAUACUGCCAGUAUAUAGCCUUUCCCCCCCAAUGAGGUACAGCCACCUUGGGCAUCUGUAUGAAAAGAUGGGAGAUAAAUCAGCUUAAUCAACAAUAAGCAAACAUUCAUAAAUGUGAAGGUAUGGGGUCUUGAAAGAUACUCAAGAGUGUAUCUCUCAGAUAACGGAAGAAUGAAAUGAGGGGCGGGGAGGAAUCUGUAUUGAUCAGUCUGAUUUCUCAGAAUGUUGAUUUAGAACCCUUUUUGUGCCUCUCGAGAACUGCUAUGAAUCAGGAUGGCUGUAGCCGUGAUAAGAACGAGACAGAAGUCUAAAUAAUUUGACUAUGCAUAUUGCUGCAGGUAUCAGGGUCAGGAGGGCUGGGCCCCAGCGUCAUACCUGAAAAAGGGGAGUGGUGACAUGCUUGCUCCAAAACUGGGAUCUGCCACUUCCACCCACUCCUAUGCACUAGACCUGGAUGGAAUCUCCCGGCAGCAGAACUCGGCGGGCCGAGACAAGGAUGGGCCGAACAACCAAAGAGAUGGAAGGUUUGAUGGUCGCCCAUUGCCAAAUGUGGACCUUAGGCGAAGUAAGUUGGGAAGAAUGAACAAAAGUUUUGGGUUCUUUGUAGGACAUGCUAGCCUGGUGUGGUGCAGGAAGGUCUUCAUGGCUCUUGAGUUUUGUAGCUUCUUGAGAAUUAUAAUUGGAAGAACUGGGGUUAUUUAGGUCAGUUCAGCAAAGCUGAUGGUAAAUUUUGGAACCCUUUCUAGUGUAUGUUUGUAUUGCAUUCUACUUCUGCUGCUACUCCAAUGAAGCAUAUCUCAAACUUGGUGGCAGUUGUUUGGACAUUAUGCAUCUAGGGGGGCAUGUUGUUCAGGAUUUUAGUGUAGGUUUGCGUGUGAAGAACCUACCCACCCCGUCUCUAUAAUAUAUGUACUCAGUCUCUCUUUCCCUCUUGCUGUUUUUUUCCUCAGACUGGACUGGUGGGGUCUUGUUAGUUCUUCUUAAAUAUCACUUUUUGAAACAUGUUUUGAUACCCUUCAGUCACAAUGAAAUAUUUUCUUGGCAGAGUCACCAAAGAUGAGACAGAGACCCCCUCCUCGUCGAGAUCUCACAAUAGUAAGUAUUGCCCCCAGUUGCUUUAAGCUGGGGAGUUCUGGUGCAUUAUUAAAUACAUAGAACAAAAAUAAGCUAGACCAGUGGUGGUAGAAAGGGACACAGCUUGUCUUGCCGCAUUUUGCAUUUUGGCAUAGAUUCCCAUGUGCAAACAUGUCCGUAUAUGUAACUUGCUUCUUAAUGAAUGGAUGAAUAUGGAAGUGAUAAAAUAAUGCUCUGGCAAGGAUCAGACCAUUGCCGCAAUAUAUAAAAAUUCAUUGCAUGAGAAGCUUCCCUAAUCUUCCUCCUUGUGAUCCACAUGUGCAGUGGUUCUACCUAAUAUAGCUGGUGCAGGAGUGAGGCUUAACCCCCCCCAUCUGCUUUCUUCUGUCAAGGGACUCUUGCCUUACGAAUGAGUAUAUACCAUUCUGUUUUGAAGUAGCUGCACAGGCCUCUUCUGUUGUGUUUAUGGCCAGCAGAUAGCUGCAGCUGCCCACAAAAUAUACUUCAGGUGUGGCAGUUUCCAUAGCACAGGUGCUCUGGAAAUAAGCCUACUUACCUACCAUAUAUGACAAUGUGCACUGCAUGUAUAUAGAGUAUAUAUUCUUAAGCUGUCGUGGGAGCAUGGACUAAGCUUUGCUUAUAAGCCUCAUGCAUGUGUUUCUCUAUGCAUACAACUUUCCCUCAAGUUCAGAGAUUGACCAAGGAAACGUUGCCUUCUCCAUGAGGCCCUGGAGCACACACAGCUGGCAGGUCAGCAGUUGAAAUAUGUCCUGUAUAGAUGUUCCUGAAAUAGAUUUUGUUUUUUAAAGCAAACUUGGCCCAUUUUCCAAGUCAUUCCUUUUAUAUCAUAGUAUUAGAAAGUGACUAUAUUCACUGAUAAAAGAGUCUACAGAGAGUUGAAAAUAAAACCCCACAGAGGGAACUCUUAGGGUAAGAAGAUCCCUUGGGGAAAAGUGAGGGGGUUUUGCUUCUUCAGCGACAAUUUUCCCAGGAGCAGCCAUUCAAAGCAGGGCUGAAGCUGGGAUUACUUCUCUGCAGACCUGAAUUUUAAUCUGAGCUGCCCAAGAAUCCAUGAGCUUCUAAGGCUCUCCUCCCCUUCUAGGCAAGGAGUAUGACGUCUGGAAGUUCAUUUCCAGGCCCAGACCUGCUAAACAUCUCCAGCAUCUUUAAUCCCGUGUGGCCUCUCUUGAAAGAUGAGCUUGUCAGCAGUAACUGUAAAAUCAGUGAAGCCACAUGAACCUGCCAGCCAAAUGCUACCUUCCUUGUGGGCUAUUUUGGAGGGCAGUAGGGUAUAUUGUCCCUUGUCAUCUUCGGACAGAAGUAGGCUGAUGUGUGUUGUUUCUGCAACAGCCCCGUGGCCUCAACCUGCCUAAGCCUCCUGUGCCCCCACAAGUGGAAGAGGAGUAUUACACUAUUGCUGACUUCCAGACUACUAUCCCAGACGGCAUCAGCUUCCAAGCAGGAAUGAAAGUAGAGGUGAGGCUGCAUCCACCCUGCUCUUCUCCAGGCCCUUUGGGGCUUUCCACGGGUCCGCAUGCUAAAUCCUUUGUGUUUGCAGUAGUUGUCUGAUACAAUUGAUUUAUGCUGAUGAUUGACAGGGAUGAGCAGUGCUUUUUUUCCUAAAAAAAAAUGUUUAGGAGUACUCUCAUUUUGACUCAAGAAAAUCACCAUUUUAUAGUUCAAAUCGGGGAAAAUAAAUACAGUAAAUGGACAAAGUACAAAGAUUCACAAAUUGUUUAGGGGUAUGCGUACUCCUGCAUCCACCCCCAGAAAAAAGCACUGGGGAUUAGGGUCAAAUUUCUGUCCUUCUAUCGGUGAGUAAGGAAGGAUAAUCCUCCCUGGUGUGCUGUGUUCUAGUCUGACUGGUAUGUUCGUAUUCCGUUUUAAAAGGUGUGUGGAACAGCUCACCUUUCCAUCCUCCCUCCACACAUGCACAGCAGCCCCUUUCACUGGGAGAAGGUAGAAGUAUAAAAAUGAGGUAUUCUCUGCUUCUCCGCCAUGAAUGGAAUGUGUGCUGAAACUGCAACCAUCUUUCAUCUUCUGGUAAUGCAGGCAGUGAUCUUCUCCAGCUGCCUGCUCACCCUGAACUUUCACAUUUUCCUUCAUCAGAUUUUUGCCUUAUCAGCUUAAAAUAUUUGCAUACUGCUUACUAUUUAUUCAUUUAUUGCACUUCUCUCCCACUUUUUAUUUCCCCAUCCCCAAUUAAAAUUACAUUUUAAAAAUAUUUUUAUUUAUUUUAUAUAUGCAACCACUAUAUUCAAGAAUCUUGAAGUGAUUCGCUCCAUAAAAACACACACGCAACUACACUACUACACUGUGUGUGUGUGUGUGUGUGUGUGUGUGUGUGUGUGUGCAUUUAGAAAUGGGGAUGUUAAUUAGCUGUAUCAGCCUUUAAAAAUUUGGAGUUUAGUAUCCUGCUGGUGGUACCUCAUCUAUGGCUCAUUGCUGACACCUAGUGGCCAAGUAGUUUUCUUGGCCAAUUGGAUUAUUGUGCUGUGAAAAGUGGCCUACUUUUGGUGCUCUGUAUACAUAUGCAUGUGUGGAUGCUCAGGUACAAGAGUGAUUCUCAUUUAAUAGUGCAAACUAGCUAGAAGUACAUGAUUAUAUUUUGUAUUGCACAAGGGCCUCAGCCAUUUCAUACAUUAUACUGAGACAAGCCCAGUUGUGUUACUGAGUGUUAACUCAACAAGGAGUUGCAGCCAUUCUAUGGCUCCUGUUGCAACAGAUGCAUGCAUGGCAUCCACAUAUUACAUUUCUAGGUGUGCACAAACACAAAAUUACUUGUACACCUACGAAAUGUCCUUUGUGAAAUGAUUCUCGCCUUCAGACAGUUAGAUAAAUUCAACAACAGAAGAUUCUGUUAAGCAGAGUGAAAGGCCAAGGUUAGGACAAUAUAAGAAGUUUAAAGAGCAAUAUAAGGAAGCUGCAGCUUUCUGCAGUUCCUUAUCUAUGAGAGGAAAUGCCAAAAGAUUCAAGGCUGAAAUGAGACUCCAUGGCAAUUUAAAAAGAUGGUUUUGAAAGUGGAAGCUCUUCCUUAAUCUCCACCACCACCUUUGCUCCUAGAAUUGGGAGGGAGGCAGAAAAGAAAUUGCUGGGGCAUAGCUUCAUCCUUGGGCUGGGGGUUAGACACCUCUGUUCUUAAGUAACCCCGUCAGCUUUGAUGUGAGCAGUUGAAGCAACUGGUGCGGCAAGAGAUCUAAGGCAUGGCGUUUCUCUUUCCUUCCGCAGGUCAUUGAGAAGAACCUGAGUGGUUGGUGGUACAUCCAGAUAGAGGAGAAGGAAGGCUGGGCACCAGCUACUUUCAUUGACAAGUACAAGAAAACUAGCAAUGCAUCUAGGCCUAACUUCUUGGCACCGCUGCCAAAUGAAAUGGCGCAGCUCCGGCUUGGUGACAGUGUGGCAGAGAGCAGCUCUAAUGGAGAAGCCUUUGGGCCGUCCAGGCCUCUGCCUGAAGCACCACCCAAUGACAUCGACAGUGCAGGGAAAUGGAAAGCGAAGGAGGUUUCCAAGGGUGCCCUGCCAGAGAGCAGCGAUGCAUCUCUCUCCGUGGGGUAUGAGGAGAUUUGUGAUCGGGACACCGAAGAGAAGCCGAGCCUCCCUCCGAGGAAGGAAUCCAUAAUUAAAUCCGAAGAGGAGUUGAUAGAAAGGCAGCGGUUGGAACAGAGGCCACCUCCAAAGCCUCCUGGCAUGAUUUUGCCUGCGAUUCCCCCCAAGCAGGCUGUUCCUCCGAGGGACAACAGGAAGCCAGAGCUCAAAACAGAGAAGGGGAAACUGUUCCAGCUGAAAAACGAAAUGGGGCUAGAGUGUGGGCACAAGGUGUCUCCCAAAGAGGUGAAGAAGCCAAACCUUCGGCCCACUGUUAAGCCUGCCAAGCCAAAAGUUGAGCCCCCGGAGGACAAGCCUGAGCUCGGGACCCCGAACCCUUUCCUGAAAUCAAAGCCUCAGGUCAGACCCAAGCCAGCAGCAGCCCCUAGGACAGAUCCCCCUCAGGGAGAUGACAAACUAGACAUUUGCAACCUGAGGAGCAAACUCAGGCCUGCCAAAGCGCAAGAGAAGCCUUCUGAUCAGGACCCCAUGGCUGGCGAGAGUGCCUUCAGUAACAACGCACUUCCUGUGGAAUCUUCCGUCCGGUCUCAGGAAAGGCCAGCUGUGGAGAUGAGGCCUCCAUCCAGACCAGACAGCCAAGUCUUCAAGGAGGCUGCUUCAUCCAAAGUUCCUUUUGGCUCCGCAAAGCUGAGUGAGGCCGAUUCCAAGGGUAGCUUUCCAGCUUCCAGGGAACCACCUCAGCGGCCCGUAGUGCCACCCAGGAGGCCGCCUCCUCCCAAGAAAGCCUCCACACCAUCGCCUGCAUCUUCGUUUGCCCCCUCUCCGGAAAAUAAAGCUCCACAGAGGGAAGUGCCUGAACUGAGAGCUGCCUCUGUCCCUGGCAGGCCGAUGCUGGUUCCACCAAAAGCCAAAGGUUUCCUGCCAGCUCCGUGCCAAGAUGAAGCCAAAGCGAAAAGCGGCCUAGGCCCAAAGGGAACCCCCAAGCCUGUGGAGAGGGAGAGAGGAUCCGUCCCCAUCACCAGUUCAGACGUCUCCAGAGAAGCCCUCUAUGUGGCUGUGGCAGAUUUUGAUGGCGAUGAAGAAACCAGCAGCUUUAAAGAAGGGACCUUGUUUGAAGUCCGAGAGAAGAACAGCAGCGGCUGGUGGUUCUGCAAGGUCCUUGCUGGAGCGCCAUGUUGGGAAGGCUGGAUUCCUUCCAAUUAUCUCAGAAAAAAGCCAUAAGCCCUUCCAUUUGUCUUCAGAUUAAGCAGCAGCUCAACAUUCCCCAUUUUAGUAUCAAAAUAUUUAAUUAGUUUAUUUAUAGUUUUUCAUAAGGCUGGCUCUAUUAUUAUUUUUUUAAGUAUCUGGGACACCAUACAUUCCAACUUGUGUCAUUUCCAAGAAAGAAUAGCAAGAGAAACAGGCCUUCCUAUUAGUGUAGUUUUGCUACUGUUGCUACUCUUGGCAGCUCAUUCCCUAAAUAAUUUUUAAGAGGUUAAUUCACAGAGACACACACAAUUGAUCCCUUCCCCAGCCUCCAUGUGGUUUAGGUCCACCUGCCCCUCACAGGGCUGGCUGAUAAAAAAAAGUGUUCUUUAAAAUUGUCUCUCAAGUUCUGGAACACACAGUAGCACACAAAAUGCCUGCACACACACACACACACACACACACACACACACACACACACGUUAGAAUGUAAAAACCUGCGAGAUGAUUUGUUUUCAGCUUGGUGAGGAAAUGGAAGUGAGUCCCACUAACCAAUGAAUGGAAAUGAGAAAUUGAAAAGCCACUGUUUGUGCUGAGUUCCCUUGUUAAAUACCAUGUGCCACAUUUUGCUGUUGUUCAGGUGCUAAUAGGCCUCUGAAUAAGUAAUUUGAUGUUCUAGGAUAUGCCUAGGUGGAAAGGCCCGUCCAAGUAGCUGCUAAGAGAUUCUUUCUAGCCUUGUAUAAGUAUCUUUUGCCCCAUAUUUGAGCAAUCCUUCUGCCACUGUAGGUCCCACAUUAAUGCCUCUUUUGAUGUCUGUUGUGCUGACCUCUUUGUAUAGGCUCCCCUCCCAGUAUUAUAGUCUCCUUUUAGUAAAUAAAGCAGAUAUUAUAUUAGGUUAUCUAUACUGUUCCGCUGUAAGGUUUCAAAUAACUCCCAAGACCUCCUGGCAGGAGGAUUGCUAGCAGAACAAAGUGCUGCCUCUUCAGGGACAGAUUGCACAGCUGCAUUCACGCCUGUACGCAAGUAGAUCUCUAGUGCUGUCCUAUCAUGAUUCCUCAGGUCUGGUAGAUGACAGCUGCCAGGAUGGUAGCCCUCCAGUGGGUGCUAAUAAUUUAUACUGCAAGGCUUCCCAACCUGGAAGUAGCAUCUAGAUUUCACAAGGGACGGAGGUUUUGCUGUACCUCUCCCCACUUUAUCUAUUCCUUACCCUUUUCAAAAAGCAUGUUUCUCACCCAUGUGUUGAAUUGUAGGGUGGAGAGGGGGAAAUGUGGAUGUUAUGCAGCGAGGCUAAAACAAUAGUUCUUGGAGCAAUGUGAACUGCUCUGACUGAGUGGGAAGGCAUGUGUCUGAUCCUGGCUUCUUUAACUAUGGACCAUUCCAGUUUUCUGUGAUGCCAUGGAAAUGGCUCUCAUGAGAGGAGGGCUGGGUUCAGAGCACAAUGUGCUUAAUACGACAUAUGUAUAUUUUGGAGCAGUGGCCAUGAGGCAUCAGAGAAAGAAAUAUCAAAUGCGCGUUUAGAAAUAUAUAUGUCUUCCCAUACUUUGCCCCCCUUUCAUUUAAUACAUGUGUAUGUGUAUUCAUCUCCAGGGUGUGAAAAAGCCAGAUGAGCAAUGCCUCCUGCUCUCAAUCUUAGAUGUUUUCAAACUUACCAUUGCUGCAAUGGAUCAGUGGUUUUAUUUUCAGAAAUAUAAACCUGGAUAGAUUCACUGCUGAUCUAACAGUAAAAAAAGAAAUCAUGUUUGCAUUGACCAAGAGAGGAUCAAUGAUUUCCCAUGUGUGUGUUAUUGGUUUGAGUCUGCCUAGUUUGGUCUCCCAUGGGCUGAACUCCACUUACCUGCUUUAAUCAGGUAGUAUGCAGAUUUAACUUAAGCCAACCUUCCCCAAUCUAGUGCCUUCCAGAUGUUGAACCACAACCCCCAUCAUAUGAGCCCCAGCCAGUAGGGCUAAUAGUUAGGGGUGGUGAGAACAUGCAACUCGACACCUGGAGGGUACUAGUUCGAGGAAGGCUGGCUUAAGUUAAAUCUGCAUACUGUCAUAAAUCUUCCUAUAUAAUGGGUAUUUUUUAAAAAUGGAGGAUUUAGGAGUCCAUCUCCUAACUUUGCUUUCUGAAAAUCAGCACUUGAAGUUCACUUCAUGUCAUUUUCCCUAAAGACAUGUUGCUUUGGUCCCAGUUUAGAUACAGGUACUGUCCUUUUAGUGCUGUAGUGUUUCUUUUGUCCAUCCCUUAGAUCAGCGGUAGCCAACAUGGUACCCUAAAUGAUGUUGGGCUACAACUCCCAUCACCAUCUUCAAGCAACUUCAAGCAUCCUUUGAGGAUGCGGAAUAUCUAGAUCCAUUCUAGUCUGGAUUCUGGCUUGGUUUGGAGACAGAUCAGCCUUGGUUGCCCUGAUAAAUUACCAUUGUCUAGAGAAGGAUAGGGGGAGUGUGACUGUGUUACUCUUUCUUGAUCUCUGUGACCUUUGAUACCAUCUGCUAUGGUGUUCUUGGACUGGCUCUGAGAGAUGGGACCUGGGGGCAUGUUCUUCAGUGGUCCGUUCCUACCUUCAGAGCCUGUUUCAGAGAGUAGCACUGGAAGAUUGCCUGUUGGCUUCCUGGCAGUUAUGUUAAGAGGUCCCAAAGCUUACCAUCUUGUCCCCAGUUCUGUUUGAUGCCUAUAUGAAGCCUUUGGGUGAGGCCAUUAGAAUAUUUGGAGCUAACUGCCAUUGAUAAACUGAUGUCACCCAACUCUUUCUCUUUGGCAUUUGAGUCGGGUAUGGUGUGCAAGCCCAGAGCCAGUGUCUGGACUCAGUGGUGGGUUGAUAAACUGAAGCUGAAUCCGGGUAAGUCUCAGGGCCCUGUGUGUGUGUGUGCACCUACUGUCCAGGAUAGAGGUCAGUUACCUGCUGUGGGUGGGGUUGCACUUCCUUUGAAGGGACAGGUAUGUAGUCUGAGAGUGAUGCUUGAUCCAUUGUUAUCACUGGAGGCUCCAGUACCUUGGAAUGCUUGGUAGUUUUGGCUGGUGUGCCAGCUAUGGCUGUUUCCGGACAGGGAUAGCUUAGCUUCAGUGGCCCAUGCAGUGGUCCCCUUGCAAUGGAAUUGCUGCAGUGUGCUCUGUGUAGAGCUUGUGUUUGGUUGGGAAGCUGCAACGGAUGCAGAAUGUGGAGUCACAGCUUAUGGCCAGGUUGCCUUCUGGAGAGAACUGCACUGGAUGGCAAAAAGCUUUACAGGACCAAAUUUAAGAUUUUACUGUUAAGAGUAUAAAGCCCUAAACAGCUUGGUACCAGGGUAUCUGAUACAUCACCUCUAUGUACCUGUAUGUUCACUGCAGUAUUUUAUUUUUCAAAACUGUAUUUUUACUUUUGUUGUUGUUGUUGUUGUUUUGUUGUUGUAUACUGUUAUGGCAUUUUGUAACAUUUAGCAGUUAUCAAUAUUCCAAAAUUAAUUAAUAAAUCGGCUAAACCAAUGAUCAGGGUUGAUGGGAGUUGUAGUCUGACAAUGUCUGGAAGAUACCACGUUUGUUAUCUCUAUGUUAGAUAAGUCUCAUUCAUCUUUGCAUGGCCAGUAAGCAAGGUAUCCUUUGUACCAUAUGGGAGAUGAAAUUUGAUUAUUCACUUUUUGUGCUCUGAACCUAUGAUAACUGCUCUAGUGAUGUCAUCAGAUAGGUAAAGAAUUUGCAACCCUGUAAUGUCAUCUCAACACGUACUGCCCAGGUGCUUUCCCCCUCUUCUCUGUUCGAUUAUAUGUGUGUGGUAGUAAACACUACAACACGAUGCCAAAAUAGAUUGCUUUAUACCAAAAUAAAUUACUGUGAAAAGAAGCAACUUGACUCAUUCCCCCACCCACCCCAGUCUCAGUUCCAAGGGCCUUUCUUGUUCACAUUUUGCUAGAUCUUGAGGUGCUUCCUCGCGAGUCCCAGUUGCUCUCCUUCCACACACCUCUCUAUCCUUGGCAAAACCUUCACAGAAGGGGCCCCGGACUGAUAGUGCUGUGUCUGAAAGCAGCCCAUGACACACACACCUCUGUGCCUCAUUUUUUAUUAUUGCACAGGAUGCAGACAAUAAUACUGACCUAACUUGCUGGGCAUGAGAAGCAUUGGUGAGCUAACCCUUCCCUCAGUACUUUGUCCUAGGCCAGCCUCCCACAACCAGUGCUCUCCGGAAGUGGUUGGACUACAAUUCCCAUUAGACCCAGCAAACAAGGUUAGGGAUGUUGAGAGUACAACAACAUCUGGAAUGGCACAGGCUGCGGAAAGCUGUCCUAUGCUGAAUUGGGGGGGCAGGGUCAUUCUAAUUAUUGCCUGUGACACAUAGGUGAAACUUGCCCACAGUCACAUACUGUGUUUUCCUUCCACCAAGCUCACUAAAUCACAUCCCAGGGUAACUAACUUUACUAUGGGGAUAACGGAUAUUCAGCCUUUUGCUUACCAAAGCCAGCUUUGCAGCCCUCUGACUGGGAUGUUGGAGGCAGAGGGAGGCUGCCUAAAUGGCCUUGCCUUCCUGUGCAAACAUUAGAAGCCUGUUUUAAUGUCUCGUAUUAUGUAAACUUGUAUCAACCUGUACUUUACCGUGGGUGGGAUUUGGGGUGGGGGGAAGGGUUUCUGAGGAUGAUAGAUGUAGCCUGUGUAAAAUAUCAUGUAUACUUCCAACAUUAAAGGGUGGUGACUGUUGGGGUUUUUUUAGGAAAAGAAAUAAAAAAAUGAGCUUGACUGGUUUCAAGCAGAAUUGUUAC
This is a messenger RNA of Podarcis lilfordi (Lilford's wall lizard), 98121 nucleotides long. Lineage: Eukaryota; Metazoa; Chordata; Lepidosauria; Squamata; Lacertidae. The record is from the annotation of a GenBank genome assembly.